Molecule: messenger RNA, 92450 nt
Organism: Xyrichtys novacula (pearly razorfish)
Lineage: Eukaryota; Metazoa; Chordata; Actinopteri; Labriformes; Labridae
Source: the annotation of a GenBank genome assembly
AUGUCACAGCACCUCCACACUCACAGCCAUGACGAUGACACACACACGCACACACAAACACACACACUCAGCUCUCCUGGUCCCACACCGACAUCAUUGUCCUUCUCCCAGUUCCGAGCCUCUCCUCUGGGCUCCUGGGUCCUGUCAGAAAAGCUUUUCCUCACAGAGCCCCACAGGUGCCAGCCAAUGAUCGCUCAGAAAGAGGACACCAUGUGAUGGUGUUCAGCCAAUGUUAGGCACCCAUAACUGCACACUUCCUGGAGGGAAAGUACACUCAGAUAGCAUGAAUGUUUCUAUUUUUAAUCUCUCUGCCAGGAAAAAAAGUGGAGCCAAGAAACCACUUUUGAAACAAUGCCUUAAUAUAACAUCGAGCAUGUGAGCUGUCAUUUGAUUAAAAAAAACCAAAACAAGUAAACAAAUAAUGUGUUGUUGAAUUAUUGUUCUUCUGAGAAGCAGCAUGAAUGCAAAUACACAACAAAUAUUCCUCGGACCCACAUAUGCAGUCAUGCACACAAGCAUGCUGACAAGUGUGCAUACAGAUACAAACAGAUGAACUAAGGAAUAUUCUUACUCUCAUUUGCAUCUAACUGCACACAGACAUAAACACAAACGCGCACAAACACACACACGAGUCUUUGCUUUAAUGCCAGCCACUCCUUCAGGCCUGAGCCCUUUCCACUCUGCUCUUAUCACUCCAUUUCCUUAAACUGCUCUGCAGUCACUCUGAUGACAAAGUGCUCACCCGUCUAUCAAAAUACUGUCUGUCACUCACAGGCCCCACCUCCCUCACUGUGCACAAGGUGUUAGACCAAGUUCUGGAAGUAGGGGUCCAAAUUUGAUUGACGUCUCACACAAGAGGUAAAGGUAGAUAGAUAGAUAGAUAGAUAGAUAGAUAGAUAGAUAGAUAGAUAGAUAGAUAGAUAGAUAGAUAGAUAGAUAGAUAGAUAGAUAGAUAGAUAGAUAGAUAGAUAGAUAGAUCUCCAUGGGGAAAUUUGUCUUCACCAACUGUACCUUACAUAAAAGGACAAAAAUGCACAUCACAUAGGACAGACCUUAAGGAACAGACAACUAAUGACAAACACCCGGACAACAGCAAUCGGCAACAAGCAGCAAGGAGGCAACAGGACAGAUUAUUCACCGGGGCCUACUAUUCAGGGCAUCUAUAGCUGCAGGGACCAGGCUUUUCCUAAAGCGGGCCUUGCGAAACCUUAGGGUUCCGUACCUGCGCCCUGAGGGUAGGAGUUUGAAGUAUUUUUUGAGUGGAUAAGAAAACAGUAACCAUAGGAUAGAGGUAAAAAGGUAAGGUAAUUAAUUCAAACUGAAUAAAACAGAAAAACUCAGAUGGACAAGCAGAUAGUAACUGAGGAAGGGAUGAAGGAGAGACAGUAUAGAGAGAGAGAGAGAGAGAGAGAGAGAGAGAGAAGAGAGUGUGCGAGCAGGGGUUAAGGCCGAGCGUGUGUUGUGGGCUCAGCAGUGAAGUUGACGAUGCACUAGGAUAACAGCUGCGCUGCAGGGCUUUCAGGCUCCAUCACUACUGCUCUCCUUCAAGCAGCUCCACCAACACACACUCCCUCUCCAUCUCUCUUUCUCACACACUCACAUACACACACUACAAUACACAUACACAAAUAUACACACAGCUCUCAUGAACAUGCAGAAGCACUGAUUGUGCAUCAGUGCUUCUGCAUCAGUGCCUUCUAACCAGGUUUUCUAUGCCUGGUCAGGUCAGAAAAUCAGACACAGAGUCGCAUGUGCCAUCUUUGAAAUUUAUUUGGAAUAUCACAAACCUUUCACCACUAUGUGUUAUUAAAAACAACCGUUUUAGAUGUACAGCAAAAGAUGCAGAAACGCUGAAUAGAACCGGGAUUACAAGAGAACAGCGGUAAAAAGAAGAGAGCAGGUUUGCAGCUUAAGAGCACAUGAGUGAAGCGCUCAAAUAGAUUUAUUGCAAUCAGAUUUAAAAUGAGCUGCAGCAAGAGAGGAGGGGAGCGGGUGGGAGGGAGGUGUGAGGCGGGGGGAUAAAGGAGAGAGUAAAAGCUAAGUGCAUUUACAAAGAGAGAGAAACACAACAGCUGUUUUCUGUGAAUUGCAUGUGUAAACUAAACACAUUUUUAUUGAGUCAACAUAUUGUAAUCCCCUCAGAGGUUGGCCAAACACAACAUUUAAACAGGACCUUCAACACGACACAGUUAAGAUCUGUUUUGUGCAUAAUUGCAUUUGCCUUUCUAUACUUGUUUGUGCAGGAAUUACAAACUGCUCAAGGAAAAGUAUCUCUACAAAAAGUGAAAAUGAAAAUUUUCAGGAAAUUAAUUUUUAUUUAUCAUAAUAAAAUAAAUAAUUCAUCAUGAAUUGAUGUACUUGGGUGAUGUGAAUUUAAGUUAUGGGCUUUUUGGAGCAGAGAGAAGUAAAGCAGCUUGAACCAGAAGUGGGGGCAAACUACCACCUUAAGCAAAAUCACAUCCAUGCUCCCCAAGGGGGGCACUGCACCCUCUGCCUGUGUUUUUACUCCAUUUUUAGAUAGACUGAACUGCAUUAGGCUUUCCUACUGGGGGCUAUAGGCUAAGUUUUUUUCUGUCUGGAAAGAAAUGGGGUUUCAACAUGAUUUUUAACAAGACACAAACACACAGAUUCAUCCUCACAGAUUAGGAACCUUUAAAACAUAGCCUCAGUGUCGUGGUGGACAACACUCAAGCAAACCAGGCCAAAUGCAAAUCCACAUAGUUAGACUAGAGAAGUGCUACAAGAAGUGCUGUUAAUGUUAUCUUUUAAAAUAUGACUGUUUUGGAAAUAUUUUAAACUAUGUAUUAGUCAAAUAAACAGUAAUAAAAGUUAAGGUGUAGGGUUGCAAAAUUCUGGGAAUUUUCAAAGUUGGAAACUACACUCCUCAAUCAAAUGCACAGAUGAUUUCUUGAACCUGGGAAGUCACACUUUUGUAGCCUAAAGUACAAGACAUUUGAGCCCACGGACUAUAUAAAGUCAAGUAAGUUUUGAUAAUAUUAUGGGGUAAAUAUAUUUGAUCUAUAAUAGUAUUAAUUUCUAACUUGCAAUAAUUAAAUAUAAAUAGAUGCUAAUGUAAGCUAUUUUUUUAUUUUAUUUCAUUGACCAUUUGAGGGGCGAGCUUGUUAUAGUGGUGGUAGCUACCUCAAAUGUGAUGCUGUUUCUUCUGACUCCUGCGAGAUGGGUUUUCCGAACCAUACAAUUAUUUAUACAUCAAUUGUCAAAUAUUUUGAAGACCAUUACCGUUGUUUAACCAACUAUAUUUUUGUUCAUGCCAUUACAUUCGUGAUUUCACAAGCUUUUUUGUUACUGUAUUCUACAGAAAAAUGCCACGUUCGCCAUCGCCACUCAAAUAAAUCUGUUGAAAUGUUUUUUUAUUGUCUAAUUUAUCAUGGAUGCCUGCUUAUGACAAAACAAAAAUAUUUACAUUUAUGUUUGGAUAUGAUUCAGUUUGUAUAAAUUAUCCCAAAUUUCCAGUUAAUUCUGAUAAAUUCCCAAUAAUUCCCAUGGAAAGUUUCCAAGUUGGAAUAUUUCCAAAAUUCCCCAGCUUAACUUCCCAUGGAAAGUUUCCGGAAAUUUUCCGCCCCUUUGCAACCCUAAGACGUACACAAAAGCUCUUGCCAAAUAUUUCAUCCAUAAGAAUAAAGUUAUGAGAUCAUCCCCCAGAUUAUCGUUGUAUUGUAAAUGUACCACAUUAUAUUAUAAUCUAAUAUUGUAAAUGUAUUUGAAAUCUCUUAAAACGUUAACUAGUUUGAAGGAACAAAAGUUAUAACGAAGAAUUUUCCCACUGAUAUGAACAGCUAAAAAUGUUUUAAAAAAAGAAAGAAAACCCUGGCAAAGUUUUGCAUAGCAUAAAUUAUUUUAUUUAUUCUAAGUUACUUUUAUGUUUCUGUUUGCUUGCUGUUCUUCACUUUUUACUUUAUUUUAUUGCCCUACUGUUUUUUUCCCUCUCUUUUUUCCUUUGAACUGAUAGUGCCAUGUUUGGAAUUGUAAUUUUGUUAACUCUGAAUAAAGCUUUAAAAAAAAAGCUAGCUGUGUUUAUGCUUAAGCUUUAGCGUAGACUAGGCUAGCUGCUGCGUUGUGCGUGUAUUUUUAAGUGGCUGUUGGACGGUUAUGUUUUUACUUAGGUAUUUAUUUGAGAGUAGAUGCCCAAAGUCAUAUUCAUUGAUAAAUAAACUCCCUUUUAAAUGAAAUAAAACACAUGACCAAAAUGCUCUACCAUUGAAGGCAGGCCCCUCUCUGACCAUUUGACUCAUGCUCGUUAUACAAGCAGUCACACACGCGCUCACUUACUGGCUCCACCCCGUCCAGGUGAAUAAUUUAAGACAAUUCAAGAAGAAACUAUUAUCCCGGGCAGACACGUAAGUCGAUCUGAUGAAACUACCUACUCACCCAGUGGUUCUCCAGCACUCCUGAAACGCGGCUUCUGCUCACUCACCAGCUCUCCGAGGAGGAAGAUAACAGGUUUCUGCUCUUUGCUGUCUUUGCUGGUGUGUCAAACUCAAGGCCUCGGAUCGGCUGUUCCACUCUGGCAGGUAGGAUUUUCUAAAAACGUACAUAAACGCUCUGGUAUGACAGAACUGCCACAGCAAUUCAAGCUAAAUGCAUGACACGAGUUUAUUUUUUCAUAAAGAGUACAAAAUCUCUUAAGUUUUACGAUUAAACUUAAGAGACAGUCUGUCGCGACUGACAUAAGAAGUGAAUGAAAUUUUUUAAAGGGUCUUCUGCAGGUCAAAGCUAUCAUUUGGUCAUUAGCUUUUCAUAAGGGUGGGAUUAAAAUGUAGCUGAGUGCUUGACAGAUGUGCCUUUUAAUGCUGUUAUAUUUGCCAUUUUCCCUUUUACAAGUAUGCAUUUUAUAGUAGCACACUUUAAGGUUGUAUCUUUUACACAUCCAUUCAAAAUAUAGAUGUCAUCAUGUGAAACCAAAAAUAAAUCAACUGGAUUUACUCUUAUACAUAGUUACAGGCUGUGAUGAAAUAUAGAUUUUGCAGCAUCUUGGCUCAAAUAUGCCUUGUAAAUCUCUUUAGAGAAAAUGUUGUAUACAUAUAUUCACAUAAUGUUCUUGCAUUUGCCAUCUUAUGGAGAACAGCUGUGACAUGAGAGCAAUGGUGUGUCACAACUUGAUCAGGCAGGUUGGUGUUGACUUACUGUCCCAUCAAGAAGUAUCAUGGAGGCUAAUGGGAAACGUAGUCCAAAGAAAGCAUUUUACAAUAGGGAUUGUACAUUGUCAGAGGAACAACUCAAUCUUCACUAACUCUGGAAUAAAUAACAUAAUAAUCAGUAAAGCCAACGCAGUGAUGAUCUCGGUUGAAUGACAUCCAUCGUAGUAUAGAUGUUGUACCCAGAAUCUUCUUGAUGCUUCAAUAAUUUGGAUUUUACGACAAGAAUUUAUCAAACGACUGCAUGACAACAAUGUAAGAUUGGGGGAUGGGUUUUCCUGGGAACGACACAUACCCGCAAGCUUGUGUUUUACUUGAAUGUACAUGCAACUUAAUGCCCUCCCAAUAAGGCAGAUACCCAUCUGACGUGAUUCAGGCUGGGCCAAUCAUAACCAUUGAUCUAACACUGAGCAGCCAGGCAUGCAGAUACAGUCAACUAAUUGGUGAAGAAGAAAUUAGAGAGAAAUUUUGCUGCUGAAAAGCUGAAUAUUACCUUGAGAUGUUGGCUAAGACUGAGAACAGUGCUAAAAUGGGCUUGGUUGAUAUAUAAAUCCAAUUAAGUGUUAAAUGUGAGCUUAUUUGAAAACUAUUUUCAUCGACAUCGCUUUUAAAGGGGAGGACUUGUUGGUGUAGUGUUUAGGACUUGUUUCUGCCUCCCAGAAUAUUUGAUUUUUAAAAAGUUAUUGCACAUUGGAUAAAGAUAAUGUUUCUGUGGACUAUACACCCGUACUUAUGGGUUUUGUGAGAAAUGUUGCCUCUUGUGGUAUUUGGCUCUAUCACAGCCUAGAUUGCCUCAAUAUGCCUGAGUGACUAUGUUUAUGGAUUAAGAAUAAUAUAAUCUUUCUGAAGACUUGGACUUUAUCCAGCUUUGUAGGGACUUGACGUCUUUAAUACUGGAUUUCAUGCAACUUCUGAUGAUUUUUUAAAUUUCAAAAAUGUAAAAUAGGAAUCCCCUUUAACACAAAAUCAGUGAUCAAACUGUUAAAUCCCAAAAGGAGAAGGGUUAAUACUGUUUUUUGGCUUACAUGUGAGUGGACUCAUCCUAACAGGUAUGGGAUUUCUGGAAGCACCAACCCAUUUCUCCCAAAAAUUGUGUGAUUAAAAUAUACCGAAUAACUCCAAAGCAAAUUAAACAAAACAGUUUUCUUAGUAUUAUUAUUCUCAGUAGAGUAUAAUAAGGAUAAUCAUCCUCCUACAGGGAAGGUAAAAGGAAAGGACUUUCUAAACAAUUUGCAUGCAUGUGCCAAAGCAGUGCUGUGGCUCAUUAGCAGCCAACUCUUCACAGUUUAAAGGGAUAUUCCGGCGUAAAAUUGAGUUAGGGUCAAACACACCGUAACACCAAGUUAGACACUCCGUCGAGAGAUCAAUGUUGCCGACUGCUUGCUUCUCUAGUUAUACAAAUUUGAGUAACAACCGCAGAUAGCAAUACAGAGAGCCACAUGCUCAACCAAAAAGCUACUCUAUAGCCACAAAUAAUGCUCAGAACAGCACCUAACAGCUCAAGGAAGAACUUUUAUGAUCUUUUUUUCAUGGAAAUGCAAUCAGACUCAGAUGCUAAGGCAGAGGAACUACUGCGCCUGCAGUGCAAAAUGAUUAAUAUGAUGAUCAUUACUUCAAGGAAAUGAUAAAGAAAUGAUCAGAAAUGUUCUUCCUUGAGCUGCGUCACCCUGCUGCAGUGGAUGGACUUGCCUGGGGCUCUCCAUACAAACAAACAGCUGCUGGAAGAGAGUAGGUGAGUUGUGCAUAGUCUCUUUGCUAAAGAAAUUAGGCAAAACUAAAAAGACGUUUUGUGGCUAGUGAAGUUAGGUGCUGUUCUGAGCAUUAUUUGUGGCUAUAGAGUGUUUUUUUGGUUGAGCGGUGGCUUUAUGUAUUGCUAUCGUGCGGUCUUUACUAAAGCUGGUACAUAAACCGUAUAUACUAUGGACAGUUUGGCUCCGCCUUCCGCCAGCAUACGGAUUUGAAGCCAAGAAGCUCUCGGUAAUUCUGCGUUUUCUCUCUAUUUCCUUAAACCAACAUUGCGUAGUAGCGUUGUAUGCACUCCACCACUUGCGCAGUAGCAUUGUGCGCAUUCAGUGGGAGAGUCGCCGAGAGUCCCUGGAAUGACGCUCGGCUGAAAAAGCGUAUCCCCCGGGUAAGCUACGCAAUCUUCGUACGCCCAUAGGCUGUAUCAAGUGUCAAUCAUAGAAAACAUGAACCCCCUAAUAACUUUUAAAAAUGGACCUGCUGAAAAAAAGAGGACUUGAGCACAGAACAGUCUUACAAUAACUACAUAUCAACAUCGCAAGCGGGGGUUGGGGGAUGUAUGUUCUGUGUAAUACAUUUCUAAAGUUUGUCCACAACCCUAUAAGCCUUGCUGGCGGAGGCGGGAUUUAUCACCUAUACUGCAGCUUCACCCAGCGAGGAGGCAGACAGCAUCCACUAUAUGUACAGUCUAUGAGUUGGUAUAACUCGAGAAGCAAGUGGUCGGCAACAUUCAUCUCUCAAUGGGGUGUCUAACUCGGUGUGUGUUUGACCCUAACUUAAGUUUACGCCAGAAUAUCCCUUUAAGAGUUGUGUGUUGCUUUUUUGUUGUCAUCACAGUCAGUAGAUGCCUUGUUUUUUGGUUCCACUUAUUGUAUUGAGUUAACCGAUGGAUGAUUUAUAGAUAUUAAGCUGUUUAUGAUUGUUCAACACUUACUUGUAUGCAUUUUAUUUCUUCCUAGAUUGUUUACUUAUUGCGCUUGUUUUGAAGGUUAGAGUUAGAAACCUUCAUUUCAGUUCAAUGACCAGGACUUUUCCUUAUUAAAUAUUAUUUUAUUAUUGUUUUUAAAGCAUUAAAAAUCACAAGAACGUGCUACAUCACUCCUCCAAAAAUAGAGAAAAAAAAACUAAGGCUGAUUUUAUCCUGAGCACAUAAAAUAGGCCAGUUGUUUACAAGUGACCUUUAUGGUCAGUGGUUGCUGCCUGUGACUCUGAAUGAAUGGUUUCACUUUUAUCAUAAAAAAAUGAGAGAUGUGUUGUAGUAUGGUUCCUUUUAGAUGUUAGCAGCAGGUCUGGUGUAUUUGCAGAGGGGGGUGUCGGGGCCAGGAGGAGGGGAGAAGCUUGCUCUCUGAUGUGCACUCGUUUUACUGUUCACGAUAAGCAGGCAGUCAGCGGACGAGGAUGCUCUGUUGUCUGGUGCGCACUCUCCUGUCUCCAGCUUUCCAUCACCAUGGUGGAAGAGCUUAAUUAAUGCACACAGGCUUUAUGUGUCCCUCCCGGAGCUCAUGAUCGGUAAACCGCCAUCGUUCGACACCGGACCUGCGUUAUUAAACACCGGACCCGUGUUGGAGAGCGGAGAGGACCGCGGCUGAAUCCUAAAGUCUUCAGUAAAGGUAAAAAGAAAAACUACACGGUGCGGUUUCGGAGUUAGCCUCUUAGCAUAGCUGCGUUCAUACAGGAUAUGAUGUUUAACGGUUGUCAGAGGACAGCGGUUAUUAACGGCCACUUUUACACUCGACGGUAUCAGGUGAGGAUUCAGAGCCUGCCAUGGAGGACGGGACUGAAAUGCGUUGAUGUAAACUAAGGUGGGCUCUGGUCAUGUGGACUGUCCGCUGUAUUAGCUCAGAGUCUGAUUGAGGUUUGUUGUAAUAACGAUGCCAGCUGUUUCUCUACACCAUCUGACGUCUGUGCGCUGCUCAGUUUUCACUAUGAGCGCCCGGAGUCAAGCUGUCAUUUCACAUCAUUUUUUUUUUUUUUUGGUGGAGGGGGGGGCAGAUUUCACCAGAUACCUACCUUGGUUGUGUCCAAGGAGAAAUAUGAGGACGCCGGGAUGAUGGCUGUUUUGUCACGAGUUGCUCACGGAAACGUCAGUGCACAUUUCAUGACGGGUGCUCGGUCGUCGUUUCCGAUGGAGCAGUGAAAUUAAUAAUCCCAAAUAAGCGCAUUUAAUACGCAUUUUCCCCCUGCCUGAGCUCGCACUAGCUUCGGUUUCAUGGAGGCUGCAUCGUAGCACAAAGAGGAGCCAGCCUGAAUCCGGCAGUAGACGCGCAGUUUUACAUGAACACCAGCACUCAUAUCACAUCUAGAAGCUAUAGGAAGAUGAAUUCUUUCCCGGAGAAUCGCUGCAAUGUGACCUUUUUGUGUUUCUUGUUCUGCGGGGCCUGCUCGCAAUUCAAGGACUUACACAACUGAUGUGACCAAGUGAUGUCUGACAGUGGCAGCUCUGGAUGUAAAAGCGUAUUUUGUGUCUCUGUGUGUGUUUUGUCUUGAGCUACAUGACGCCUGCCUUCAUUAUUUUAUUUUUUUUGGCCUCACUGUGUUUGUUAAGGGUCAGAAAAUGUUGGACUGCUGGCUUAGUAUCUAGGCUCCUAAUGGCAUCAUCCCAGCCAUCAGCUGCCAUGUUUCAACUGCUUUUAGCUACUGUUUAUUUGUACAUAUUAAACACACAUUAGGAUAAGUUACAGAUUUAACACAAGACGCCUUUAGAUUAGAUGACUUUUAGAGAAAUGACAAAUGAGACGACAGACAAUUGAAUUUACCUUAGGGGAUUAAUAAAAUUUCUCUUAUUCUUAUUAUGUAAGUAUCUUAGUUGUGUCCUUAUCAAGUAAGACGUGUAGUGCGGUAAAUUAACAAGGACUGACUUAAAUUUGUAAUCCAUUACACCAUGUAGGGGUUUAUGAUUUAAUGUCAAAGGUCUCAAACCAAUUUUUGAUAUGAGUCACAUAGUUUUUGUGCUAAAACUAACAAACCUCCUGUAUAAAAGCUAGAUAACCUUGAUAAUAUUCCUCUGAAGAACAGGCAUUUGAUUGACACAACCAGAGGUCACAAUAUAAAGGAUACAGGGUAGAUAUACAUCAUUGUAAUCGUUUUAUUUUUAGAGAAAUAUACAGAAGUGGUUGAUCCAUGUUCAGAAGACUGAAGUUACCAUCAGUUACCUGGUGCUCAUUGUGCUCAGCUUAUAUGUUUUUUGUGAUCAUUUGAAGCAACUAAUCCCCUGUAUAAAAGCUAGAUAACCUUGUUAAUAUUCCUCUGAAUAAUAGGUGUUUGAUUGACACAACCAGAGUUCACAACAUAAAGGAUAAAAGGUUGAUGGAGAGGAUAAAAUAGAAAAUUAUGGAAGGUUUUGAGAUGCUAUUUAGUUACUCAUUUUCUAAACUCAAAAAGAUCCAUGUUUGAAGCAUAUUCGAGGCAUAACCGUCCUUCUAAAUCUUCUAUAAACAUUAAAACCAAGGACAGUGUCAACACAAGCUGAAUUAGGUGUUGACUAAUGUUGAAAAAUAGUAAUAGUCAUCAUGUGUCAGAGUGUUUUAAACUGGGGUAGCAGUUAAAAACAGGUGAGGACAUUUGUAAGGAGACUUAAAUGAAUGUACUCCAAAGCAAGUUAUAUUAUUCAUUUUCAUCACUAGCUUUUAAGUUAUUUUGGCUUGUAAUUGUUUAAUUUUCAGAAAAAUAUACAGAAGUGGUUGAUCCAUGUUCAGAAGGGUGAAGUUACCUGAAGUUACCAUGAGUUACCUGGUGCUCAUUGUGCUCAGCUUCCAUGGUUUCUGUGCUCAUUUGCAGCGACUAAUCCCCUGUAUAAAAGCUAGAUAACCUUGAUAAUAUUCCUCUGAAGAACAGGCAUUUGAUUAACACAACCAGAGUUCACAACAUAAAGGAUAAAAGGUUGAUAGAAAGGAUAAAAAAGAGAAUUAUAGAAGGUUUGAGAUGCUCUUUAGUUACUUACUCAUUUUCUAAACUCAAAAAGAUCCAUGUUUGAAGCACAUAAGAGUAGGGAUGCACUGAUCUGAUAUGUGGAUCGGAUAUCGGCUCCGAUAUUGACAAAUUAACUGGAUCAGAUAUCUGUUGAAUGAUCCAGCGUUCUGAUCCAGUCUUUUUUUUCUUUUAAUUAAUAUCAUACACAGCAACACAGCGAUUCUGUUCUCUCUAUAGUCUGUCUGUCUAUUGUUUUGCACUAAAUGAUUACAUAGAGUCUUUCUUUUUUUUGCUAUGUGCUAAUGUGCAGUUUGUUAUUUUUUGAUAAAUAAUAUUAAGUAAAUUUAUAUCUGUGUAAAUUUGUUCCCUUUUUCAACAAGGCUAAUAUCAAGCCUGAUGCCUUCACUUACAGGGCAAGGUAUACAGUUCAUUCAUUCAACAGUAGUAUUGGAUCGCUAUCAGAUAUUGGCCGAUACGCUUAGCCCAGGCAUCGGUCCCGGAUUGGAUCGGAGAAAAAAAAAGGAUUGGUGCAUCUCUACAUUAGAGGCGUAACCAUCCCUCUAAAUCUUUUAUAAACAUUAAAACUAAGGACAGUGUCAACACAAGUUGAAUUAGGUGUAGACUAAUGUUGAAAAGUAGAAACGGUCAUCUUGGAUGUGUGAGAGUAUUUUAAACUGGGGUCGCAGUUAAAAACAGGUGAGGACAUUCAGAGCCAUUUCAAGAGUCUAUUCUUAACAUUAAAUGAGUCAGUUCAGUAUUUGUAUGGAGAUUUAAAUGAACUUACUCUAAAGCAAUUUGUAUUAUUAAUUUUCAUCAUUGUCUUUGAAUUCAUUUUGGCUUGUAAUCAUAUUUUUAGAGAAACAUACAUAAGUGGUGGAUCCAUGUUCAGAAGGGUGAAGUUAGUUUUAUUGUUUGUGUUGAACGUUAGUAAUUCUGUUCUGCUUUCUUUGUAAAGUAAGAAAUGUACUGACCCAUUUUCAUCUUUUUUUUCAUUCCCAGGGCAAAUUAUGCCAGCAGCACCAGAGUCGCUCCUCCUGGUGACGUGCCAGCUCAUUGGUCAGACUCCUCUGCCCUCCUCUAGUCUCCUUGUCUACCCUGGCAGAUCCAUGCUGCUGGAUGCUCCUCACAGAGCCACGCCCACACCAUGAGCGCCAACGGGCCCGCCCCAGACCCAGCCCCUGCUGCGGCCCCAGAGGCCCCUCCGGCCUCAACCCCUGCCCCUGCUGCAGCCCCUGCUGCGGCCCCUGCCCCUGCCCCUGCCCCGGCCCCGGCUCCUGCAGCGCCGUCCGCUCCUCCUGCAUUGCCCUCCCAAACAUCCACCACCAUCCCGGUAGGUGCGUUGGCACAGAAGAAGCGGCAGCAGUAUGCCAAAAGCAAGAAACAAGGCAGCAACGCCAACAGCAGGCCAGCUAGGGCUCUGUUCUGCCUAACCCUCAACAACCCCAUACGCAGGGCCUGCAUCAGCCUGGUGGAGUGGAAGUAUCCUUUACUGUGGCUUCAUGUGGGAGGGUAUGCAUGUACUCAAUAUUAGAUAAGUAAAUGUUCAUAAGGCUGAAAAGAGUAUUUAUUUAUCAGAAAGACUCUAAAAAAGGGAAUGUAGGGACACUGUUUCAGUAAACAAAUAUUCUAAUUUAUCAGAGAAAUACACAGAAUGUUUAUUUGUUGUUGUAUUUGUUCAAUAUUUGUAUUGUGUUUGCUUGGAUCUGGAUUGCCAGUCAGACAAACAGGACAUUUGAGGACAUCUCAUAAGACGAUUUGAAAAGUUUAUAUUUUGACGAUUUUACCAGACAGAAUUAUUGUUGAUGGGUUUAGGGAAAAAUAUAUAAUGAAAUAGUCAUCAGUCGGAGGCCUUGUUGUUCUUAGCUUAGCUUUAUUUGAGUUGUUAUUUUUGCUCAUAGUUCUUUGUAAAGUAAAAACUGUAGGGAGACGGAGAAUAGGCACAUUGCGCUGGGUUGGUUUUGGAACAUAAAAAUAUGUUUCUCAUACAAAAGAUUUAGUGAGAGUCAAUGGAUCCUAAAAUACACAGGGAGAGUAUUAGGCAGUGCGACAGUCGGGGGGGGAGGUUUGUUGCAAAAGCAGCUGCUGUCAUCACAAAGGCCAUCAGAUGGUAUAAAGAAGAUUGCCUCACGUGAGUCGCAUAGAUACAUUUCAUAAUCCACCUUUGUGUGUUUGCCCAAAAAAUGUCAAUGGGGAUUUACAACCAGUACACUUAGUGAGACACAGCUGUGGUCAUAUCUCAUCGUUAUUUUUGACGCUAUGUAGCAACAGUGCGGUGUUAGAGCGUGUUUAUUUUCUGUAAUCAGUCAGAGUGAGUAAAGAGUGAAUUGAAUUUACGGUGCUUUCCUUGCCACCCCUGAAACAUGAUUUUAGGUGAUCAGUGUCUCAUUUAUUUGAGCAUUAUUCAGUUUGAAUCAGCAGAAAUUGAUAGUAAAAAGUCAGUGUGAGGUCAGUGUGAUUUGUCAUCUUAAAUUUUUUGAAUUGAAAAAAUCACAAGCGAAUGAUGAAUAUAUUUAUGGAGAUGUGUAUAGUCAUGAAGUCACAAUAUUUUCAAUGACAUUUUGAAAGAAAAUUAGUUUCCUCUGUGGUGAUUGAAAUAUGAUCAAAUUACUGAAAUGGACAAGUCAGUCGAGGGGAUAAUCUUGUCUUUUACUUUGAUUUUCAUAAUAACAAUAAUAAUAAGUACAACAAAAAUAUUAAUUAUGAUAUUAAUAAUUUAUUAUUAUUCUCAAGACACUAAUUCCUCCAGUAGUCGACUAAGAUUUUUUUUCUCUUUGCUGUUUUUUUAACCACAUUAGGACCCUUUGACCGAACAGCUGGUUACCACAUCAAGAUUAUGGCAUCAAACCAAGCAAUUACAUUGUUCAGAGAGAAACCAGAUUAGUCCAAUAUCACCGGUUAGUUUACAAAAACAAACAAGUUCUGAACAUUGCUAUUUCUUAGGUUGCAAGAGGCGCAUGAAAAUGGUGUAACCCUUCAACCAACCAGAGCAACAAAACUUCUAACAUAGCAGUAAACCGCCAGGUCAGACAGGCAGGACCGAUUAGUGGGACCAGCUUCAGGUGGGCCGGACAGGAGAAGGCUGAGACACGCCUGCUUAUGCGAGUCAAACACAGGCUUUUUGAUUUGCCUGAUUCCCAGACUACAGCUAAGUUUAAUUGAAGAUAAACUCCUUCAAAAUACAAAAAAAAUCAUUAAUGUUUUCGUUCUGCAGUCUAAAGCACAAGUCAAUGAAAUAUCAUGAAAGUGCUCAGAGUCAGGAGGAACCUCCAGUGCCUUAGACUUUAUAUCAAAUUGAUUUUAUCAUGUGAAUAAGUAAUGUGGUCAAUUAUGCAGAAGCUUGAAUGUUAUCGCUGGGGAUUUAAACAUCAUGUUUUCUCUCUGCUUUCUUUGCCUCAUUUUCUUCCAUGUUUGCCUUAACCUCUCUUCUCAGGCCAUUUGAUAUCUUUAUAUUAAUUGCUAUUUUUGCCAACUGUAUGGCCUUAGCUGUCUAUAUUCCCUUUCCUGAAGAUGAUUCUAACUCCACAAACCACGACCUGGUGAGUAGCCUGUUUAUGUCUUUUAUUAUCAGUUUUCUCAUUUGGUGCCUUUGUUGAAAGACUCGCUCUGCUCUGCAUCAUUUUCUUAGAAUAUGUAAACCUUGUAUUGUGUGGCUUGAAUUAAGGGUUGUUAUCUGUAAAAUGGAAGAAUAAACUUUAUGUCAGGAAUAUUAAAAGAUAUUUGUGCGAUGUUUGAGACAGGGAUGAAAAGAGGGAUAAAAAGAUUAUCUCUUGCGGUGUGUGCUGAUGUCUUUUCGUUUGCUUAGCUUUUAUCUGCUCUAUUUGUUAAAUUGUUUCAAAAUACAUAGAAACUGUGUCAUUACUUCUUAAUCCUCUUUGGGUGAUGGGGUUUGAUUGUUUCGCCUUUUCAAGGUAAAGUCAGAGUAGUAAGAUGCUGCUCGGCUCGCGCAGUAUUGCUUCAUCAUGCAGAUUUGAAAGUGUGUGCUGUGCCUACACAGAGAAACACUUUGACAACUAUCCUCAUCGGCACUUUAUCAUGUCAUAUUUUCCCUGGGAGAACAGAGGUUUGGUCGGCUUUUUAUUUUUAGCUUUUCUCCUCACUGCACCACCCUGUGCACCUUGUGCUUUUAUGUCUGUGUGAUGAACUAUGGGUGAUGUAGUGAAGUAAGCAUUGUUCCACAGCUGAGUAUAAGUGCACCCUCAGAAAGGCAGACAAACAUGGUUAAUGUGUUCCUACACGAGCAAAAGACUGUGGCGGUUAAUGAUUCGUGAGCUGCUUAUACAGUGUUUUGGAUGCUUUUUUCUGAGUGUAAGAUCAUGUUAGAGAAAACUGUACCAGCCUCAUGUGUAAGACCAGCAGAAGUGUUUCUCUGCUGAACCUGCAGUGCAAAAUUAUCUACGGCUCUGGUACAAAGUGUGUGUGUGUGUGUGUGCGUGCGGUCUACUUUGGUGAAGUAGGGUGUACUGCUUCCAAGCUUGACCUCCUGGAGGGUGACCUCAGGGUGUUUGUUUGCACAGUGGUGCAUCAAGAGAAAGUGGGCCAUCUGGGGCAUUACAGUGUCUGGUACAGUUUAUCUUCAGUCUGUUUCCAGAGUGAGUCUGGGAGUUUGAAAGAGUUUGAAAGUCCUAAAUGUAACACCUUGAGAAAAAGGGCACAAAGUUAUGAUGUUUUUGUGAGUGUUUCUGUAGUUAUACACCAUAAGCCAGGCCUACUAGAUUUUUAACUACUCAUAGCAAAUGAGAUGAUAAUCCAAGAUCUUGACUUAAAACUGUAAUUCAGCAGAAAAGCAUCCUCUGGGUAUAAGGUAAUCAUAUAAUGAUUAAUGGUAUUUAUAAUAAAUGGCUUUGGCAGAUGUGCUCACAAGGCCAAUUAAAAAUAUAAACAAACAUGUCUGCAACCACUGCAGGCGGCCUUGUCAGUGUGGCUGCUACUGAGAUAAUUCAAUACCCCCUACAUGAUAACCUAGUUUUCUCCAUCUUAUAUGACAGCAUAUCAAAUUCAGAACAGGCACUGGCAAGUGUUAGAUAUAAAUCCCUGUUCUGAUGUACAGGAAAAUGAAAUUAAAUGUUGUUUCUGAUGUCCACACUUAGUAUAAUAUCUGACAUAUGUUUGUUUGUCAUAUUCUGAAAUCUAUACCAUAACCCGUGUUUAUUUCUAUUUCAUCAACUAAUCUCAUAUACUGUAUAUCUAAAACAUGCUAUCGGCUAAGCGCACCAUGCAUGUCGUGUGUUGACCCGAAUAGGAGAUAGGAUUAUUUCCUUGUAAAACAUAAGUAAAAAGUGGGAUCAUCUCAGGUCUACCCUGUUGUUUCUGACAGAAUAUAUUUACAAUAUCAGCUCUGAAAAUGCAACGGUAUGAUAAAACAACUUACUGUAAAAUCCACUUGCUUCAUGAGGUCGCUAGCUUUUCUGUGAUAAACUGUCUGUUCCUAUGACAUCCGGGGGCCUUCUCUACUCCACAGAAGUGUAUUGUUAGGUAAUCUGUGAUGAUUUACGGAUACAUGAAAUAGAUUCAUUUUCAUUGCUUGGUGACUAUGCUACACAGAUGCUGCCAUCUUUGUUUUGGUCUUUUGACUAUAUUUGUGAUCAGCUGACCUGAAAAGGUUCAGUAAGAGUUUGAAACAUGUGAAUCUGCUCUCAGUUUAGAAAUACUCACAGUAAAGCUGUUUUGAAUGGAUUCAUCCAGUUGAGAAAACAAAGUAUUAGUGGGUCAAUGCUCUUUCUGUUUUCCAAUCAGUGUGUGCUGCUGAGAAAUUUCUAUUUAAUUUAACUGACAAAGCUAAAGGAUAUAUUGUCUGAACGUUAUAACUUUAUUAUGCACAUGCGCAAUGGUCACAGUGGUAGAAGUGGUAUGGCCUCAAACAUGUCAUGCUUUCACCAUUUCCUCUGUGGUUUAAGAUGACUGUUAAGCCAAACAGGUGGAUGUCCCUCUCUUCUCUGUGCUAUGGGGUCAGAAUGAUAAUUGAAAAUUGUGGUUAUUUUUUCAAGGUAGCUUACUAAAGUGAAUUUUUGAAAGAAAAAAAAAUACAGGACAGAAUUUUAAAAAAAAUUUAAUUUGGAGCUUUUGGGUUUGGGUGAUUUGGAUGUCUUGCUGAUUCUGCGGAGGAAGUUCUGGUAUCUAUCACCAACAUUAUGCACCUAUGUAAGGGUCUUGGCUAUUUUACCAACGUACAAUCUAAUGACACGUGUAUCUCCCAUGUUAGAUUAUGCUGCAGGGUUGUUACUCAGAAAAUGUAGAUAAUAUGCAAAAUAGAGCUAUACAAGACUCUCUGGGGGUUCACAGAUUUGCUUGCCCCCUGCAGUUUGGGGAGAGACAUAUUUGGUGCCAAAUUUAUACAAUUAAAACGUGGAGGUAAAUCUGUUCUCCACUCUGACAGUGGCUCUAACUCUCACAUGAAAAAGUAGAGGGACAAAAUGAGAAGCAAGCGCAGGUGUAGUUAUAUAUUUCUUCCAAAACUAAUGAAUGUAAUAGACCCAAACCUGCAUUUAUGUCAGUGAGUUUCUGAGCUGAAAAAUGUACAUAAAUGUCCGCUGAGGUUAGCCAGCAAGCUUUAGAAAUAGACACAAUUAACUUUCACAAAUAUUUCUCCUUUCUCUUCCUAUCUGUGGUUUUUAAUGUAAACGGUUUUAAGGAAGUGGCUUAAUGCUGACCCAAGCUGUCCUCUGGUGUAUUUGGUAUCUGUGGUUUUUACCAGAAUAGGUAUCUAGGAAAUGGUUUAAUAAUGACGUCAGCUGUGUUCUGGUGUUGUCUUCUGGGCUGUGAAAUAUGUCAAAUAUGUCCACACUCAAACUCCUCUGCCAGCAGCAUUUCACCUGACUUUUUCUCAUGGAUAAAUGGUCUCAUGGAUAAAUACUAACAUUAGCAAAUAUCGCUUGGGCAAACUUAACUGACUCGUUACUACUUGACAUGCCAUCCUUAUUUGCAAAGACGUUUAAAAUUAUAUUUGAUCUGUGUCACAGGCCCUGUAACAGUACUCAUAAUUCAGCAAAAGCUCUCCAUCUGUUUCUGCAUGUGACUUUCAGAACACGAUGAAUUAUGUGUGUUGGAGGUGUAGCCGCUACAUACUCUGUGAUUUGUGUGCAUGCCUGCAAUAUGAUGAGCAAGAAUACGCUGUAUUCAGAUCAAUCCUGCGUAGAGAUCGAGUGUUUGCUGGGGUAUCUGUGACAGCAGCAGUGUAGUAUUUAAGGUAACCUUUUACCGUCAUUUGAUACACAUGUACAGACUCUGGAUGCACAGCAAUCAGCUUGUGUUUGUUUAAGAGAAGGGCUGAUCAGAUAGAAGUGUGUCAUAGAUUGUAGAUUCAUCCUGAACAAGGAAGUGUUGGUCAAGAAAACUGGUUUGACAAUCUGUCUAAACCAAAGCUAAGGAUAUAAGUGGAUCAAACUGAUUUCACAGUCCAGAUCUGGUAAUCCUCCUUUGGUCACUGAGGUUGGUCUAUUCAAAGAUAUAAUAUUCAAUGGAAGAAAACAGAUUUGAGAGUUUUGAGACAAUGAUGACCUGAGAGAGUUAGUGUUUAAUAAAAGCAAAAACUGGAAUAGCUGUUUUAGUCUGAUGUGUUAAAAGUUGCUAUAUUUGUCUCAGUCAGAAGCCUUGAAAAAGACAAGGUAGUUUGUUUAAUGAGUGUUUAUCUCUUUGAAAUUUUCCUCCUCUGUUUCAUUACAAUGAUUCGGCCUAUCAUGCACUCUGAUGGUGGACUGUUACAUUUUAUGCUGGCAUAAAAACAUCAACCUCUAAACUAUGACAUGCAUAUUUUGACACUUAAUGACUUUUAUCGUGGGCCCUGUUAAAACUAUUUAAAAUGCACUGUCUAGAGUGUAUGGCACAGGGUGAGUUAGGGCGUUUCUCACCAUAUUUUCCCUUUCAAAGCUCCUGUGAGAAGUUUUUGAUGUUUAUGAAAUAGACACACGUUAAUAGGAGUGGUUUUUCAUGAUAUUGAAACGCAAAAAAGGACAUCAGUGAUUAAAAAAAGGAUUAUUUCUUAUUGGUACAAGAGGCUAGGAAACAGCCCCUAUGUUAUGUUUUUCAUACUAAAUGUUCACAGUAAAAGAUAAAUUUGGCUGUCUCAAGUCUAAAUGAUGAUUUCAAGAGUCAGGUGUGCAGACAAGCGUGUUGCUAUUUUACACAGCGGAUUUCAACCUCUCUACUUAAAUUGACUCAGCUUGAGCUGACAAGUCUAUCUCCCCUCUUUCUUCUGUGCCUCUGGAAACACAGAACACAUACAGGUACAGUAUGUGCACAGUAUAUUAGCUAUGUCGGUGCAUGAAUUGAUGUUAAAUCUACAAAAACAAACCCUCUGUGCAGCUCAAACAAUCAGGAGCUUUCCAAAUUAACAGACGUGAAGUAAAACUGCAUCAAUUACUUAAAAUUUAGGGCAAAUAAACACGUCCUGUGUGCUUUUACAUCAAAGAAAGGUAAGCUGUUGAUUUUGACUCCUUUUUGCUGCUGGAUUACAUGGAUUUAAUUAGUUGGUUAUGGCCUUUUUAAUGAAAGUAUCCAUGCAGUGUCUAUUAAAGUCUGUUCCUGCAUGUAAACAAGAGAAUGCUUCUGGACUGUAGUUUUGGGGCCAUGUAAGGCUAAGGUUAUGAGGAGAUAGCUGUAAGCAGUAUCAUGAUAUAUGAGGACAAGUUAAAAAACUAGCAUCUCAAAGCUCCCCGUCCCAAAGUUAAAACUUAGUUUCACUGCAUCAGCAAAAACAGGUAUUUUAUCAUGAGUGAGAGCACGUCUCUCCUCUCUCUUUGUGCGUAAAAGGCACAGGAAAGCAUGUUGUGAACUUUAAUGCUUUUUCCCUCUCUCACUAAUGUGCCCUCUAAAUAUAAGCAAAGCACUGAGGCUCUGAUUUCAGACUUUAGACCAGGUUCUUGUUGGUUUAGGCACAGAUGCUUUCUGCUUUCUCAAGACAGAGAUGUGCCACCUUUGUGUCUGACUUCACCUCUUCAAAAGACCAACACACUGCCGGGUAGUGUUGGGCGGUAUGAACUAAAUCUUAUAUCAUGGUAUAAUUAAUUUCAUAUCACAGUAACGGUUUAUAUCACAGUAUGUUUUUUCCCCCCCUGUAAAUUUAAUUAAUGGCUUUAAAAUAACCAUACUGUCACCAGUCCGGUGAUUUUUUUUAUCAUAUGGCGCACCUUUGGCGAAAGACUCUGCCAAGCUCUUUUGUAUGAGAGGAGCUGCUGAAGCUUUAGUUUUUGGUGCAACAGGUGUGCUAUGCAUCUUUUGUAUGUUUCAUCUUUAGGUGGUGGAAAAGGUUGCUGAGGUUUCCUCCUCCAGCAACAACAGCUACACAACACUCUUUGCAUAGUAUUGUUUUUAGACUAUCACUGGAUUUUCUAAAUCCGUAGAAUCUCCAGACAACCGAUGUCGCGACUUGCGCCUUUUUUUCAGAACAAGUUGCUCCUCCCCUCCUUCAUGUUGGGUGGGUGGGGCUGCCUCCUCAUGAUUACCACCAGUAAAGCUGUUUCUUCUUUGUCGAAACUAUGCCAAGCAGUCUGCUGGACACGCUGGUGAAUAAAAGGAGCGCACCCAAACGGAUGCGCUGCGGCUUUCCUGUUAGCGAGCGCAGACAACUACACACUGACUCAGAGAGAUGCAGCAGACAUCUGCUCUCUCUCCGGUAUAUAUGGUAUAGCAAAAUUUCUACUGGUAGACACUUUUAUACCGUCACGCGGUGUAUACCGUCAUACCGCCCAACACUACUGCCAGGUGCUAAUGUAGGCCAGUGUCGACGGCACAUCUAUACGCUUUGUGCCGCAGGUGCACGAUAGGACCUUAUGUUUGUUUGCAACAUUGCUGUGAAAUCCUUGUUUAACGUUUGCUCUCAUUUUUGUGACCGUGUGUGAAUAGACCUAGCAUCAGCCUUGAACAGGAUUGACAGGUUGGAUUUAUGGAUGUCCAGCUGAAGAAAAACCAUGAUGUCAUUUUUCGUACUCUGCCUAUCUGAUAAUCCUGGACUAAGCAGCACUAUUAAUUCUCAUUAAAAGCUUAAUGGAUGAGAUUAUUACAGGCAAAGAUGAGUGGGGAUAAUGAGUAUUGAAUGUACCUUAGAUGUAUUUUUCAUGAAGAGUCUUCUCAGUGAAGUCAGGAAGAAGCUUAACUUUUUAAAAAUGCUUAUGGAUUCUUCUUUGCUGCACUAUAUUCUGUGUGUUUUUGCUGAUCUUACCAUGAUCCUUGCCCAGUACUACAGACAGUGGUUUAUUGCUUGCAUAGGACUCUGGUUCAAUUUUGUCGUGUCAACAGUAUAUCAGACACCAGAGGCUGAAUAAUGCAUCCUUUACAUUUUUAGCAGUGGUAGAACAAUAGAUACUUUGUAGGGCAGGUGUGCCAGCUUGGCCUUGUUGUUCUACCGAGCUCACGCUGAAGUCACAGGAGGAGCGUUAGCAAGAAAAGCGCUGAGCUGGUUUUUGCUGUAGUUGCUGUAGUAAAGAUUGCUAUUUCAUGCUAUUUCAUGCUAUUCUGCUCUGCAGCCUCCCAGGUUUACUGGAGGCUGGUAGGAAACCUAAGGAGGGAUGCUGAGGGCUUGUUUUGUGAAGCAAGAAUGAAAUGGAUAUCACAAGCCUGAAGCAAGUUCUUAGUUAGAGACAUGUUUGCAUAACUUUUAACACAAAGAGGCAAGAAAGCUUGGAGCACAGGGAAGCAGACUUCUAGGUCUAAUGGUAUGCGGUGCAGCACAGUUAGUCCCAUUUUUAUUAUUAUCACUGUAUGAGCAAUCACUAUAGACACAUGACACAAGCCCGGAUUUAAGAAUAAAAAUGUUAUUUUAAUGCUUUCUCACUGAGCAUAUGUACAUUCACUCUUACAUAGAGAACUGGAUGUAAUAAUUAGGGUUAUUUGGUGUUGGUUAGAGGAGCAAAACAAACUAUCUUGAAAACUAAUUGUUUAAUUGCACAUCUCUUGAACUGUUAUCCUGAACAGCACCAAGAGUUUGUAAUAAGUGAGAACAGAAAAAGUGUUGGUGGCAGUAAAAACCUGUCAGCUGCCUCUUAUUCAGUCUUCAACAAAGCUGAGAAAUAUUACAGCAACAAUAUUUCUGAAUGUUUACAUUUGAAGAGCACUAUAUUUAUCAUUUAUGGUGAAAUCAAAUGUUGUUCUUAGACUUUCACAAUAACAACAGAAUUCUUCUACAGGAUAGACUCAGCUUUCUUUAAUUGGGUUUAAAAAAAUCUGCAAAAAUCUGUUAUACUGCACCUCUGCUUUUUACACCAUUUUAAGGUAAAAGAAGAUGAAAAGAAAAGCAGCUAAACCUCAACUAAUUAAUAAAGUGGAUAGGAUAUGAGUGAGAUGGCAUUUACCUGUUUGAUUUGUGAAUCUUCCAUCACAGCAAAUACGUUGUGAAGUUUCCACGAUAUGUUAUGUAGUUGAGUGUAGAAUGAUAAAUUUAGGCACUAUGAGCCUAUUGCCUUUUCUUUACCUGUUUGAACUAUUUUCUAAUAUUUAUUACUCUGUUGUCAGCUUCUCACCUUUUGAAUUGCAGGAGGUCUUUAGGGUGCUUUCACAACUGUGCCCGUUGAUCUGGUGCAUCAUCAGUUUUACAAUUACAUGUUUUGUCUGUGCAGCGCUGCAAACACAGAGCCUUGGUCUGCAGAGUUGCUGUGAGUUAAAAACAGGGCAAUGCUGCAAAGUCAUAGGCCUAAAUAGCAUGAGUCCUUACUGUUAGUAGGCUCGCCUAAAUGCAGCAGCUCAUUAUAAAUAGAAAGUAAAAAUUUCCCCUGGCAGAAUGCGGGGUCAAAAAAUUGGGGUCCCUCUUGCACCAGGAGGCACAAGUGAGUAACAGAAUGUCGCCAACACAUGCACACGCAUGUAAACCUUGUCGGGAGCUCAUGGUCAUUUCUUCUGCUGCUUUGUGCUCCUUGUCAUUGCUCUUCCUUUGUUUAGUCAUGUCCCUGCAAUAGUAACAAGUGCACGCACGUGACCAUCGUCUGUCCUGCACCCACCUUGUCUCAGGGACAGACAAAUCGCCUGCACCCUCCUGCCUUUGCUUUAAGGUCAUUCCUGACUUAUCCAUCUGCGACUCAACACCCCGGGCAGCUCCUGCUGAAGGUAGCUGAGGAAAACAAUGACCUUUCCGUGGUGAAUAUGAUUCAUACGUCUCAUCCCUUGUAGGGUAACAUGUAGCGAAUGGCGUAUGGUAUCAUGUAGUGUUUGCCCGUACCAAUGUUAUUGCAUAACGGUGGAGCUGCAGAGCUAUUUAUUUUUACUGGGGACAAAAAGGACACAAAAUAUAAAGAAUGAAACGUCCGCGCUGAAACCAAGAGAGGUCAUUUGGGCAGCAGCAGAGAAGAAGUGUGAAUCAGCCUCACUGAGAUGCUGUUACACUUCAAAUAUAUUAGCAUUUCUUUAAACCUGGAUCAUUUAAAUGGAGAGGGUGCUGAUGGACUACUACAGGUGAUUUCCUGAUUUAAAAUGGGUCUGGCACAGUUUUCUUUGGUAUUAGCAUUUAUUGUCACAGUAAAGUGAGGAAUAGUAGAUGAUAGGGAAGUGAGAGAGCAUACAGUUGUUCUUAAUGGAUGGUUGAUCUCCAUGUUAAAGGUUAUAAGUGAAGCCCUUACAAUUAAACACUUGCAUGCUUGUUUUUUCUCUGUAAUGUUACUUUGCUCUGUGACAUUUAGCAGGGUAAGCUUGCUGAACUCUUAAGCUGAAAUGACUUAAUGUUGAUGUUUUGAAACUUUGACUUUGUGACUUGUAGGUACAGCAGAUUCACCUGACACUGUUAAAAAAUACCUGCAUGUGUGGUUGGUGGGUGCUUAUUUAGGAAAAACCCAAGAGGUGAAGGCUGGAUGUGUAACAUCAUAUAUGUAUUAAGAUAUGGAUUAAAAGGUAUUUAAUAAGUUAUGUUUCUAUGCUUGAAAUGUACACACUUUGUGCAACAAAAUUAAAGGGAUAUUCCGGCGUAAGUUUAAGUCAUGGUCAAACACACGGUAACACCAAGUUAGACCCCCUCGAGAGAUGAACGUUUCUGACUGCUUGCUUCUCUAGUUACACCAACUUCAGCGAAUACCGAACGAUAACAAUACACAGGGGUCUGUUUCCAAACGCAAACCUCAACCAAAAAGCCACUCGUAGCCACAUAUGAUGCUCAGAACAGCACCUAACUUCAUUAACAGUACAUUUAGGGUCCCAGCAUGUAGUACUGGUCAAGCGGAGUUCCGCAGUCAGACCAAGACGCUAAGGCAGAAGAACGUUUACGUCUACAGUGCACUUACAAGAUACACAAGAACUCUGAUUGCAUUUCCAUUAAGUAAUAAUUAUAAAUGUUCUUCCUUGAGAUGUGGAACUCCACUGCACUUGGUGAUCGACUCGUCAGGGCUCCCCCACAAACAAGCGGCUGCUGGAGGAGAGUGGAGUAGUUAUCUUUGGUCUCUUUGCCAAAGAAACCAGGCAAAGCUAAAAAGAUGUUUGAUGGCUAGUACUACAUGCUUGGACCCUGUAUGUACUGUUGAUAUAUUGACUUUUUCAUUUCUAUCUAAAACAUUAAAUUACUUUCUUCACUAACUAAAUAGAUAACUAUUUUGAAGGUGGCUGAAAAGUGGGGCCUUUUGCUACUUGUGUAAUGAAGAUGGCACCAUCAUGAUAAAAAUGAUAGCAAACAGGUCAACACAUAAUCUUUAAAAUUCUCUCUAUAUAUACAUAAGGCAUAUACACCUAGAGUCAUCACAAAAAUGACCAAUAAUUGACCUUUUAAUGAUAAAAUAUAGGCUUAAAUUAACGUUUUAAGGCCGUCAAAAGAUCAGCUACUGUCAGUUAACGCUCAACAGCCAAUGCACACACACACACACACACACAUACACAUGCACACACAAACACACACAAGUGCGCAUUAUGUUAUAUUCAUGAGGCAGAUUUUUUCUUUUCAGCCAACUGUAAGUCCAGCAGCUGAAUUAAUCUUCACAGCUGACAUUGAUGCUGUAGGCAUAUUGGGAUAGUUAACUUGCAAGCCAGCAAGAAAAGCCCUGCACGGGACAGCAAACUCAUUAACCCAGAGCUGCAGCCAGGCUUGGUAGCAGGUGGCUCGGCUAGAGGGAACCAUCUGAGACACUACAUUUAAGAAGCAUGGUGGCCCUGCAAAACUACUGCGCACUAUAUUGAGGGUGUCAAUGAAUAAUCUUUCACUUGGCUAGUUUCUCAGCCUAUAGAGGACAGAUAUUAUCUCCUCUUUAGAUCAAGUUCAUGAGUAUAUGAAACGUGAGGAUGGCUUUUUAGCAAUUUACAGUUUAAUUAGUGUUAUCUCGAGAGUUAGAUUAUUGAUAGGGGUGGGAUUCACUAGUGGCCCCAGGAUACGAUAUUAUUGCGAUUUUUAACAUUUUACAAUACAGUGAGUAUUGCGAUACAAUAUAUUGCUAUUUAUACAAUUUCUUUUUUUAACUGUUUAGCUAAUUUAGCAUUUGUCUCUCCUUUAUGUUUGUCUCAUUUACACAGUAUUUUAUUUUCAUGCAGCACAUCUUGAAAACCUUAUAUAUAUUUGUUGCACUCAAUUUCUCCUGCUCUAUAAUGUCACCUCUGCCAACCUCACUGGACAAACAGUAAUUUUUAUUAUCAUAGAUUUGACUUCAUAUUAACAAUUAAUUUGAAAAAAAAAACAUACUUGAUAAAUGAGAUGAUACGAUAUAUCACCAGACAAAAUAUCGCGAUACUAUGCUGUAUCGAUUUGUGAAUUUAGUAAAUAACUUGUGCAAAUGGAUUUUUUCUCCCAACCCUAAUCAUUCAGAUAUCUAGUAACUUAAACUUUUUUCUUCAAAUACAGUACAGUAUAUAUAUGUAUAUGUGUAUAUAUAUAUAUAUGUAUAUAUAAUUACAGUCUGAUGAUUCUACAUUUUACCUUAAAUCUAUUUCUAGAUAGAUAGAUAGAUGGAUGGAUAGAUGGAUGGAUGGAUGGAUAGAUAGAUAGAUAGAUAGAUGGAUAGAUAGAUAGAUGCUUCAUUCAUCCCCAGGAAAAUUCCUUUGAAGUUUCUACAGUUUUAACGAACCCAUCCCCAAAUUCUGUCAUGUUCAUCUUGAUGUCACAUUUAUUGGUAAUUCAUUAUUCUCUGUGGCUCAAGGUGAACAAGGCAAACAAAUAUACAAACUCAUAAAUCCCCAGCUUUAUUCUGAAGGCCAUCAUGAAUCAUAAUCCGUCAGUUUGUUACCCUGAAUGUACCACAUCCCUGUCUGUUUUCCACUUGAACUUGAAAUAUGUCCUUAUAAUGUCCUCAAACACUCAUAAAUUCUUAGUUUUGCUUUUCUUUGUUUUGAGUUAGUGAGGCUACGAUACAAUUCUAGUUUCAUAUAGGAAGGGAGUGAAUGACAUGCGCCUCCAUGUGAGGAGUACUGCUGAGGUACAUGUGCCAGUGUUUUGGCUGGGGGUGUAAAGAGGGGUGUAAAUGUGUACAUCUGUGACUGAUAUAGCAGUUGGCUCCGUGUGUGUGUGCGUGCGUGUUUAACGGCUGGCACAGGCAGCAGCGUCUGAACUGUGGACUCCCAUAGAGAUGAUGGUAGAAGCAUGUGUUUAGUCACUUAACGUAACUGCUCAUUUGUGCCUCACACUAGCUCUGCCCCUGCUUGUUAUCUCUGGAUGUGUGUGCAUGGGAGACAGUGUGUGUUUGUUCAUGUGUGUCUCUGUGUGUAAGAGAGAGGGAUACAGAGUGUAGAAGGAGUCAGGGUUGUGUUACCUCUGUGUGUACGUGGUGUGAGAGUGUUACCAAGAGGAGCAUGUAGACAGUGUGUGUCAAACAAGCCUUCAUAAAGGGAUGAUUUGUGAGUAAAUAAUUUCCCCCCCAAGCUGUCCAGAUAAAACAUAUGAUUCAUUUUAAAUACAUGAGGAAAUAUCCAACAAAUCCAAAGUACAACUAUGACUCUACUCUUUUGUUUUAGCUCUCCAGUACUUGUUCUUUGUUGUUUUGUCCUGCUCUCAGCACAGUAUUGUUGCAUAUGUAGAAGCACUUUCAAGUGAUCAUAAUUGCACCUUCAUACAUAUUUGGAGUACACAUCAAACCCACACGAAAUAGAAAAGAUUAAUGGGGUUGUAAUCAUUGUUCUUUCUCUGCAAUAAACCAUUAACAAUCUGUUUUCUAGUCAGUUAAUGGAAAUGAUUGUAGGCUACAGAAUAAGUACCCCUUCAGCUGAAAAUCAUGUUACAUUUACAUUUCUUGCAUAUAAAAUAUAUAUAAUCUUAACUUGUCACACUGAUAUAAAUCUCUGAAAACUAGCAUGCAUUUUGGUGUUAACAUAGGUUUGAUAUAUUGGCAUUCAGGAAUUGAUGAAUGCACAAAUGCUACCAUAUUUCUAGCCCAUCUUUGGUUUGUUUAUCUGGCAUCAGGAUGAAGAGGUGCGGCCAUGUCAAGACAGGUGAUUCAAGACAGUAAUUUCAGCAAGUGUGCGCUCACGUCUUUUCCAAAAAGACACAGAUUUACAGCUGCAGAUUUGGAGAAGAUGCAUGUUGCAUAAUUUAACAGACAGAGCAGCAUCUGGAAAUGUAAUAAAACAAUAUUUGCAAAAAGUGAAAUACAGCCAUGACAGUUCAGCAGAGAGAAAAAGUCCAGCAGACAGCUGAAUAAAAAAUGUAAAAAAAAUUUUAACCACGGUUGCAGUCAGAUUAAAUAUUUGUCAUUUUCACAAACUGACAGCUCUAUUCUGGUUUAGAAGUUAGCAGCAAGUUAAUGUAGUUCUGUUAAUGCUUCUGUGUCAGACCUACACAGUAGAUUUACUGCAGUAGAGUCAACAAUUCAACCUUUGGUGACUUGUUGACAAAGAGCAGGGAUUUAUCCACCAUGUGCAUGGAAACCCUGAGUAGAACCUGACUUAUGCUUCAUUCGAGUUACCUCGGAAGUCAGAUGUCCGAGCUUAGAAUGACGUUACGACCGAGUUACCAGAGUUUCAGUUACCAAGUCGUAAAAAAGCUAAAUUUGAGGCAGAAACAAGAUGGUUACAUCUACGAAAGUUAUUUUAGCGCUUGCCUUGUUCUUACUUGGUAUUCAGACAAGGCAAGCACUAAAAUAACUUUCGUAGAUGUGGCCAUCUUGUUUCCGCCUCCAGUUUUGCUUUUUUUCCGACUUGGCGCUGGUAACUCAGGUGUGACGUCAUCCCCAGCUCGGACAUCUGACUUCCGAGGUAACUGGAACGCAACAUUAGGUCGAAGAUUCUGUUGACGUUUAUUUUGGUUUGUUAAAGUGUUCUUAUUGUGAUGUCCUGUUGUUGUUUUUCGAUUGUUCUCUGCAAUUUCAAUUUGUGAUCUUCAUGUUUUUGUGCAUGUAAUUAGACAACAUUUUGGUUAACUCCAGUUGUUUUUAAUUGAGCUUUGUUUGUAAUCAAACUAGGAUUAGAUUUGCCUCGGUGUGAGUAUGGCUGUUUGUGUGCGUACCUUUGCUCGUGUGCAUGAGGGAAACUGAACACGACAGAGUGAGAGAGAUGAAUAUAUCAUGCCUGUCACGAUAACUAAAGAUGACACCAAAUCAAGUCAGAGGAGUUCUUCACGGCUCAACAGGGGCAGGUUAAUAGUUUUCAGACAGAGCAGGGGACACACCUGCGCCUUUUGGCUGUGCUGGUGUUUUCGUAGCCUCCUGUGAGGUUUUUGAUGUAAUUUCUACAUGUAGUCCGUAAUCUUAAUCCUUCUUUGUGAAGAUGCUUCACCAAAGCAUAGGUUUUUCUUGUAUCUGGUGUGAGCUAACGUGGCAUGUUGGAGAAUCUUUGGAUUCUGAGUUCAGCUCCUAUUUUGGUUUCCAUGACAGCUACUACAUGUCAUACGUGCUUCCUUACAAGGACAGACAUCUGCAAGCACUACAGCUCUGCAGUAAUGAAGCGCUCACAUUCACAGGCUCACUUUGUCAAUCGAGCCACACAGAGAGAGAAGAGAAAAAACAGAGUGUGGAAGGAGGGAGUAUGUUUUUCUAUUUGCUGUUUGCAUGUAUUUGUGUUCUCAUAUUUAGGAGUGAGUCGUGUGGGUGUGACUGAAAUGAGAUUGAAGGCUUAUUCAGCUCUUGCAGCAUUCAGGUUGCAAAUUUGCCUUUUUUCCCAUAGUGACAGUCACCUGCAUGCACAAACAGUAUCAGGGGAAGCUACGACGGUUUUCAAAAUGCUAAAAAGAAACACUUUUUACCUCUUCAGUAGUUGCUACACUGCAGAAGUGGUGCUUUGUGGUCCAAAAUUGCAUGAGGGUUUCAUGCAACUUCUUUGAGAAAUUACAGAAAAUCUGAACUCCUCCUCUUUUUGCUGCUUUAGCAUUUGAAAAACUAUGAAAACAUUCAGAUUUUUACAACUACUUUUCCAUUCAACUCCGUGUUUGUGGUGAAACUUUAGAGCAAAUCCACAUCAGUGCACUUACGCAACACACACUCAGUGUCGUGUUUUACUCGCUUUGUGAAGACAUUAACUCGGUGCUGUGGGUACACCUAAGGUGACCUGCACUCCAAGUGUUUUCCUUGGCAGAGUGACAUUUACAUCCUCGCACAACUCCUGACCUCCCACACAGAACCUCACACACAUACACGCACAAAAUUGUAUGUACACUACACACAAAGACUUGUGUGCAUGCUGUAAAUACAAAUACAUGAGCCCAGCUAUUUGGAGAGGUAAUGAAAAGGAAGAUAAAAACAGAUAUUAAAAAUGUUGUAUAUUUUAAAUAAUAAGGUUGAAUGAUUUAAUGCAUUUAAGUUGAAAAAAAAAAAACCUUUAGUCAAUGCUGUUUCAGGUUUCUAGUUGGAUUCAAUCUUAGAGAUAAUAAGCAACAUAGAGACAUGUGGGUGAACUUCCUAAUGAAAUUAUAAAUAAACUGUGAUAAAAUGUGUAAUUAUUAUAUGCAAGAUCAUCUGGUGAUGCAGCAGGCUUUAUUUAAAGAUUUACGAGAUAAACACAAACCCACAUGUGUCACAAACACACACACACACACUCCAACAGGCUUAAAAGUAUAAACUGCACACUGAAGCGCACAUAUUUAAUGUGCAAACCUGCAGGAGUGGGUGGUGAAGAAGCACUAAAUGCUGGCUGCCCUAACCCCCCUGGCUUGCCUACAUGGCACUGACUGAUCUAUACAGACAGGGGAAGUAGAGGGAGUUAGCAAGGGAUGGAGAUGGAGGGAACACGGGGGAGGAGGUGUAGCAGGAGAUAGAUGUGGGUAAUUGUACAGAACAUGUUUGCUUGUUUUAUGAGCAGACGACUGAAACAUUUCUAAGAGCACUCUUCAUUCAAAGGCUCUCUUAGUUUAUAACUGAAUUUAUGAAUCAGCUGCUGAGUCUCACUGUGAUGUAGGUUGUGAACAUUGAUUGCGUAUGGAUUCUCCAUCCUACAGUACUGUGCAGCGUAUGGAUCGCGCUGACAUCUCUGUUAUUGCUUGUGUUUGUUGUGUUUGUUCUGCAUGCUAGCACAGCGGUCACACACAGCUAUCAAACAUGCAUGAUGUCACUGUGACUCAUGUAACUGUGGGCCGGCCAUCACAUGCUGGCUUUUCAUACACCAACAUGGAGUGACACUCAGGUGGUCACGCAAUCAGUGAGGCAGCCAGCUCUGUAUGUUUAUCAGAAGUUUGCCUUCGUUUAUAUUCAGCGAUUAGAUGUUUGAUCAGAUUUGCCAUAUACAGACUUGGAUCGUUUGUUUUAGUAAUUUUCUCCAAAAGUGUUCAAAUUCUAACUAAAGAUGCACUGAUCCAUUUUUUUCUGAUCCAAUCUGAUACCGAUAUCUAGGCUGAGCGUAUCAGUCGAUAUCUGAUACCGAUCCAAUACUACUGUUGAAUGAAUGAACUGUAUACCUUGCCCUGUGAGUGAAGGCAUCAGGCUUGAUAUUAGCCUUGUUAAAAAAGGUGACAAAUUAACACAGAUAUAAAUUUACUUAAUAUUAUUUAUGUAAAAAUAACAAAUUGCACAUUAGCACACAGCAAAAAGAAGGAAGACUUUCAUGUAUUACAAGAAAAAAAAAAAAAAAGACUGGAUCGGAAUACUGGAUCGGCAUCAUUCAUCCGAUAUCUGAUCCAGUUAAUUUGUCAAUAACGGAGCUGAUAUCCCAUCCAAAUAUUGGAUCGGUGCAUCCCUAAUUCUAACAUUCUCUGCUCACAUUUUUUAAAAUAUCAAUAUUCCUGGAUUUUUUUUUAAAUAUUACGGUAUUGAGGUGUACUUCAUCAAUCUGGGGUGUCAUUUUGGCCGGCGAAACUUGAUCGGCCAUUAUCUGAAAGACUUUUCCGCCGACAUGAACAUCUUAACUCAGAAUAACAAUCUACAGCUUAAAUGUUUUGUUAAAGCUUCAACUUAUAAUAGAAUAUCAUUGUUAUAUAAAACUGGCUUAGUGUAUAAAGUAGCAGGUAGCAGUCUUUGGCGAUGGAAGUAUGAAAAUAUGUCAUAGUCUAAGUCCUCCUCUUGAUGUCAGUGUGUCCAUCACUUGAUUUAAAGUGCUGAGAUUUAUUUCAGACAUCAGUCAGGCUGGCUGCUUUUCCUGCCUAACUUUAAAGUUUUAUUUAUUGUUCUAGAUGAGACCCUUAUGGCAGCUGAGUCACAAGCGCAGUAAGGCAAACACACGUCUCUUGGUGUUACUUACUGCUCAGUAUUUUACAGUUUAAUAAUGUGGUGUCUAGAGGUGGGUUUAAAAGGAGGAUGGUGAACCUUGGUUUAAGAUAAAUACAGCUGCCAAGCUAAUCAUAAAGCUAACAUUCACUCAGUCAUUCAGUUUCUCCCAUUUAAAUUUCAAACAAGCCAUGGAGAGCAGCACUGUCCAAGGAUAAGUGCUGAAGUGCAGCCAGUGAUGCUAAUAAAUAUGUUAAAGCUCCUAUAAGAGGUUUUUGUCACAUUUAUGAAAUAGACUGAAAUAUUGAUGCAUUUUCAUGAUGUCCAAUAACAAGAAAGAGCGACAAUGACAAGAUUGAUGAAUUUUAGUGUCAUUUUUAAUGCCUGAACUGCGUGCGAGGUAGAUAGGCGUCAGCUGAAGGAACAAUUCUGCUUUUACGAUUUCUGUAUAAAAUGUAUUUACAAUAAAUUCUACAUUUGACACUCAAAAGUUAAGAGGAUGAGAUUUAUUUGUCAGAAGUCACAGUUAAAGCAUGUGGACGAUAAGAUAAGCAAAGGCUGCUUUGUUCACAGAGAGCACCAAAAUUAACACAAACCAAAAGUUCUUCACAGGAGCUUUAAAGUUAAACAUCCCCAACUUGUUGCUUUUAAUUUCUGACUAAAUUAAACACAGAGAUAAAGAGUUUGCAUUUGUUGAUAUUUUAGAAUUUUUUUUGUUUCUUGCUGUCUUUACAUCAAGCUAAAUAAUGGACUCCAGGCUAUGGCUCUGUUCUGCAGGACAGGCUACAGAAAUGAGGGGGGUAUUUUAUUCUAAUAGCUCUGCAAGGUGAGCAAAGGAGUUUCACAGAUCAUGCAACUAUCAAGUAAAAACUGAAAAAGAAAUGCACACACACACACACAUCCAGAGGGAUGGAGAUGUCCUCUGAGAUAACUUUCUGGAGGUGAAUUGAAGUGUCUUUUUUUUCCUUCAACAAAACCUGCUCUGUCACUGUCUCAAAAGCUUGUAAAAAGUGACAGCAGUUUUGAUUGUUUUGUUAAGCUGCAGCAUUACCAACAAACCUUCACACGGUGAACCUGCUGUGAAAACUGAUUCCAGGAUGAAAGCAAAAAGGGUUUUGUUGUAAAACAUAUAACAGGUGAAGAGGGGCAGCGCAGGAGACACACACUGGAAGAGGCAAACAGAAGUGUGUGUGUGAUCAAAUUUAAGUUUAUGACUCCAAACCGAAACAAAUGAAAAAGAAAAGAUGAUAAUUAAAAUUGUGAAGUAAGAAAUAAUCUGCUAAUAAAAAGUGUCACAGAGACCGAGAAAGUCUAUUUGUGAUGAACUGAAACAUGUUGAUUUUCAUUUGUAAAUCAUUUUAAUUAUUGAUCACAACUAUUUAUUGUUCAACAGCUAUAGUUUGUACUUCCGUUUAAUCUUAAAUUCACUACAUAUGUAUAUUGAACAGAAAACAUUCAGGAGCUGUGCUAUAUUUGUAUUCUCGGUCAUGCUGGAGGGGUCUGCAGUUAAUAAACUGUCUGACUUAGAUAAUAAAUGAUAAUGUAAGAACAGCAGUGCUCUAAUCGCUACACAGACUGUUUUAUUGUGGUUUUAUGGCCCCUUUUCUACAUUUUAUUACUCUACUGCUCUAAAUUGAAGUUGGUAUUUUCUGUGUUUAAGGAGCCUCCUUUCAUGGCGCUCAGACUCAUCUGAAAUGUAAACAGUGAUUUUCAGCUCCUGUCCACAUGGCUCAGUCAUAUGGAGAGUUCAUGUAGAAGAGUGCAUGGCUCAGUGGGUUAGCUUCCUUUGUCAUAUGGUGAUCUGAGUUCUGUGAGAUGAACGAAGUCAUGCCUUUGAACAUGACCAUUAGCCCUGUGGCGGAGGGAGGUCUGUAUUACACAUGUGCUGUCCUGCUCCGCAUGAAUUUGUGAUGAGCACGUAGCGUGCAUUUUAACACAAACACUUGUCUGUGUUUGCGUGAGUGCCUGAUGUAUCAUGUGUUGUACAGGCCCGCUGAAGAGAGAGGCAGAGGGUGAACAUAUUGGCUGCUUUUGAUAUGCACAUUCUGUAUGAGACGGAAACAUACUACAGUGAGUUUCUUUAUGGCACAAAUAAACUACAAUGACUCAGAGAUAUAUUUAUGGUCAUCCCCAAAGGCCUCUCUCUCUCUCUCUCUCUCUCUCUCUCUCUGUGUCUGUCUUUGUCUCUCCCUCUCUUCCUGCCCUCGCUUUAACACACAGAUGAUUGAGUAAAUUGCUGAUUAAUUAAAAGGGAACGGUUUUCAUUUGCUAUUAUAUUCAACAUGCUUUCCAAACCAGGAAGUGGCAAUUUGCACAAAUUUACUGUGACUUGGGAAGCUUGAAUUUGUAACGGGUAUUGACUGGACCCAAUUGCAGCACAAACAAGCAGGUUCACUUUAACAACAGUCUUUAUUGAACACCAAAUCCAAUGAAGCAGCAGAGUAUAGCAGGUGGGUAUGGCAGGAUUCGAACUCGGGUCUUCCGGGUGAUAGGCGAGCAGAUUAGCAGUGGACCACAGGUCAGGCAAGAGUUUUGGACUCGUGAGCAGGGAAUUGUCCACAGUCUUAAUUUGCUCCACGAGUGUAGUGAAGGGGAAAACGCUCAACUCACAGCUGGAGGAAGAUUUCUUGGAGAGUGGUUCAGGUGAGGACUGGGUGAGGAUCCAGAGCUUGCAGAGGAGCUGGCAGAACCAACGUCGGCAGAGGAGGUGAGUUGGCGAGGUGAAGCUGACGAGAAGGGGGAUCUCAACAGAGCAGGAACAGGCUGAGUGCCAUUCAGCCGCAGGCAGACGAAUAGCAGGAAACAGGCAGGCAAAGCUCGUAGUCAAGGACAGAAGGCAGGUAGGUUUACCGGGGCUGAGGCGAGAAGCAAAGGUCAGGGGCAGAUCAGGUCGAUACCAGGUAAGCAGUCCGGGAAUUAACGCUGGAGAGUCAGGCAUGAGAGCGAAGACAAUCUGGCAAAGAGUGAGGGGAAAGAAGCUGCAUAUAUACUGGCCUGAUUGGAGAUGAUGAGCAGGUGAGAGCAGCAGCUGGAAGCAGUUAGCUGAUGAGGGGUGUGGCUGAGCAGCAGAGCAGGAGAGGGGCAGAGCAGACUGUUACAGAACCCCCCCCUCAAGGGAUGGCUCCCGACAUCCCAAAGGUUAAACUGGGGGUGGGGGUGGGCCUAAAACUCCUGGGAGCAAGACCUUGUCAUCUCUUCAGCAGGGUGGGUGGAGGGGGUCUGGAGGAGGGUUUCUCGACGGGCUGACUCAUUGGCUGGCUGGUCAGGAUGUUGCCGAUGAAAGUUGGCCACGAGGUUGGGGUCCAAAAUGUGGCGAGCAGGAACCCAAGAUCUCUCCUCAGGACCGUAACCCUCCCAGUCCACAAGGUACUGGAGACCCCUACCCCGCUGCCGAGAACGAAUUAAGCGGCGCACUACAUACACCGGACCACCGUCGACCAUUCGUGGAGGGGGAGGUAGUGGUGCCGCAGGGACCAAGGGGCUGUUGUGGACUGGCUUAACCUUGGAGACAUGAAAGGUAGGGUGUACUCUCAUGGACCGUGGGAGUUUCAAACGGACUGUCACAGGGUUGAUGACCCUCUGAAUGGUGAAAGGCCCAAUGAACCUCGGAGCCAUCUUUUUGGAUUCCACCCGGAGAGGUAAGUCCUUGGUGGAGAGCCACACCUGCUGACCCGCUUGAUAGGAAGGUGCAGCAGUACGGCGGCGAUUGGCAUUGGCAGUGUAACGACCCACGGAACGGAGGAGGGUGGAGCGAGCCUGGAGCCAUGUUCUGUGGCAGCGACGGAUGAAGGCUUGGACUGACGGACAGGAGAGCUCCUUCUCCUGGGCUGGAAAAAGUGGUGGUUGAUAGCCGUAAGCACACUGGAAUGGAGAGAGGCCAAUAGCAGAGCAGACGAGGGAGUUGUGGGCAUAUUCCACCCACAAAAGUUGUGACGCCCAAGAAGAGGGGUUCUGCGAGGCCACGCACCGCAGGGCUGUUUCCAGUUCUUGAUUCAUACGCUCAGUCUGUCCAUUGGUCUGAGGAUGGAAUCCAGAGGACAGACUGGCGGUAGCACCCAGUAGACUGCAGAACUCCCUCCAAAACACGGAAGAAAACUGGGGACCACGGUCCGACACCACAUCAACAGGGAGACCAUGAAGACGGAAAACAUGGAGCAGAACCAACUGGGCAGUCUGUUUAGCAGUGGGAAGCUUGGGCAGAGGCACGAAGUGGACCAUCUUGCUGAAGCGGUCCACGAUUGUCAGGAUGACAGUGUGACCAUCAGAGGUGGGAAGACCGGUUACAAAGUCCAAAGAUAUGUGAGACCAUGGGCGGUGAGGAACAGGAAGAGGUUGUAGUAGCCCAGCAGGAGGCCGACGGGAGGUCUUAUGUUGGCUGCAGGUUGGACAGGCCUUGACGAAUUCCCGGACGUCCUCUUGCACAGUGGGCCACCAGAAACGUCGGAGGAGGGCAUGCUGUGUCCGUUGAAUCCCAGGGUGGCAGGAGAGCUUGGAGGAGUGGGCCCAUUGUAACACCUCUGACCUCAAGGCUGGUGGAACAAAGAGGCAGUUAGACGGGCAGGAGCUGGGGCCCGGCUGUCCUUCUGUGGCUGCCUUCACCUUCUCCUCAAUGUCCCAGGUCAACAAGGCUACAAGGCAGGAAGUAGGUAGGAUGGUCUCAGCUCCAACAACAGAAUCCUCUGUCCUCUGGAACUGUCGGGACAGGGCAUCAGGCUUGACAUUGCGGGAACCAGGACGGUAAGAGAGGGUGAAGUUAAAACGGGCGAAAAACAGGGACCAGCGGGCCUGGCGAGAGUUCAGUCUCUUUGCAGAGCGUAUUUACUCCAGAUUCUUGUGGUCAGUCCAUACAAGAAAAGGUUCCUUCGUGCCCUCCAACCAAUGGCGCCACUCUUCUAAGGCCAUCUUUACUGCCAAGAGUUCCCUGUUACCAAUGUCGUAGUUCCUUUCUGCAGAGGACAGGCGUCGGGAGAAGAAGGCACAGGGAUGGAACUUCUGGUCAGUGCAUGAGCGUUGAGACAAGACGGCCCCCACCCCAACAUCAGAGGCAUCUACCUCGACCACAAACUGGCGUUCAGAGUCAGGCAUCAGGAGGAUGGGCGAUGAGGUGAACCGAUCUUUGAGGAACUGGAAGGCCGCUGCAGCUGCAGAAGACCACUGGAAGGGCACUUUGGGGGAGGUCAGAAUGGUGAGAGGGGCUGCUACUGAGCUGUAGUUGCGGAUGAAGCGACGGUAGAAGUUGGCGAACCCAAGGAAGCGCUGAAGCUGCUUGCAGUUCUCUGGAACAGGCCAGGAGGUAACAGCUGAGACCUUGGCUGGGUCCAUCUGGAUGCUGCCUUGUGCCACAAUGUAUCCGAGAAAAGAUGCUGAAGGAACAUGGAACUCACACUUUUCUGCUUUAACAUACAGAGAGUUCUCCAAGAGGCGCUGAAGGACGGACUGGACAUGAUGAAUGUGUUGCUCUUUGGACCGGGAGAAGAUGAGUAUAUCAUCAAGGUACACAAAGACAUACUGGUUGAUCAUGUCUCUGAGAACAUCAUUAAUCAGAGCCUGGAAGACGGCAGGGGCAUUGGUGAGGCCAAACGGCAUUACGAGGUACUCGUAGUGUCCAGUAGGGGUGUUGAAUGCCAUCUUCCAUUCAUCUCCUUCUCUGAUGCGGACGAGGUGGUAGGCGUUGCGUAGGUCGAGUUUGGAGAAAAUGGUGGCCCCCUGGAGCAGUUCAAAAGCAGUGGAGAUGAGUGGCAGUGGGUAACGGUUCUUAACCGUGAUCUCAUUCAGUCCUCUAUAAUCUAUGCAAGGUCUCAAUGUCUUGUCCUUCUUCUCAACAAAGAAAAACCCCGCUCCAGCAGGGGAUGAAGAGGGACGAAUGAUGCCUGCGGCCAAGGAGUCAUUUAUGUAUGUCUCCAUGGCCCUUCUUUCGGGUUCAGACAGGGAGUACAGGCGACCCUUGGGAGGUGAUGAACCAGGCAGGAGAUCAAUGGCGCAGUCAUAGGGUCGGUGUGGGGGCAGAGAGGUGGCUCUGGCUUUACUGAAGACCUGGCGGAAGUCAUGGUACUCGGGUGGCACCCCACUGAGGUCAGGUGACGAACUGGAGCUACGCUCGGAGGGAUGAAGCGGAACUGAGGCUUGCUGCAGGCACCUCUGAUGACAGGAGGAACUCCACUCCCGGAUGGUCCCAGUUGCCCAGUCGAUGUGCGGAUUGUGAAGACGGAGCCAUGGAUAUCCCAGGAUAAGUGGCAGGCAGGAAGAGCUCAGUAUGUGAAACUGGACGGUUUCAUGAUGAUUACCAGACAGUAGCAGGUGAACAGGAGAGGUCUGAUGCGUGACGGUGCCCAGGACAUGUCCAUCUAAGGCUCGAGCAGGAACCGGGUGAGGCAAAGGAACCCGCUCAAGCCCCAGCUGAAGGACCACCUCCUCGUUAAUGAUGCUGGCAUCAGCCCCAGAGUCAAUAAAGAUAGCCAAGGUGUGGGGGCCGUCUGGAAGGAGGAGGCGGCCUUGGAGCAGGGGUCGCUGGCUUUGGGGAGGUGACAGGGUAGUUGAGCUCACCAGGGUCUCCCCAACUACUGAUGAGCUCUGGCUUUUGCUGGACAGCCGGAGAUGUAGUGUCCCGCUGCCCCACAAUAGAGGCAGAGAUUGGACUUGCGUCUACUCUCUCUCUUCCAGGGAGAGAGAGGUGCGGCCCAACUGCAUGGGCUCUAGAUCCUCAAACUGCUGACCCAAUGGGGUGGAGUUGGCUGCAGCAGCACCCCCACGGAAGCGAGGUGGACGAGUAUGUUGGAUUCCCCCUUGACCCCUCUCUCGUCGACGAGUCUGAACACGAAGAUCGAUGCGGACGGCCAAGUCAAUCACCCCGUCCAAGGUGAGGGAGGUGUCAUGUGAAACCAGUUCAUCUUUAAUGUAAUCUGCCAACCCAUGGAGAAAGGCAUCACGGAGAGCUGCACUGUUCCAACCACUAUGGCUGGCUCUGGUGCGGAAAUCAAUGGAAUAGUCAGCCACUGUUCGUUCGCCUUGCUUCAGUCCCAUCAGUCCCCUAGCCGAAUCAGAACCAGAAUUCUCAAACCCAAAAACCUUCCGAAGCUCAGCAGCAAACAGGUCAAAUGAAGCACAGGCUCGAGACCGCCUCUCCCACUCAGCUGUUCCCCAUAGUCUAGCUCUGCCCGUCAGGUGGUUAAUGACGAACGCUACCUUUGCCGGUUCUGUGGCGAAGGUGCGGGGCUGUAGGGCAAACAGGAGAGAACAGUUGGUGAGGAAGGGGCUGCAAGUCUCUCUAUCUCCGUCAUAAUGCUCUGGGGUUCCCACCCGUGGCUCAGGGGCAUCGCUGGGUAGAGAAGAGGCGGGUACAGGUGCAGGAGCAGAAGGUGAAGCUUCCGAAGAAGAGGCAAUUCCAGCAGAUGAGGGGAGCUGGGCUAGCUGAGCUGCUAGCUGUUGCAUCUGUGCAGCUAAAGCUGCUAGUGAUUGUCCCUGAGUCUCAGCAGCUCCUCUGGCUUCAGCGGCAGCCGCAGUCAUCAUGGCCUCAUGUUGCUGCAGAAUGCCUUCAAUUCUCUCAAGGCGAUCCAGUGGUGAGGGAUUGUGUGCUGGGUCCAUAGUUUGGCCAGAUUGUACUGUAACGGGUAUUGACUGGACCCAAUUGCAGCACAAACAAGCAGGUUCACUUUAACAACAGUCUUUAUUGAACACCAAAUCCAAUGAAGCAGCAGAGUAUAGCAGGUGGGUAUGGCAGGAUUCGAACUCGGGUCUUCCGGGUGAUAGGCGAGCAGAUUAGCAGUGGACCACAGGUCAGGCAAGAGUUUUGGACUCGUGAGCAGGGAAUUGUCCACAGUCUUAAUUUGCUCCACGAGUGUAGUGAAGGGGAAAACGCUCAACUCACAGCUGGAGGAAGAUUUCUUGGAGAGUGGUUCAGGUGAGGACUGGGUGAGGAUCCAGAGCUUGCAGAGGAGCUGGCAGAACCAACGUCGGCAGAGGAGGUGAGUUGGCGAGGUGAAGCUGACGAGAAGGGGGAUCUCAACAGAGCAGGAACAGGCUGAGUGCCAUUCAGCCGCAGGCAGACGAAUAGCAGGAAACAGGCAGGCAAAGCUCGUAGUCAAGGACAGAAGGCAGGUAGGUUUACCGGGGCUGAGGCGAGAAGCAAAGGUCAGGGGCAGAUCAGGUCGAUACCAGGUAAGCAGUCCGGGAAUUAACGCUGGAGAGUCAGGCAUGAGAGCGAAGACAAUCUGGCAAAGAGUGAGGGGAAAGAAGCUGCAUAUAUACUGGCCUGAUUGGAGAUGAUGAGCAGGUGAGAGCAGCAGCUGGAAGCAGUUAGCUGAUGAGGGGUGUGGCUGAGCAGCAGAGCAGGAGAGGGGCAGAGCAGACUGUUACAGAAUUGUUCUGACACUGUAUGACAUGCUGGUAACUCAAUUACUGUUUGAGAACAUUGGUUGAAAUAACAUUACAUAACAUUAGAUAUCUUAAUUUCAAAAUUAAAACUCAGCUAAAUCAUGCCAUUCACUACAUGUAUAUACCCCUGAGUCUUUGUUGUGUGUAAUUGUGUUGUAUAUAGGGCUGGGCGAUAAAACAAUAAUGAUAUAUAAUCAAAAAAUAAAUUUUCCUCAAUAUCAAUAUAAAACUUGGUCAAUAUGCGUUUCAAUAGUCGGCAUUCUGCUAUGUUUUGGUAGACUACACAAAUAGCCAAUGAAAAGGGGGAGUAGCUUCGGGUCCGCUUCACACUGAACCAAUCAUGUGCUGAAUUAGAACCAAGUAGCAAACAACUGUGUAGUAGCAGGCUGCAGCUACACCCUUCCAUAUCACUAUGAAGCGUGACGCAGACAGCGAGUGAGAAACAAAGAAAAUGAGUGCUACCCCCCGCAGAAAUGCAGAUGAAGGCUCAACAACAACACUGGCAUAAAAAUAUUGGUGGUGUGGAGGUAUUUUGUUUUUUUUUGGUCGUACAUAAAGCAGACAGAGUAAUGUGCAUUGCAAAUUAUGUUGAGUACAUGUUCUCGCAAAGCCGGGGAAUACCUCAAAUCUUUUUCACCCCCUGAAGCAGUGCCACGCGGCAGAGCACGCGCAUUGCAAAAGGUUACAAACCCCGAACGGAGCAAGGAGCCCAUGGUGUCUGUGCAGCCGAAACAGCCGAAUAUUCAGUCCGCUUUCUCUCGCGCAACGCCUUACGACAAAACCUCAAAGAGACACAAAGACCUCACAAAUGCAGUAGCUUAUUGUUUUGCAAAAGAUAUGCUUCCAAUAAGCACUGUUAAAUUUUAUUUUUAUAUCGUGAUACAUAUUGAUAUUGACUGAUAUGAAAAUAAAUAUAUCUUAAUAGACCUUUUCCUAUAUAGCCCAGCCCUAGUUGUAUGUGUGAUUAAUCUAAAUGAAACCUCAUUGACCCAGAAUUGUUCAUCUCAGCAGUUUUCUGUUGCUCCUUUCAGUCAGUAAACGCCUCUUAAACUGUUUGCUGUCCCUUUUCUUCCACUGGAUGAAUCCAUGUGUUCUCCCUGCUCCCUGUGGCCCGAGCUCGCUCUGACAUAGAGGCAGCUGCCGUGAGCUUAACUCAACCUUUUACUCUCCUAACAAAGAGUCCCAUGUUUCUUAUUGUGGGCUAAGUGCUUCUCACAAUCUGCAGUAAACUGCUGGGAAAACGAGCCCCUCGGCUCACAGCGCUUUUGUAUUUAUGGUGUCCAAAGAGACCACAAAGCAGCGGAUGAAGGACUCCCUCAGGCACAAGAGGUUAUUAUGUAUAUAAUACAGUGUGUGUGUGUGUAUGUGUGUGGCUUUAAGCAUUUGUCUGUUUUAAAGGACCUGAAGGCCGCCCUUUGUGGAUAGUUAAAUGACUCUUUUAUUAACGGGCAGUAAUCAUGAACAGCAGCCUUUGUGUAGAGUUGAUAUGAUGUCUGUGCUAACAGGGCAUCACUUUGGUUUCAUAUCUCCGGGGAGGUCACAGGACUGUCCUGAACAGCUGAGUCACCCUGUGAUGUGUCAACCUCCAGCACCUAACACAUCUCAUGCACUAACAUGCGCUCAGUACCUUCAUCCAGCUGUGUUCCUCUGCCUGUCCUCCACAUUGUUCUUGACUGAUCUUGAUCUAAAGGCCCCUGUGAUUUAACAGUCUUUUAAACAACCGAGGAGAGCACAAUCCUGUGUUACAUCACUGGUCUUAAUCUCUACAUACCCUCUAAAAACAUAUCAGUCAAAUUGUGUUUGUCUGUUUUUUAACCUCUCUCAGACAUCCAUGCAUCAGUGAGUAAGAAAUCUCAGCCUGGUUGUUGCUCUGCCUGUGCUAAACUGAGAAACCUUUUACCUAAAUAUAACAUCUUAUAGAUUCAUUUUUUAAGAUGACGACAAAGGGAUCUGUUUUGAUAUUCCACUCUGCUCUUUGUGGCGUGAUCAACUGUGCAAUGUUCAGUCAGAGCUGAACAGUUUCUGGUCUUUUUAGUCUGAAUUUCAGAUUUGUCACACUGUCCUGGUUUUUAUGGUUCUGUGAAUAGUUGCUGAGACAUUUUUGGAAAGAUAGAAAUCAAAUCACAGCAGAACAAGGUGGUGGCGAAGAUAGAUUUAGUCUGUUUUGGUUUAAUGGAUCAAAAUGGUCGAAAAAAAUACAUUAAAUAGCUGUCAUUUCGGCGUCACAUUGCACAGUGGGGGUAACACUUAAACUCUGAUGACAAACUCUUUUUCGACGGGGGAAGACGCAAUUGGCGGAGCAUGGCUCGGCAGGGUGAAAGUAUACUGAUAUCAGCAUGGGAAGGCAAUUAAACACAAAAGGCUAAAUUAUAAAUAUUCAGCAAACCACUGGAUGUUGAUUAACGUGGACGCUCUUUAAUCUUCCUGUCUCCAGUUGGUCUCCACUGGGUUGGCGUUGGGCAAAUCCAAAAUAGUGAAUACAAGGGGGGUGUUCUGAGACAGACUGUUACCUGUGAAACAGGAGUGCUCUGAAAAGACCCCCAUUAGCACUUGGUACGUUCUUCUCUGAUGAAAUUAACCAUCAACUGUGAAUUGACACGGAAAAAAAUUUCAGAAUUUUGGUCGACUCAGCAUGUAUCGACCAAUGAGUCGACCAGUUGACUAGGACUUUACAGCCCCAGUGUCCUGUUGUCCUGUGUACAGUCUUGGUAACAGUAUUGUUCUCCUUCAUCAACCAAUAAAAAUGAACUUUUUUCGAGAUAAUGGCAGAGGUCUGUACAGAGGUGAUUUUGAGAUUGCAGGUCAGUGGCCUGUAAUUUUGACAACCAUCUCCUUUAGUAUACAUCAGCAAAUGCUGCGUCAUGUUUUCUAUCUGUUUUUUUUUUGUUUUCUCUGUUAGACACCAGGCAUAGGAAUAGGGCAUAGGAAACAUUUAAAGCAGACCUCAUAGUAGCUACAAAAAAGAAGACAACUUCCAUAACUUAACAUCAGUAAGUGCCAGUAAAGUCUUGGGUUAGAAACAGCAUUUGUAGACUCAGGCCUCUAAGAUGUACAUAUGCCAAAAUCUUUGGUAUAACUCAGAAAAUCCUGGAUUAAUUUCCUCUUUUGCGCCCGUGUUUUGAUAAAGGUUGCUCCGUCUUCUCUCCAGUAGUGCAGAGUUUGAUUAAAUCUCACAUCAGAUUCAUUUUUCAUGUGCGACUUGUGCUUUUUUUCUAUGCUUUUGUAUUUUGUCCAACAUUUAUAGACUAAAAAUAACCUGCAUUUUCUUUCCCCCGCUAAGACCAUCAUCUCGGUGGUUUCUAUUUGAGACUGAUUCUUGUCUGUUUUUCCAUGUGUCUGCAGGAAACAGUAGAGUAUGCCUUCCUCAUCAUUUUCACAAUCGAGACCUUUCUGAAGAUCAUCGCUUACGGUUUGGUGAUGCACCAGAACGCAUAUGUGCGGAACGGGUGGAACAUGCUGGAUUUCGUCAUUGUCGUCAUUGGGUAAGUGCUCAGCUCCAGUGUUUUGAAUUCAUUUAUUUUCUCAAUCAGUGAAUGAACUGAUUAUAUAUAUGCUGGCUGAUAAAACACAUCAGGAGGUUUUGACAUUGUCGUCUUAAGUUUCUUUUUGGUCGUCAGUGUAACACGCAGAGUUUAUGAUGUUUCUGAGAGAGGAUCUCCGUGUUUAAGUUAAAGUUGCUUAAGCCUCUACUCUGAGCGACCAAGUGCUAAUAGAGACCCUCAUACGCCCACAGUAUAUGACCCAGAAAAGACAGAGAGAAUAAAUCAGAGCUUUACCACCGCUGGAGUGAGUCACCAUCUCCAUACUUCAUCUCUUCUCCAUCACUCCCUCCCAUAUUUCUCUUUCUCUCCUCUCACUGACUCGUCUUUCGCUCACUUUCUGUCAUCCAGCUCUGCUUUGUCUCCGCUGCUUUUUUUCUAAUUCUUCCUCUCCUUCCAUUUUGAUUUCUCGAAUCGCACACUUCCUGCUUCACCUCCUCCUCUCCACCUCUCUCUGCCCUCCUUCCUGUCUCCUGCACGCUCUCCUCUUCAUCCUCAGAGCUGCUUCUCUUUUUUUUCUCUCUCUCUCUCCUCUAUCGUCUUUCCUCCCCUCUGUCUUUCUCUCUUCUCGUACGCACAGUCCAGUGAGUAGCUGGGUCAGAUUUGUGUGAUUGCGGCAUGCAGGCUUGUUUUGCCAUGCAGGCAAAUGUAAAGACGGCUGUUCCUGCUCUGAAGAGUGACUGUAGCUGCCCAAACAGCCAAGGAAACAACGUCAGAGGUCAAAGUUCAGUCCACUCUACCUCAGGGCUAUAUUGAUAUUUUUAAAUGAUCACAUAUCCUUUAAAGGUUAAAUUAAGAUUGCAGCAUUUUUCAUUUCAUUAUUGAGUUUCAAGGCUCACAGCUCAAGGGUUCACUUCACUUUUUUCUUUCCUCUUAGUCAGCUGCAGACCACUGAGUGUAAAUAAAUAUGGAUGACAUUUCUCCAUCUCCUCACUUUGUGGGGGGAAAAAAAAAAAGAAAGCCAAAAUACCCCACAGUAAGCGCUGACAUAUUGUGCUGGUGAUGUGUUUUGAGUGGAGGCAUGCCCAGUAGCAGCUGGCUGAUGGAGCGCGGCACUAACGUAACACCCCUCAACAAAAACACGCAUUUAACUCACCCAUAUGAGAUCCUUCAGGUCAGUACAGUUCACAGUGUGUUGAUUUAAAGCAAACAUUCAUGGUUUGGAAAAGUUAAGUGUUGGGAUGUUUUCUCCAGUUUGUUAAAGAGGGGGUAUUAUGCAUUUUUUUCUCUAUACACUCUAUACCUCAUUUCUCAUACCUCUUUAAUAGCUCUUCAAGAAUUUCGGUAAAAAAAAACCUUGUGUUUCUCAUUCUGGUGUAUCAAAAUAUAAUUAUUUCAGCCUCUGUCUCUAACAAUUACUUUUAGCUGCUGUCUCUUUAAGCUCCUCCACAUGCCUACUUGCUUCUGACUGGCCACCUUUCGGAAGGUUGGUGCUUGAUGUUUUGGCCCCGCCCCUUCUGUUGUGGUCGAUCGAGUAGUGCAGCAGAGGAGCAUUACCCCACUCCACUGUGGGCGUCACAUCACAUGUUGCUGCUGGGGGCAGGCUACUCCGCUGCGCCGGAAGCGGGUGAACCAGUUAGCAGAGCCUUGUCAAACUUUGUAACUUUGCAUUUUUUGACAUAAAUGUAGAAAAGCAGAAUAUCCUCUUUUUUCAAAAAAAUAAAUACAUACAUUAAUACAUACCUGGUUAUUUAUAAAACCGUGACAUUAACCAUCAUUUGCACCUUUCAUUUUUACUCCGUUUGUAUGUUAACAGAGAAAAACAGAGAUUUGGGUAGCCAAGGGCAGAUAACGCGUUGGAAACUGUGUUAAAUGUGACGUUGUUUACAAUCCACAGUCUACGUUUACUAUCUAUGGUGAUCAUGAGUGCAUGCAGAAUAGCAGCCGUAUUUAUGCUGGUACAAUCCCUUCAUAUUGGCUAACGUGGGCUUGAGCUCCUUGCCACACUGCCACCUACAGGUUUGACAUGCUCUUGAUGGCAUAUAUACACGGGUUAGUGUAAACAAAAACUUUGUGGUGUGCACACAGUUUUUUUGUAAACUGAGAGGAUGAAAUGUCUGUUUAGUCUGGUUUUAUGGCAGAGGUUGGAGAGUUUGGUAAUUACCACUUGCCCAUACCUGUCUGUGCUUUAUGACACCUCACUCAUGCCCACCUGGGGAAAAGGAAAAGAGAAGGGAGAGGCUGCCACAAAGAAGAGCUGGAGGGCAUGACAGCACCCUGAUUAUCAUACAGUACACGAAUAAGUGAAAUAACUGAAGCAGCAGAGAAGGGUUCAAGCUUUUUACGCACAGUCGUGUUUUACAAGUUGAUUGUAGAGUUGACCAGAUCUGUGGAGGAUGGGCGAAAACGGUUGAAGCAAACUCACUCUUAUGUUGAAGCACACAUGGAUGUUAACCAGCUCAACUGUCAUUUUUGUAGAAGUUUUUUCCUCAGGAAGUUUCAGUGAGAAAGAGUCGAUGUGUGAAGAUGGUUUCCCUUUGAACAUGGCUGGGUGAGUGAUGAAGGCCCAGUGGCAGGUGGACAGUUUUACAGCUGUGACUCAGUCUAACAUACGUCUGAGCAGACGGAGCUUAUAGGCCCUCAGAGCUCCCUUCAGCCACUAUUGGCAGCUUCAUCCUCUGCUCUGAGUCCACAGCUCUGAUGUGAUGUGUGGGGAUGUUUUCCUCUCUUGGCUGGGUGAAGACUGUCUAACUGACUGUGAUGAAGGCUCCUCUGUCCUCAUGUUGGGAGAUUUGGUCACUGCUGAUUUUCCUUUUUCUCUCUUCGGUGAGCGACACUUCUGGUGCCACUUUUACCAACAGAUGCUGCUGUACUGCACCCUCAACAUCACUCCUAGCUUUGAAAUAACUGACCAUUGAUUUGUGAGGCCCUUAAAAGUUUAUUAACCAUACAGUGAUAUUGUAGAUGCACUGUGUUGAAUAUACACUCACCGGCCACUUUAUUAGGUACACCAUGCUAGUAACGGGUUGGACCCCCUUUUGCCUUCAGAACUGCCUCAAUUCUUCGUGGCAUAGAUUCAACAAGGUGCUGGAAGCAUUCCUCAGAGAGCUUGGUCCAUAUUGACAUGAUGGCAUCACACAGUUGCCGCAGAUUUGUCGGCUGCACAUCCAUGAUGCGAAUCUCCCGUUCCACCACAUCCCAAAGAUGCUCUAUUGGAUUGAGAUCUGGUGACUGUGGAGGCCAUUUGAGUACAGUGAACUCAUUGUCAUGUUCAAGAAACCAGUCUGAGAUGAUUCCAGCUUUAUGACAUGGCGCAUUAUCCUGCUGAAAGUAGCCAUCAGAAGUUGGGUACAUUGUGGUCAUAAAGGGAUGGACAUGGUCAGCAACAAUAAUCAGGUAGGCUGUGGCGUUGCAACAAUGCUCAAUUGGUACCAAGGGGCCCAAAGAGUGCCAAGAAAAUAUUCCCCACACCAUGACACCACCACCACCAGCCUGAACCGUUGAUACAAGGCAGGAUGGAUCCAUGCUUUCAUGUUGUUGACGCCAAAUUCUGACCCUACCAUCCGAAUGUCGCAGCAGAAAUCGAGACUCAUCAGACCAGGCAACGUUUUUCCAAUCUUCUAUUGUCCAAUUUCGAUGAGCUUGUGCAAAUUGUAGCCUCAGUUUCCUGUUCUUAGCUGAAAGGAGUGGCACCCGGCGUGGUCUUCUGCUGCUGUAGCCCAUCUGCCUCAAAGUUCGACGUACUGUGCGUUCAGAGAUGCUCUUCUGCCUACCUUGGUUGUAACGGGUGGUUAUUUGAGUCACUGUUGCCUUUCUAUCAGCUCGAACCAGUCUGGCCAUUCUCCUCUGACCUCUGGCAUCAACAAGGCAUUUUCGCCCACAGAACUGCCACUCACUGGAUAUUUUUUCUUUUUCUGACCAUUCUCUGUAAACCCUAGAGAUGGUUGUGCGUGAAAAUCCCAGUAGAUCAGCAGUUUCUGAAAUACUCAGACCAGCCCUUCUGGCACCAACAACCAUGCCACGUUCAAAGUCACUCAAAUCACCUUUCUUCCCCAUACUGAUGCUCGGUUUGAACUGCAGGAGAUUGUCUUGACCAUGUCUACAUGCUUAAAUGCACUAAGUUGCCGCCAUGUGAUUGGCUGAUUAGAAAUUAAGUGUUAACGAGCAGUUGGACAGGUGUACCUAAUAAAGUGGCCGGUGAGUGUAUAUGUGGUACUUUCUCAUGUUGUGCAUCUGGUUUCUGUCAGCCAGUGUUGUAAGUGGCUGUAAAGCAAACUGAUGAUGCACAAUGCAUUACUUUCACAUAUAAAUAACACUUUAUGAUCAACAGCAGUUGAGACCAGUGCCCCCAGCCAGGAAAGGGUUUUAGUUCACAUGCUUUCAAAACAGAUUUGUCUUCAUUUAAACCCUCUGUGAGGAGUUUUUAUUGGUCUUGUCAGAGGUUGAAAGGAACAAAAAUGCCUCUCUUUGACUUACAAAAGCAAAUAAGAGAAUCAACAACAAGAUUGAUAAUUAAUAAGUUAUAAUCUUUAAGCCACACAACACACAGAAGAAACCGUUUUAUUUCUACUUUUCCAAAACAUUCAAAGUGGGGCUUUCAUAGAUUAUAGAUUUUAAGGCCCAUAAAUUGAACAAUUUCAAGUACAAAACGGAGACUUAAAUGGUGAUUUCUUCACAGUAUUCUCAUUUUUUUAGUUCCCGUUUUCGUAAGUUUUAUAAGCUGGUAGCCCACAUUUUAUAAAAAUAAACAAAUAAAUACUUUAAAUUGUUUAACUUGUGGGCCCUGAUAUUAUAAUCUAUGAAAGUUCAAUUUUUUUAAAUGAAUUAUGGAAAUAAAUAAACUUUUCCAUGAUAUUCUAAUUUUUUGGAAAGGGUCUGUAUUUCUUAAAAAAUGUCAGUGAUUUGUUUGAUUCAACAUCUUUAGAGUCUGGUUUGGUGAGCAGAACAGAGUAAGACACAGCUUCACUAUGAUAUAAAUAAAAUCUCCCCCAGUUGCUCGCUUGUGGUGAGUUUUUCUGACUUUAACCUGUCGUUUACAUAUUGGCACACUUCUCCAAAACAUUCACAUACUGACUGGAAAGGUUUGGGUAAGUUUGAGGUAGAAAAUGAGGCUGUUUGUAUUCAUUCAUACAUACAUGCAGCUCACCCUGAGAGGUUUGAUGCAUUUGUGAAUUUAGUAAAUAACUUAUGCAAAUGGCUUUUUUAGACUUAUGAAUACCCUGAUAAAUUUUAUCGGUUUACAAUCAAACAUGACUGAUUAAAAAAAUGAAUAUUUGCAUAUUUAGAACAAUGAAACUGCUGGAUGUCUGGCAUGUCUGUCCUUGACAAUAAUUUUUAAAAAAAGAUUCCGAAAAUAGUUGCAGUGUGAUAAACUAAGUUUUUCAUGACACGAUAAUGAUGUGAGGCCCUGUGUUUGUUUUCUAACAGACUCUUCAGUGUUGUCUUGGAGCUUUUGACCAAAGAUGAAAAGAUAGAGACAGAAGGAGAAAGUAGCCAUCCGUCAAUGCACGGCCAUGGGGGAAAACCAGGUGGAUUUGAUGUUAAAGCCCUAAGAGCCUUCCGUGUGCUGCGACCCCUGCGGCUGGUCUCAGGAGUACCCAGUAAGUGCUUGUGCCUUUUACACCAAAUCACACAGUCAAUACAAAACACACAGUAUUUGCACUCACAUACUUUCUGCAUGUAUUUUGUAAUAUGAGGUCCUGAGGAGUUACACAGAAGAGAGAGACAGAUUGUCUCUGUAUCAUCCCUGAGGACAGUUUUUUCAAAAACAUCUGUCCACAGCACAUGAGCACCCCGAGGACGAGUUCUGGGUGUAAUGAAAAUAUGUGACAAAAACAAGCUCAGAGUAAACACAUUGACACAGUCAUUAUCUAUGUUGCUAAGUGAGUUUUUUUUUUCUGCCUUUUGAAACCCAUCCAAUAGACCACUAAAGUACCACCCCACACCUCACAUUGUUGGAUCAUAUCUGUUGAUAAUGUUGUUGAAUGGUUAUUUUACGUCAUCAACCUCUUUCAGUGUAAAUUAUUGAGACUUAAACUUGUAACAGUGUUUAAAACAUAGACUGUAUAUAGAAUGGACACCGUCUGCCUCCUCACUGGGUGAAGCCACCCCAAGAACAGCACCCUCUGGUGACGGGCUGCAGUAUAGGUCAUAAAUCCCGCCUCCGCCAGCAAUCCCUAUGGAGCUGUGGACAAACUUAAGAAAUUUAUUUCACAGUCUAUGGGUCAAAAGCGUUUAUUACUGUCCUGCAUUUUUAGUUGAAACAUGAAGAUCAUGCUGCGUUAAUCAAUGACCAAAGGUUCAUAUUUUUCUAAGGGAACUGAGCCUGCAAGCAGCUGAUCUUUGUAGCUAGAAAAAUACUGAUGUUUGUUUAAGCACAUGGGUUUACAAAAAACAGCCAACAUGACGUUUCUUUUCUUUCUUGCCCAGGUUUACAGGUGGUGUUGAAUUCCAUCAUUAAAGCCAUGGUCCCUCUUCUCCACAUUGCCCUCUUGGUCUUGUUUGUCAUUAUCAUCUACGCUAUUAUCGGCCUGGAGCUUUUCAUUGGAAAAAUGCACGCUACCUGCUAUCUUCCUGGCUCAGGUAUGCACUCUUUUUAUUUUUUAACAUAAAACUUAAGGCCAGCAGUCUUGGCUCUGCAACUUGUAUUAUGAAUUCAGUAUGAAGCUCUGAUAUUUUCUAACUCAUUUACACAUUUUUUUAAAUAUUUAAAUGUUGAUAUUGCAUAUGUGUGAUUUGACUAAGCCCAAAUACACAGAGAAAUAGUGAAUUAGAGGACUGUAUUGGCUUUGAAUCGGCUGUAUUUAUUUUGCAUGCAUGAAAAAUAUAGUUGAAUGAACAUUUCUUAUAGGGCGACCCCAGGGAAAUCACAUAUGGUAGCAGAGUUUUACAAAAUAUAUUUAAUGAAAUAAGUAAGUAAUUAUCACGAAAUGUAAUUAUGGUUGUCAGUGUGCAUGCAGUGUGGAAAAUUGAGUGUUAAUUAUACAGUGUAAAAAAUCUACCCCUAAAUAAAAUCAUCUUUCAUGUGUGAGAAGUAGCUGAACAUGUUUUUUUUUCCCUGUAGAUGGACUUGCAGAAGAGGAACCAGCUCCAUGUGCGAUCUCAGGGCACGGGCGCCAAUGCCCCAUCAAUGGCAGCGAGUGCAGGGAAGGCUGGCAAGGUCCCAACGGUGGCAUCACCAACUUUGACAACUUCCUAUUUGCCAUGCUGACGGUGUUUCAGUGCAUCACCAUGGAGGGCUGGACCGAUGUGCUGUACUGGGUGAGAAUUGUGCUCUGCCCCGUCCUCUUUUAGAUCCAGCGACUGUCACUCUCCCUCAGCUCAAGUGUCUCCUCAGAUCAGAGGUGAAGCUGCUGAUAACAUCUUAAGGCAGCUAAAAGUCCUCUGAUAUGAUUGGUUUUAUAAAUGAGGGACACUUCUAUUCUUUCUGUAAGGAAUCUUAAUUUCCUUUUGUUCUGCUUUUCUUUUCUGACAGUGUCUUCCUCUAACACUCACUUUCACUGUUUUCUGUCUCUCCUCUUCUUCACGUCCUUCCUCUGUGGUGACGCUCGCUGCUCCAGAUGAACGACGCUAUGGGCUUUGAGCUUCCAUGGGUGUACUUUGUCAGUCUUGUGAUCUUCGGCUCCUUUUUCGUGCUUAACCUGGUUUUGGGUGUGUUGAGCGGGUAAGCACCUUCCUCUCUCUCCUGACAGAGACCCUCUACAUGACCUCAGGUCAGAGGCUCUCUGUUCUUGUCACUGUCUCUGUCUAACCACCCACUCUUAUUGGCUCCUGUAGGUCAAUGACGCCAUUGGAUGGGAAACACCUUGGAUUUAUUUCGUUAGCCUGAUCAUACUGGGCUCCUUUUUCGUGUUAAACCUUGUGUUAGGUGUGCUAAGUGGGUAAGAGGAAACUUGUGCAGUGGUUCUGGUUUGCAGUGGGAAAAGCAUGUUUGCAGUGGCUUUUGGCUAAUUUUGGAAUUUUGGAUUGCAUAACCACCCGUAUACCGCUAUACAUUAUACCUGUUACUCAUCACCAUCUAAAUAUAUGAUCAAGUUAAUAGAAAUUAUUGAUAUAAAGAUGAUUGUAUUGAUUUAAAAGAGAUCUGUUUAUACAGCUGAAAAAUAGUCUCCCCUGAUUCAACCGCAGGUAACAUUAACAUAGCAACAGAUUCUUACUGGCUGUCUUGCAGAUUUUUUUUUUUCAAUUUAUGGUCAAGUUCAAACAUAAGUCUGUUUAUUUUCUAAACUCUACAUUAAACUGUUUCCAUUAAAGAUAACACAAGACAAGGUUAACUUCACAUUGACAAACUCUGUUCUCCUUCAGCUAUCUUUCCUUUUGGAGCUUUGCAGUAGAUGCAUCUUUUAACAUAAAUUAAAGUGUCACAACUUUUCAGACUGUUGCUAUUCUCAUCUCUACUUGUGGUUUAAGUUAGUUUGUCGUGAUCAAAAACUUAAAAAUGCACUCACCAGCUCUGCUGCCAUCGCCUGGAUUGCGAGACAGGAUUUUGCUCCACUCUUCUUUAUCAUAGGUUGAAGCCCAGUAGCUCCUCUGGCUGCCCUCAGACCCCAAAGACAUAAAGAAUGCAAACAGUGACCCCCAAUUUCCACCGCAUCCGGAACAGAUCCACUAUGGAACGGUGGCAUUUUUCGCCGUCCACCAAUUCCUAUCCUACUGAAUGCGUUUGUGAGGCGAAUUUCGUGGCAGAUUUCAGACAGCGGGAAUCGCAAGAACUCACCCGCGGAUUCACAUGCAAUCGCACCAACGAGUUGCCUCUAUAAAGACGGCCACAUAACCAUAUAAGCAGUAGAUUGUGUCCUUCAAGAGGAGGAAAUCCACUAAUGGACUUAAAGAAUCAGCAUCUCCUCAUCCAUGGUGUCAUCGGAGUGAAAUGCUGUCUAUAAACCUUUCACUUGAAAUACGAUCUGCCUGAUUGUAGCGUUUCAUUUUGAAAAGAAGCCGGAUGUUUUAUUUCGUGUCUGUGCCCGACUUCCUUUCCAGCACAGGUUAUUCUGUGCUAAAUUUAUACGGCAUGCUGCGUUGUCCAGAAAAAGUAGAACUCUGGCGAUCAGCUGCAGAGUCUGCUGAGCCUCUGUGGAACGGAAAGAAGCCGCUGGAAAUUGACACAUCUCCUUGAAUGGAAACAAACAGCUCGGGAACAAAAUCGGCGCAUACAGCCUUUUCGCAGCCGUUCUGGAUGCGGUGGAAAUUGGGGGUUACACACAUUUUUUGCUACAGUUACAACUGGCUGUGAUGAUGUGAGUUGGCCUCCUUUAUUGGAUUGAUUCGAUAAAACAAUUGUGAUCUGGCUUUACUUUUUUAAAAGAAUUAAGUACUGAUGUUUUGACCAAUCAGAACAAAUUAUUUCAAACAGCCUUGUAAUAAUCAGCUAUAAUCUGAGUAAGGGUCUCAUUAUAAACAUACAUUUCCUCACGGUCAUUCUCUCUCAACCUUUGUCGAUCACAUCCUUCUUAUGGCAACUGCAAUGUGAGCAUUUUUCCUUCAACUCUCCUCGCCCAGCCAACCUCCUGAGAGAGAAAUUAAUCUUAUUCCUCGCCCUUCACUCCCUCUGCGUUCCUAAGCUCCCUCAAACCCCACUUUGCUUUUCCUGCUCUGUGGAAAGGGGGAUGGAAAGUUACAGUACAUUUAACUGUGGCGUGUAGACCAGCCAGCAAGGCCUGAUUUUUUUUGAAAGCCAACAAGGUUAUAAGGCCUGAGGUUUUCCACCUUAAAUCAGCAGAAUUCAUUACGCUGAAUCGCCUUUAUUAACCACUUCCUCUUUGACUUUUUCAUCAUUAUAGAAUAAAUACAUAUUUUAUAGAUAACUGCAUUUUCCCACUGCACACUACAUGUCUUUACCUUCCAUGCUCACAGUCCCUCAAAAUCCUAGAGGCCGGUGUGGUUGUUUAGUAUAGUCCAUGGAUUUUGAAUGAAGGUCUCUUGAAACCAUCAGUCUACCUAAAUAGCCUCCUCUGUAUGAUAAAGAUGCUAAAAAGAUAAGCGACUGUACUGAUGGGAUCUAAAUAUAGAGCUGUUGUCUUUCAAAGGUGUACAUCUCCCUCCAGUGGCUACGGUUCACAAAAACACACAAGGCAUUGAAAGGGUGUGAUUGAAGUGUUUGAAUAUGUAAUCACACCACACUGGGAAUAAACAGGACAUUUAUAUACGGUAUAUCUUCAGUUAUUGAUGUAAAAAUGUCUCUGUGUUUGACUAUUUUAUUGGAAAAACUUGUCCAUUUUUGUUUGGCGUGGGAAUUCUUUGUGUGGAGUACCUUUUUCCGCUUGCAGUGAAAGUUAAUGUACAUGUGUCUACUUUGUAAUCCAUGCACUCUCGUCUGUCUCCUUCUGUUUGCAUAUUUUGUCCACCGUUUAAUCCGCAAACUCAGAGAGUUCUCUAAGGAGAGAGAGAAGGCGAAAGCUCGUGGAGACUUCCAGAAGCUGCGUGAGAAGCAGCAGCUGGAGGAGGAUCUUAAGGGUUACUUGGACUGGAUCACUCAGGCUGAAGACAUCGACCCCGACAACGAGGAUGAGGCUGACGAGGAGAGCAAACGCAACCGUGAGUACCGUCACCUACUCGCUCAGUCAUGCUGAGUAACGCCGCACUGGCAUCACAAGCCACACUUUAAUACAGCAAGCUGAUAGAAUCUGUUUCUACCACAUGGAGAGAAAUAUCCAGCAGUGUGUGUUAUUGUUGGCUUGAGAGGGCUGUGAUUUCUGCUGCUAUAAUUAGGCCUUUGUUUAUAUAAUCAGGGAGUGCAUGAGUUUGUACUCAGGAAAUCUAUAAUGUUUCAUUGUGGGAGUUUGAGAAAAAAAACACAGUGGAUGACCUAAAGAUAAUUUCUCUCUGGGGGAGAAAUAUUUAUCCAAUAUUUGAGGGUUUCAAAACAUCAGAUGUUUUUACUGUGAUUUCUGCGCCAUCUCUAGCAUAGAGUGCUCUAUUUGGAAUAUUGCCUCAAAUAACUGGGCAAUAAUAAUGGGGCAUGUCUAGCUCAGAUACAGAGGAAACAUGAGUCAGAAAUGUGCAAACUCACCUUUUAGUACACCAUGCAAUAAAUAAAACAAAAACCCAGGCAGAAUAAAUCCAAAUACAAACAACUAAAGUGUUUGGUAAGCUGGGCCCCAAAGCAGAGACUCUCACUGGAUUGGGUUUAGCAAAAGAGUUUAUUGGAAAAGUGAGAGCAGGAAGCUGGCUGUCUUGAAGCGAUCUCUGGUGAGGAAAAAACUGGAGAAAUUUCAGGCACUGAAGGAGAGUGGACUGGCAGGCAGUGAUGCACACAGGAAAACCUGGGCAGAAAGAAGCACACACUGGUGAGAACAAAAUCCAUGAGGUAAUGCUAUAAAAAAACUAGAAACAGACAGCACUACCACUAAACCAAACAAAACGAUCUGUGGCACAGUGGAGUGAGAAUAUGUUUAAACAUGCCCGGCUAUUUUCAUAAAGAGACAGUUACCCCUCUCUGUUUACAAAAAAACUGCGUGCACACUGCUGCAUUUUCAGAAAAGUUUUCGUUUACACAAACCCAUGUAUAUAUGCCGGCAAGAGCGUAUCAAACAUGUGGGUGGCAGUGUAGUGAGAAGCGCGAGCCAACGUUAGCCAAUCAGAAUACUGCAUAGCAGCAAUAACAACAACAUCUCUUCCUUCUUUCCUGCGCACAAUCUGCCGUCGGCUACCCAAAUCUUUGUUUUCCUCCUUUUUUUCUCCAUUUACUUGCAAACGUGAAAACUGAGUUUUCCAAAUCUCCACUCCGACCGGAGUUUUUAAAAAACAUCGUUUUCAGGGGCGAAUUCUCCGUUUGCGUCUAAACGAAGGGUGCAAACCAUAGACUGUAUAUAGAAUGGAUGUCGCCUGCCUCCUCGCUGGGUGAAGCCACUCCGAGAACAGCACCCUCUGGUGACGGGCUGCAGUAUAGGUCAUAAAUCCCGCCUCCUCCAACAAUCCCUAUGGAGCUGUGGACAAAUUUUAAGAAAUGUAUUACACAGAAUUUAAAUUUAUCUCCCCCCUGCUUGUGAUGUUGACAUGUAGUUACUGUAAGACUAGUUUGUGCUCAAGUCUUCUUUUUUUUCUCCACAGCUCCAUUUUGAAAAGUUAUUAGGGGGUUCAAGUUUUCGAUGAUUGACACUUGAUACAGCCCAUAGGCGUACAAAGAGUGCGCAGCUCAACCGCGGGAUACACUGAUGAAGCCAAUCAUCAUCACAUGGUUUCAGGAAAUGUAGAGAAAACGGGGAAUUACCAAGAGCUUUUCAGCUUCAAAUCCAUAUACUGGCGGAAUACGGAAUCAAGUUGUCCAUAGUUUAUACAGUCUAUGGUGCAAAUGACGGUUAAUGUCUCUGUUUUCAAAAAUAACCGGAUAUGUAUAAACGGGCCUGAAUAUCGCAAUUUCAUGAACACUUUGACAAGCUGAGUGGCCACUAGUGUGUCUCAUCUACUGCCUGAAAGAAGUCAGCCACACCCCCCUACAACACACAUGCCCUGCAGGAAAAAGAACAAAAAGGGGAGUGAGAGAGAGACUGCACGAAACCUACGACAAAACCAAAACAGAAUCAUCAUGAGAAGAACCCAACAGCAGAAAGGAUCUAACUACCAUGAAAAUCCAACCAACAUGAUUUACAAAGACAGCAUCCGAACUAACAAGAACUGCACAACAGAAAUCAAGACCAAGAGGACCAAAGAUGCAAAACGAUGUAUACAAUUAAAAAUGAUGGAGGUAAUACAAGAGUUUUAGAGAGAAAGGCACUAAGAACAACAGAAGAGCAUAAAAAGCAUUAACCAUCAAAAUGCAAUAAAAGCAGGGUAAAACAACAAUAAUAAUAGCAAUAAAGGCAGUAGUCAGAGUGACAGAAUGAAGAGCUAAAAAGUCAGUUAAAUGAAUAAGAAGCACUGGGUCUUGUAGGAGAUCAUCAUGUACAGCAGAAGUAAAUUAGGCAUGUUGAUAAAACAUGGCUGCGAGUAAAAGGUCAGAUAUGCCCUAGUAAUAAGUGGAAAAAGGGAAAAAAUGAUAUUACUUGAGCAGUAAAAAAAACUCUUAAUCCAAAUCCUCUUUAUAUAAGCAGCAGGCACGAUUCAAAACAGAGAAACCGCCACUGAUUCACUCCACAUUUGAGCGUAAGGUUUUGAAUGUUUACCCUCUGUCUGCUCCCUUCAUUUGAAUGUAAUCUGUCCAUUUACUGUUGCUUCUCCCACCUGUCUUUUCCUUUAGUCAUGAAUAUAAACACACGUUUUCUCCCUAAUCCUGACCCUGACUGCAAACAUUUUUCCAUAAAGCGAGGUUUGAAGCUGGUUUUCCGAGCAGGCAGGUUCAUGCUGCUUUUCUCCGACAUCCAUCCUGGCUUUUGGUGUCUGUGGAUGGAACACGAGCCCCUACUAACAUGUUGUUAUGCACACGUCUUAUUUCUGCAGUAUAACAUGUUAGUACAGGGCCUGGUCACUUGCAGAUGCUCCCAGUAACUAACAGCUCUCCAUGUUGUUCUUCUGCCCUCCUCAGUGUCUGCCGCCUGUGACUCCUGCCGCUCUUGUCAUUGUUGGAUAUUGAUAUUUUGAAUACUAUUGUUGUCCUGUGGUGCUUGUCUGCUCUGACCCAUUUUGAUAGCUGCCCAUUCUCGCCCUCCCCCCUCCCCAAUGUCCCCUCUGCUGUGCCGUUGUGUCUGAAUGCAUGGACAUGCAUGCAUUACACAUGAAGGGGUGACUCUGGCUGACCUUACUGAGAAGAAGAAAGGAAGGUUUGGGUGGUUCAGCCAGUCGUCCGACACUCAUGGUAAAUCCUGUGCUUUCCCUCCACUGUUCUCUAGCUUUUUCUGUGUGCGUGUGUGCGUUUGCAUCUGCAUGUGUGUGUGUUUGUGUUUGAUGCUUAAAUUUUAUUAAAACCGAAAUGUGCGUCAGCUUUUUAUCAAAAAUCAGACCAAUCUUCCCACUUCCUUUCUCUUGAUUUUACAAGAUUAAAAUGCAGAGUUGUGCUUUUGAUAAUAGUUGCAAUAAUCUUGUUGGAAACAGUCUGUAUUAAAGGAUAUCAUUUAAACAUAAUAACCCAGCAAGCAAUAAACAAAGUGUUAGCUUUUCUUAGGUGCAGUCAGUAAAGAUAUAAUCUUCUCUGCUUCACCUGUAUUCUCCUUAUUUUACUGUCAUAUACUCUUUAAUGUCGGUGUUUUUAUUCGAAACUUUGAAUUUAACCAAAAAAUUAGGGACUGCUGGCCUUCAAAAUUCCAGUUGGAGCAUCCUGAGUGACUGCUGAAUGUGUGUGUGUGUGUGUGUGUGUGUGUGUGCACGUGUGUGUUUAUGUGCGCAGCCUUAUGUAAUACUUCAUCACUCGGUGCUUUACUGUUGUUUUAACCUGUUGUGUUGAAGCAUCACGGCCAUUUUUUAUCCAGUUAUAUCCUUUUUCCUCCUCAUGAUUUUUUUUUUUUGUGUGAUCUGCUGGUUCCAAAUGAAAACAAACUCUUCCACCAGACUGAAUCAGAAAUAGAAAUACUGUUCAAUUUGAUAGCAGGCACGCCCUGUUUCUUUACCAUGUCCCAUUUCAAAAGCAGGGGCUCAGUGUGAAUAUAGGAAACAGGGCUAAACCCAGAUCACUACUCCAGCAGUCAGCACUAUUUUCAGAGCUAAGAGCUGUCCGACCAAUCAAAGCCAACACGUCUGCAUAAGCUAAGCUAAGCAGCACACAGCGCGCUGCCUCAUACGAGCUAAAGCAGUGAGACUUUUCACACAGUUAAUCAUCGUGUGUGUCUGCACACACAGCCUCUGCUGAGCGCUGGCAGAGCUCCGAGUGUAGCAUUUCAGAGACAGCUUUCAGAGCCCUGCUCCCCUCUUCCCCCUGCUCCUCAUUGUCUGCAUCAGUCAGCCCUCGUGGAGCAGCUGUCCGUUCGCCUGUCCCGUGUCAGCUCCCUUUCAGCACUUGGUAAAUAAUACUAAUGAUGACAGUGAUGUACAGCCGCAGUGCUUAGCUCUUCUCUAUGAGGUUGCAGGAAUUUUGGCAGCAGUAUGACUUUAAGGAUAAAAUAUACGAUUAUCAAUUUUUAAAAAUCCCCAUCUAAUAAUUAUGAUCCACUUAGACACUUAAUUUGAUGUGUAAAUCUUUUUAUCUUCUCUAAAUCGGGAAGACUAUUCCUUUAGUGUUUCUCCUGAGAGGCACUGCACCGUGCUUCAUCUGAAAAACAUUGUGAGAUAUGAUCGUUCGCUCUUAAAUAUCUUAUUUGUUUUUGCCACUGCAGCCAGCGUUCCAGCCAGUGAAACAGAAUCUGUCAACACUGAGAAUCAAACCGAGGGGGAUGAAAAAACACCAUGCUGUGGACCUCUGUGGUGAGAACAUACAAUUUCACUCUUCAUUUAAAUAAAACCACUGUCUGUGAAAAUUUUAAAUCAAACUAUUCAAACUCACUUUUCUUUUUGAGCACACCCACAGUGUGAUGCUUGAGGGUUUUGCAAUCAAACUGUUAUUGUUGUUAAAGCCUGCAAACCUCUGCUGCAUCUCCUGUGUCUAAGCUUUGAUUCUCUUUUUCUCUUUCAGUCAAAAAAUUUCAAAGUCAAAGUUCAGGUGAGUUAAUUUGUGACUGUCUUUACAUAAUGUGUUAUGCUUCAUGCUGCAGGCUCUGUGUCUGCAUUAUGUUAUAGAGAUUUAAAUUUAAAUAGGUGCUUGGCUUUCAUUUUACUGUAUUUUAAUGAGACUUUACCAUGGAUGAUAAAUCAACUGCUUUUAUUAAGUCAGCAAGUACCACUAGGUUUUCAAGAGAAAAGCCUAACGCAGGGUUUUUCAGCUCAUUUACUUCACAGUAUGACUUGCAAAAAAAAUUUUUGAUUCAGUUCCCUCAUGGCCUUUCUGCCUCACACCUCUGCAUUGUUAUUAUUCAUUGCAAUGACUGUAACAACUUCCUUGAAAAACACAGCAAUGUAUUUAAACUAAAUUUUACUCUUUGUACUUAUUCUCUCUUUUCUUCUGCAGUCGGCGCUGGCGCCGCUGGAACAGAUUCUGCCGCAGGAAGUGCCGGUUGGCUGUCAAAUCGGUGCCUUUCUAUUGGCUGGUCAUCAUCUUGGUGUUUCUCAACACACUGACCAUUUCAUCAGAGCAUUAUAACCAGCCUCUGUGGCUGACACAAGUGCAGGGUAUGGACAGAUUAUACAUACAUACAACAGAAAAAAAGUUGAAUUUUAUUACCUUUUAAUAUUUGCUGAGUUUAGUAAAUCAUUAGUCCAGAUGGGAUACGAGUUUUCUUAAAAAGACCUGAAAUGUGCAGACCAAUAUCAGCAAAGAGAUAAGAGGUACUGCAAAAUUGACACAGACUUAAAGUUUCUAAAAGAAGCUGUAAAAAAAAUUAUAUUUAUAACGUUAUUUUAUUUCGAACUUUGUAGGAGUGAGUGUAUUAAUUUACAAAAGUCUCUUCAGUCUGCAGCCUUCUUACAUUGAGCCUUUUCUCUGUGUUUCAGAUGUGGCCAACAAGGUGCUGCUGGCCCUAUUCACGUGUGAAAUGUUGGUGAAGAUGUACAGUCUCGGGCUUCAGGCCUAUUUCGUUUCAUUGUUCAACCGCUUUGACUGCUUUGUGGUUUGUGGAGGAAUCACUGAAACCAUUCUGGUCGAGCUUGAAAUCAUGUCUCCCCUCGGUAUCUCUGUGUUUCGCUGCGUCCGCCUGCUGAGGAUCUUCAAGGUCACACGGUACAACUGUUGUCUCGCUGUGUUUGUAUGUAGGUGUGUGUGUGUGUUUAGUGUAAGGGUGGUGUUAAAUGAGUCACCUGUCUCUCUCUCUUUUUGUUUUCCCAGUCACUGGCAGUCGUUGAGUAACCUGGUGGCAUCUCUGCUCAACUCCAUGAAGUCCAUUGCUUCCCUGCUGCUGCUGCUCUUCCUGUUCAUCAUCAUUUUCUCCCUGCUGGGCAUGCAGGUGUUUGGUGGAAAGUUCAAUUUUGAUGAGACUCAAACAAAGAGGAGUACCUUUGACAACUUUCCCCAGGCUCUUCUGACUGUAUUUCAGGUAUUCAAAGUCUAAUCUGAGGUCAACCCCAUCAGAGUAACAGACAUCUGAACUUGCAGCAUUUGCUUAUUUGUACACUGAGUGGAAAAUCAAACAGAAAAUGUCUGUUUUGGUUGAUUGAUAAUAGGUUAUUGGUAAGAGGUCUGAAACACUGUUGAGGACUAAAUACUGUCACUAUAUGGGCAAACCUCAUCCACCAGAGAGCCGUGAAAGUUUUAGUGUCACUCAUUCAUCCCUUGCAACAGCUGCUCUGUAUGUCCGUAACAAAGGGAGGCAACUCUCUGAUGGGUUAGAUUUUUUUGGUCAAAGGUCAGAGGUCAAGGUUCGUGUGAUCUUUAAAGGAACUUUUUAUGGUAAUAACCAGAUAUGAAUAGUAGAUACAACAAACCCGUUUGAGCUGCGUGUCUACGUGGCAGCCAUCUUGGUGGAGGCAUAGUAGAUAGAUAGAAUUUUAUUGUCAUUGUGACAAGCAUAACGAAAUGAAAAAAGGCCUUUACAGUCAGUGCAUAAAAAAAGGGACAAUAACACAUUAGACAGUAAAACCGUAAAACCAGUGCAGAGUUAAAACUAGUAAAAAAAUUAAAACUACACCUAUACCGUUCCUAUCAAAGGCAAUUUAUGUACAAUGAAAACAAAUUUUAAAAAUCAAACGUUUAAUGAAAUGUUCUGUAUUGCCAGCACAUGUUUUGGCAUUGAAAAUAAUAAUAAAUAUAAAUAAUAUAAUAUAAUAUAAUAUAAUUUUCCAUGUACAUCUGAUGACUUUAAUGGGAAAGUCGCCCCCACCAAGAUGGCUGCCACAUAGGCACAUCGCUUUGUGGGCUGCUACAGCGUGCUGGGGUAUAAAGCCUUCUUAAUAUAUCUGUGGUCAUAACUCACUUCCUCUCUUAUGAUGUGAUAUCUUUUAAUACAUCUGUUUGUUUUGGUGUCGUCAGUCAUUUGAGAGUAGAAGGCUAAUCAUGGCCGCUUGUUGUUGUUUGUUGGCGGCCUGCGAACAGCACUUUUUUACCAAAUUUAUUUUAAGGGUAUUUUUCCUUAAUUAGUUAAUUUGUUGAUUUUUUUACAUGCCAGUAUCUUGCUAUUUGGUCACAAUUCUAAUUUAUUUAUUUAGUCUGAAUUUUUUUUUUUUUUUGUUUAUUUAUUUUUUGGUAAUGUUUUAGUAUUUCAAACAGGUUUUACUAAAUCCUUUAAAAUCUUACAUGUUGAUAGGAGCAUCUCAGCCAAGUAUUACUUUGCUAAAUAAAUAAACAUGAAGUAUUAGAUUAAAUUACAGUGCCAAGCAUGACUAUACAGUUGGCAUACAGGAUGAUAUGAAACACUGUGUUUAGUUCUGUUGUAGGCAACUCAACAACUCCCUCUGAAUAAUGUGUCUGAGUUACUAUAAAAGUUUUUGAAGCGGCUCAACCAGCAUGGGGCAAACAUCAAAAGGUUUAAUCUCUACAUUUUUAAGCUUGAUUUUAAGUUCUGUUACAAAAGAAAGUCCUCUUUGAUUUUAGAUCCUAACUGGAGAAGACUGGAAUGCUGUCAUGUAUGAUGGGAUCAUGGCAUAUGGAGGUCCCUCCUCUUCAGGGAUGAUUGUGUGCUUCUACUUCAUAAUCCUCUUCAUCUGCGGAAACUGUAUCCUCUGUCAAAGACACCGAAUCACUCAAGACUGUAAACCGGAAACUAUGAGCGAGCACGUUCUAUUUAGGAAAUGUGAAGCAGUUUUAGAGAGAUUUGUCUUUUCCUGAGCUCUUUGUCAGAUAUCCUCCUGAAUGUCUUCUUGGCUAUCGCUGUGGACAACUUGGCAGACGCAGAAUCUCUCAACACAGACGAAGGAGACAAGAAAGGGUGACUCUGUGAAAAGUCUUCUUUUGAAUGGGUUCUUUUGAUGUGUUUUAAAACUCUAAUAUUUUACCCAUUCUUGAGAGUCGGGACAAAACAUGUCCUACAUAGAAAAGUCUAAUUUAGUCAAAACAAUUAAGAAAUUCUAAAUGUUUGACAUACUCAAAAAGUUAAAUCUAAUGGAUUUGUGUAUACCAAUCCUAUUUUUUAGCACAGAUAUUUACUUUUUUGGGGGAUAUUUGUUUAAAUGAAACGUCUGUGGUUAGAAGGUCCAUGUUAUUGCUUGUGUCCUCAGCAAGAGGUCACAAUAUUGACCAGCCCCAAAAAACUUUAAAAAACUCUAUAAUUGUGAAAACAUAUACAUCAAAUAAAAAUUCAGGGCUAUAAAUAUAUAAACAAUGAAUGGCCUGAACAUCAAAUAGCUUUUUGCCUAAAAAUCUGCCUAUAAAAGUUGUGUCCUCAGUUUCUGUCAACUCCAUCAGAUUAUUCUAUAAACCUCAUUAAAUCAUGCAAUAUCAUGGUCAGCUAUAUCCCUGAGGACCCCUUUUCAUUUCCUGCUUCUGGUGAAUGCAACACCACCACACAUGGUCUGGUAGGUUUUACAGUUUUUGAUAUUUUAGAGAAACAAUGUCAAUAUUUGUAUGGUCACAGCUGGACCAUGUCAACACCGUCUCUCCAUUAUUAUACUUUUUUUUAAACCAUAGUGAGUUUAAUUAAAGUAUUUUAGUGAGAUUAUCAGGACAGCUAGCAACUGCCAAAAAAGUAGCUAGCUGCACUGUACAAGAAUGUUUUGGAGGGAAAAUACACGCCCUUACGUCAACUACGUCAGACGUCAACUCCGUCAGAUUUUGUGUCUGACGGAGUUGACAUGUAAGCUGAUGGAGUUGACAAAUCCACUUAUAACCUCUUAAUGUGCUGACAUUAUGCUAUUUUUGAACAUGGUUAAGGAUAACAAUGUUAUUCCAGGGUCUUAUCUGCACAUAAAAGUACAUAUAUAGCAUAUAUUACGUUAUUUUACCAUAUACUUCUGUUUUGUAGAGUAGACCAUGGGCAGGCUGUCUGCUUGAUUAUAACUGUCAAACUUUCCCACACACACACACACACACACACACACACACACACACACACACACACACACACACACACACACACACACACACCUAAUCUCAUUGAUUGAUUGAUUAAUGUACAAUCCUAAAGGUGCAGUAUGUAAUUUUCACUACCUAAAAUCUACACACUGGCUUCUUAUAGAGUGCGCAAGAAGUUCUAUGUUGCUCUUUUAAACCCCAGUGUAGGUGGGAUACCAGAUAGAAGAAAAAGGUUAUUAUUUUUACAUUGUUAACUUGGACCCUCAGACCUUGGGCUCUAUUUUUGUGUCCACCGGCGACAUGGCGGAGGGUGGUGAGCCCCGCGCAGUGGCAUUUUUGUCUGGCGGAGCUCAGCGUACAGCCAGUUUGGUAUUUUCGUGGACUGAGGUGCACCGAGGUCCGCCAAGCUGGGCGUGGAUGUGUGGCAGGGUGAGGUGUCCACAGAAUCAGCUGACGCAGUGACAUUUUCGUACUUGUUGCCGGCGUGUAAAGUGCGCUGAAAGCUCGCAGAUUCAAACCUGGUCAGCUUUCAGCGCAGGUGGAUCCGGAUGGGCUAGUGGUAUUUUGGGAGACCGGCAGCAUAUCGGCCUCACCAGCAGGUUUCCACAGUGUCAGGAACAUUUCCGUGCAAUAAAUAAUCAAUAACAACUAAUAAUCUGUGUCAGCACAUACAUUUAGAUCUAUAUCGAUGUAUUCUGAUCUAUAUCUGAUCUGAUGAGCGCAUUUGGCAUGUGUUUGGACACUCAACCUGACCAAAUUAACACAGCUGCUGAAUCUGCAUGAAAUUGAAUCAAAUAUCUAGUAAAUAAACACACAUGAUGAAGUUAACGAGAUAUUUAAUUUGUCUGCCCCCAUUUCUAGCUUCCUCUUCCUCUUAUUUCUCGCACAGCUCAACCUGGACAUGUCUCCGUGUCCUCUACCCGUCCUGCUGCAGCUGCUGCUGCGGCAGCUGAACAGAUGAUUUGUUCCAGUGAUCAGAUGAGUUUUUUACUUUAAGCCUACAUACAAAUAUUAUAAUAAUCAGUUUUGUGAGCCAAAUUUAUUUUAUAUGCCAACAUCUAUGAAAGAAAGAGCCAAGCCACGGAGCGCGAUUUACACACAGAUUGGUUCCGAUUUUAAUGCCAUUAUUGGAAUUUAUGAUGUGAUCUGUGCGCACAACCCACCUUUGUCACGUGAGGUUUAAAUAUAUGCAAUUUAAUGUGAUUGUCUUUAUUUGUGGAAAAGGGUGUUUGUCUUACCAGUGGGUCCAACAUUACACACACCAAAUCCAUCUGUGCUCAUAUGAGACAGUGUGAAGGACGCCCAAUGCAGCGCUUACAGUGACACUUGUUGAGGAGCUGCCUUCUGUCGCCAUCGUGUGGCAUUGCUGUCUUCAGAAAUCUCUUGAUCUCUUUGACUACUUCACGAAAAUGGUAAUACGCCUCGCUAGUGGCGGAUUCAAAGGCGAGAAGAGCUGAUGUUAUUGGUCAAUACAGGUCUCGGCUGUGUUAAACCCACUCCACGCCCUCUCUCCUCCCUCCCUAUGACCUACGCCGCUGGAAGGAGCUGAGUUAGGGAGGGGGGAUACUUAUGCCGGGCAGCACAACUCACCAAAAUACGAAAAUGUGCUUGGAAACGCCUUGUCGGCGCGGUGGUUAAUUGCAUUAACGGUAUGUUCAGUAUGAAAACAAGGAGUUAUUAGUUCUUAAUCUAUUUUCACCUAUUGACCUAUUGUCAAUCGGUUUAAAAACACAUUUGUUCAAUAACAUAUGCAAUGUCAUCAACUCCGUCAGUUUCUCGUCAACUCCGUCAGGUGUUCGUCAACACCGUCAGAUGUAUGUUUUUCUUCAAUUUUGGAGAAAAAAAAAUUGUUUCUUCAGUUUAUAUUGUUUAAGUAAUAAAGGAGCAUUGGCUCUACAUCCUCUUGUGUCUUAUUUACCUAGAGAAAUUGUUUUUAUAAUAUAAAAAUUAAAAACAAAGUUUGAAAAUACAACUAUUUAGAAAUCUUGGUUUUCAAAAUAGUGUGAAAUCACACAUUAGGUUUAUAUAUUAUAUUUCAUGGCAUAUCAGAGUAACUAAACACUAUUACAACAUACAUCAGAACUUUAGAUUCUUGUUGGACUAGAAUUAUUAAAAUUAUAUUCUUUUUUGUGUGUCUGAUGGAGUUGACACAAAUCCACUGUCUAAGGGAAACAUGUUAAUUUAUAGACAAAAUGUUUUUAUUUAGAGCCUGUUCCUUUAUGGGGUUAAAUAGCUAAGACCUUUCUCUACAGUAAUAAAUAACUCUAAUCAAUAUAGUGUGCAUUCUCAAAAAAAGUUUUUUAGGAAGUGUUUUGUCCCGACUCUCAAGAAUCCCUGAUUUAUGACAUUGGCUUUUUGUUGCAGGGACAAAAAGGAUGAUGAAAAAGACGAGAAGGUAAUCUUUAUUAUUUUAGUAACUUAUCGUAAUGGUGUUAAAAGUUUGAUGCACUGGCACACUCUCUCUAUCUCUUUUAGGAGGAAGAGGAGGACAAUGAUGACACAGCAGCAGAGGAGGAGGAUCCAGAAGUUCCAUCUGGGCCUCGGCCAGUCAUCUCUGAUCUGGUUAAGAAGGAGAAGAUCACUCCUAUCCCAGAAGGAAGUGCCUUCUUCAUCUUCAGCAGUACAAACCCGUAAGACAUGCACUCACGUGUCAAACCUCUCAGACUUUGGACAGAGAGGUCGAAGCCUUGUUUCACACUGAUGGUUCUCUCUUUGUCUUGUGUUUCAGAGUCCGUGUGUUUUGCCACAAACUCAUUAACCAUCACAUAUUUACAAACCUCAUUCUGGUGUUCAUCAUGCUCAGUUCGGUCUCACUCGCUGCUGAGGAUCCAAUCAGAAACUUCUCUGCCCGCAAUAUUGUAAGUCCUCAGUCUUUCACAGGAAAUGUAUGUCUGGCUUCUUACUGACAGUGUUGCAAAGAUUAAUGACUUUGAGAUUAUGACAGCAUCAAGUUUUGUCGGUGAAAUGUUGAUGGGCAUUAUCAGUUUCAUUUACGUCAGAGUCUUAGAUCUAGAUGUCUGCAUUCUACUGGACCUCCUACUGGAGUGCUGUGGUGCAGUUUAGGGCACAUUUAACCUGUUUUGCUAGCUUUCAGGUAUAAACAGAACAGUAUAUGCAUUUUUAAUCCAAUGCACAGGUUUAGCAGAUGCUUAAUUUUUGAUGAUAAUUUGUGAAUCAAACUUUGAAUGACUGAUUUAGCAACACUGAAUCCAGUUCAUUUAUAACAAACCCAAAUAAGUACAUGAGACCUGUUAUUAAAAUGUUAAUGAUGUGAGUUUGAGGUCAAUCUUUGGUUAUUGUAGCCACAUAUUAUGACUUCAACUUGCUCAUUGUCACACAGUAAAUAUGAAAAGAAUUAAAGUGAUGUUAAUAAAUUACUUCACCGACAGAUGACUCCCAGACUAAAUCAUCUCUGCCAGUCUAGAGUUUCAUUUUUAUCCACUGUUUCUGCUCUUGUUGUCACCACACAGAAGGCAGAAGACAACAAAAAGUGAAAAUCUGGGACUUGAUUAAUAGAGAAUGAUUAUUUAUUGGGUUUUUUUUUUUUUCGAGAUGUAUGCCAUCUGAACUGUCCUUGACAGCCUGGACUUGAUUUUUUUUUUUAAGAAAGAUGCACAGCUCUCCAACUGUCAUCGCCAUGACAAAAAAGCUACUUCUGAAAGGGAUCUAGGAUUAAUGUUUGUUUUUCUUUAGAUAUUAUGUUGACUUCUAGUUACCCGAAUAUCCUACAUUGUUCCAGCAUUCGUGAUUUAAGGGACUGGGUGCUAAAAAUCUGUGUUUUAGAUCAAAGACGCUCUCAAGUUCUCAUUAUCUUUGUGACAAUGUGCUUUUUCCCUAUGAUUGCUUUUUCAAGGGUCUGCAGCUUGUGAAUGUAUUUACUGCUGACUCAUAAAUCUCGGAUGUCCAAAUGUCCUUUAAUGCAACAUUGAGGAGCACUUUUAGCUUUUGCUAAACAUAAUUUACACAGUGUUUGUACUUUCUGUUGAGUCAGUGUUAGAUGUCUGCACAGUAAUGUUGCCUCGCCAUCUGAAAAGUUUGAAGCAUCUUUUAUCGUAUUCAGGUUGUAUUACAUUUGCUAAAAUAUGCAAACACACUGGUCCAGUCCUGUAAUAUAAACAGUCAGUUAUCCUUGUGUUUUGUUUCCAGUGCAUUGUAAUGAUUUAACUGCCCUGGUGCAUGAAGAUAGCUGCAGUUUAGCAGUCUAAAACAUACAGGAUCCGUAUUGAGUGCACAUCGGCAGCGUUGCGUAUUAUGCAGCAAGUAGGUUUCUAGUCUAAUCAAUGCAGCAUCACAUACAGGACGCACAUCAGCUCCGUCGCAGCAUCGUAUAAGAAGCGUAUCGAGAGCAGCUCUGCUAAAGAUACACAACAAGUAUUUUUGCUGCUCUACGCUUCCAAUGCACAUCAAUCUGCACAGACAAGAUAGUUCUAGAGCGAAAACUGCGCAUGUCAUCCGGUAUUUCAAAAUAAAACACCAUAUGCGAACUGCUGAUUGUGUAUCAGUUGGUGUAGAUGAGAAAUACCUUCUGGUUCUGGAUUUAUCAGUAACACAGAACAAUCCGAUGAUCAAUCCCUGAUCCAUGUGGACCCCAACAGGACUUCUAACCGAUAACUCUGUAUGAAGGUAACAGCACAGCUUAAAGGAACAUAGUUUACUUUAUUAAACACAAGUAAACCUGCAAAAACAGAAACUUUUAAAUCACGUGUCUUUUUCGCUGUUAGUAGAGGUUCAACGGUCACUGAAUUACAUCCAAAUUAGCAGGAAAUAGACCAAAGAAAGGCAAAACAACCUGUUGUGAGCAUGUUGUUUACUCUAUACUGAGCCCAGCUGACUGAGGCUGCUCUACGCUGCUGCUACGCUCUAAAUACGCAUCCUGUAUGUGAAACCCAGGGCUGCUCUAUGGAGCAAACACGGAACGCACUUAAUACGGAUCCUGUAUGUUUUUCGCUAUACGGUAGCGGGUUACCUUACACUCCUAGUCCAAUGAUAUUUUUGUGCAAAUGUCUGUUUUUUUAUAUUAACUCUGACAAAUUCUUCCCAGAAAACUCCUCAAAUAUUUUCUUUGCAUUAAUUUUGUUUGACAUGAUGUUUAAAGCUGCACAAUGACCUGUCUUUGUUAAACAUGUACGUUGCUUUUUGCAGAUACUUGGUUACUUUGACUAUGCUUUCACGGCUAUCUUUACUGUUGAGAUCGUGUUGAAGGUAAAUGCCCUGUGUCCCCUGUUCGUGCUGUGACUAACCAUACCCAAUAACACUCCAAACGUCUCGUUGCCUUCCAGGUCCUAGGCUAUGCAGAUUAUGUCUUCACUAGUAUGUUUACAUUUGAGAUCAUAUUGAAGGUAACCCCUUAAAAUGACAACGAGAGCCUUGCUGCAUUCUCUCCUUGUGUGUCACCUGCCACUCAGUACAACCUGGCUUGUUUGUUUCCUUUCUCUUAUUUGAUUUUUCUUCAUGGCACCUCUUUUAAAAAGAACAAAAAAAAAACACAAUCAAACAAAAAACUAAAUAUUGGAGUUGUCACUUUGCACACACACAAACAAACACAAGAUUUGCUCUAAUUACACGAAUCUAAGAGCUCGCUCUGGGGGAAGGAAACAUGACAUCAGCAUUACAUUAUACUCACAUGGGUGUCACGUCAUUGGGGCGGUCAUUGCUGAUAUGAGUUUGAUGAUGCAAGAUAUGAAUAACAUGAUGCAACCCUUCUGUGCAAUGCAACACAUUUUAGUGGGCUGUUCAGACAUUUUUUCAGGCAUUGGCUGAAGUUGAGUUUGAGGUCACGCUCGGGGAGGUGUUUGAAGACGUAAAAGUCAACUCCAGUCAAAGCUAACUCCAUGCCUCUCGUACUGACUGCUCUUCAGAUCAACCAUAAAAGAGGGGGCACAACCAACCAUGUUCACAACGAGCAUGGUUCAGUCUGCUUUCCCUGACUGAGUGCACAGGAACGUGGAGUUGUGUCCACAGCUAAAAAACAUGCAAAAACUGGACAAGUUCACCUUUUUUAUACUGUAAAUUCUCCAGUGCUCUUAGUUAGCACUCUCUUCUCUCAGUCUGUCUGCGGAGCUCCACAUUUAUGUGCACUUAGAAAACAAAUCCUUUAAUUUUAUUAUUUCAAGAAGAGUUAUUUUGGCUGGUUUUCUUCUCUGCCUGCUGAACUCUGAAGUUUGAAUCGGGAGCUGCUUUCCCUUUUUUUUCUUAACUAUUAAAGAACAUAAUGGAAUGUGCUUUAAGAUGACGGUCCACAUGAAUGUGACAGUAAGGCAAUUUCAUCCUUCCAAUCACUAUAACUAGAGCUCUUACAGGUAGUAAUAAUCCUCAUGGCAACAAAAUGCAUGUUUUAUUGCCCCAUCCCAUAGUCGAUUGUGAAAUGAAUGACUUACUACUACAUUCAUGUAGGUGAGGGCCGUGGGGGUGGCGGCAGUAGAUCUAGCCUCCUGUUUCAUUGCUCUGAGCUGCCACCCCGAAUCAGAGUGAAAUAAAAGAGUGUGAAGAAGUGUGAGUGUCUGCAAGGUGGAGAGUGAGACGAUGUUUCAAACACGUUUGUACUGUUUGCGUCUGUUCCCUGUGUGCGUGAAGAGAGUGAAUGUUACUGUAUAUUUGUAUGCUUUUGUACGUUUCUUGAUAAAUCUUUUUUUUUUCUUUGUCAUUUCUCUCCUUAACCUCUUGUGUCCUCUCCUCAGAUGACGACAUACGGCGCCUUUCUCCAUAAGGGAGCGUUCUGUAGAAAUUACUUCAACCUCCUGGACCUGUUGGUGGUGGGAGUCUCCCUUGUCUCUUUUGGCAUCCAGUGAGUACGAGCUGAAAUGUCAUUCUGCCGAUGUAGAGAUGAAAUGAUUCGAUCAGUUUCUGAUUAAGAGUAUUUCAACCAAAGACACUUAACUCAAAUUAAAUGAGACUGUUUUUUUUUUACAGUCUGCGAAGAGCCUUGAAAUUUAUCGAUUUAUCUGGAACUUUUUUUUCACGUUUUCAUAUUUUAUACUUGUGUUCAUAAAUGGUUUCUGUUCUCAAAAAGGCUUCUGUGGUCAAUAGUGUAAACUCAAACUACACUCAUCUGUCUUCUUUGUUUAGGUCUUCUGCAAUCUCAGUGGUGAAGAUCCUUAGGGUUCUCCGUGUCCUUCGACCCUUGAGAGCCAUCAACCGAGCCAAAGGCCUCAAGGUGGGACCUCAUCAAAGAGACUCCUCACAGCUUGUCCACCGGAGAUAACCGCAGUCUUAAUUGUAAAGCAUUGAUCCCUCAGUGUCUAACAUAUUUCUGUCUCUGCCUCACAGCACGUGGUGCAGUGUGUGUUCGUGGCCAUCAGAACAAUCGGUAACAUAAUGAUCGUCACCACUCUGCUCCAGUUCAUGUUUGCCUGUAUAGGGGUGCAGCUGUUUAAGGUCAGCAGUGCCUGGCUUAAAAAAAAUCAAUCCCUCGCACGAUCAGCAUGAGAUAUUGAGUUAAUUGUUUUUGAAAUAUUCAUCAUUACAAUGAGAAUGUUUGGUGUACUGCUGCAGGGGAAGUUCUAUCGCUGCACUGAUGAAGCCAAGUCCAACCCAGAGGAGUGCAAGUCAGUUUUUGAUCUUCUCGUGUUUGAACAGUAAAAUUAUAUGCGGCCAUCAUCCCAGUUUCACUCUCGACUUUAAUGCGUCUUUUUCACACAGAGGCACCUACAUCCUUUAUAAGGAUGGAGACGUGAACCAGCCAACCGUCCACAAAAGAGUGUGGCACAACAGUGACUUCAACUUUGAUAACGUCCUCAUGGCUAUGAUGGCUUUGUUCACUGUGUCCACUUUUGAAGGCUGGCCUGCGUAAGAUUCAAACUUUUAAUCCCCAAAAAAUCCACACAGAUGAUUUCUGUAUUUAGAAAAACUGUAUUACAUUACUCUCCCUUUUCCAUCUCCUGUUAGGUUGCUCUACAAGGCCAUCGAUUCCAACAGGGAGAACUUCGGCCCCAUAUACAACUACCGUGUGGAAAUCUCCAUCUUCUUCAUCAUCUACAUCAUCAUCAUCGCUUUCUUCAUGAUGAACAUCUUUGUAGGUUUUGUGAUCGUCACAUUUCAGGAACAAGGAGAGAAAGAGUACAAAAACUGUGAACUGGACAAGAACCAGGUCAGUCAGCAGGUUUGGUAGAAGAAGUUGUUUGUGUUUAUAUGUGUUACGUGUAAAACUAAUGAGACAUGUAAUGUAAAGCCAUAUUUUCAUACUCAUCUAGCAUACUGUGCAACUUUAUUGUAAGAUUAUCAAAAAGACAAUUGAAUACUCACCUUAGCUGUUGUUUCAGGGUAGCUAACAGGUUAUUGAAUGUUGUUUUAUGUUGUUGAAUAUGUUGUUUUUUUAAGUAUGACCAUAUGAGACAGAUUUUCACUUUGUACCAUCUCCCAGUUACUAUCAGUUUACAUGCAGUGAAACAUUGACAGAUUUUCAGAUUCCCUAUGUGUGUCAUGUUCACAAAAAUAGAUACACCAGCACUUAAAUGAAGCAGCAUUUGAGCGUACUACUACCCUGUAUGGAGUAGCUGUAAGAAUAAGAUGAAUUAUGGCUUAUACUGAGUUCAAACAAAAGGAUUAGAUGUGGCAUUUCAACAAAUGUUGUGUAUCCCUCUGCAGCGUCAGUGUGUGGAGUACGCUCUGAAGGCUCGUCCGCUGAGGAGGUACAUCCCUAAGAACCCGUACCAGUACAAGUUCUGGUAUGUGGUCAACUCCACGGGGUUUGAGUACAUCAUGUUUGUGCUCAUCAUGCUCAACACACUCUGUCUGGCUGUACAGGUAAGCUGUCACCCCUGUGUGUUCAUUUGAGACAUACCAAACAGCUCGGUUGAAAUCUAUAGUCAAGUGUGUUUGUGAGACUGAGAUUGCACUUGUGCGCUUUGUUAGUAGUACUUUAAGUAUUUAUCCAAUACCCUCUACUUCUAAGAUGGAUUUAGUUUGUAACAGGCAGAGAGAAAGUGUCAUGUCAGCGUUCAUUCAGUUAUCAUAUUAGGUGAGUGAUCUUCUAGCUGAUAUAGUAAAUUAAAUAUGGUUACUAUAUAUUCCAAACCUUAAAACAUUUGCUUUUUAAGAAUAUGAUGUUUGCUCAUUUGAUUCUAUGUUAGUCAGUGUUUCACACAACUGUGUAAUGAUUAAGUACUGCUAUUUGUAAAAAUGUGAGUAGUGAGCAGUUUGACAGAAAACCUCUGUUGUAACAGGCUGGUUUUGGUGCUCUCUAGUGGUGUCAUCAGGAAUGAGAUUUUAUUCUGAAGGGGAGUGAAUGGACUGAAGACUGCGAUGACACCAUCAACUUUAACCCUUCACACACAACUUUUGGGAUCUUUUAGAGAAAUACUGUAUUUAAAUACAACAAAGUAUUCAACUUAAUUUUUUCAUGUAUUGUUUUUUCAGAUUUCUCUUCAGUGUUGUUGAAAACUCUGUUUUUCUACACUUUUCUUUGACCACAUUUUCUUCUUGCUGCAGCACUACGGCCAGUCAGCACUCUUUAACUAUGUGAUGGACAUUUUAAAUAUGGUCUUCACUGCUGUCUUCACUGUGGAAAUGGUUCUAAAACUCAUCGCUUUCAAACCCAGGGUGAGUAUCCAUACAUACGUAUGUUUUCAUUCAUAAAGCACUUGAAUGUCGAGAGGAUUCUAAAACGGCUAAACUGAAUUAAGGAUAGACCUAACCCACUGAGCAUUUUUUGGUCUACAAGAGGUCUUAAUGUAGCCUAGACCAGUGGUCCCCAACCUUUUUUGUACCAGGGACCAGUUUCAUGCAGGAAACUUUUUUCCAGGGGCGGGUAGGGGCGUGGACGUUCCAACAACAAAAACCUAAAUCAGUACAUAGUAUGUAAUCUGGAUACAACAGUUACAUUUUAUAUUAGGCACUUUUCAUUACACUUUAACAUCAACUCACCAUAAUGCGGAAUCAACCCCUUCUCUCCAGUGAACUCUGUUUCUGGCUCAUUUUUGUAAGGGCUAGCUUGUGUUGCUGAUGCAGGAAAAUGAGGUGCCAUAGAGUCAGGUGCGAAAGUGAGGCAAUGGUGGAAGUGGUGGUCUUUCAAAAUAAGAUACUGGGAGGACGGAUGAAAAGAAAAAAACAUUGUAAUCAUUGUUAUUUUUUUGCGGCCAGGUACUAAUUGAUCCACAGACCGGUAUCAGUCCGGGGCCCGGUGGUUGGGGACCUCUGGCCUAGACGACUGAUCUAAAAUCAGGCCACAGGUCUAAUAAUGACAGUUUUUUAGACGUCUAAAUUUAGACCAAGUUUAGACUAAAUAAAAAUCUGGGCUAUAUCUAUACUACACUGUAUAUUGCUCAACAGCUAUCAUAAUUAUUUUGGUUAAGUACUUGGAGAUCAGUUACACAACUCACAGUUGCUUUUUGAAAUAAAUAGUGAUCGAAUAAUCAAUCACAACGUCUAAAUUCAACGUCUAAAUUCCGUCUUUAUACAUAUAGAGUCUAGAUGGUUGAAAUUAGGUCAAAAAAAAAAAAAAAACUAGACAUCUAAUAGCCGUCUAUUGCUCAGUGGGAAUGAUACAAUCUUUUAUAUUCAUAAUAUAUGAAAGCAGUGACAGCCGGUUAAAGAAGGAGCCUGUUUCUCCUUUAGUCUUUGAGCUUAUCAUGAAGACUUUGGGGUAAACAGUUCAGCUCGUCUUUGUCCAAAGGUAAAUUGUUGUGGCUUUUAAAAAUGUGAACUUAAGUAGUGAUGAUAGGUGAGUAUUACUGCUUCAGGCAAAGAGACAGUCCUCUGUGAAACUCCAAUAAAACCACAGUGUGUGAUUUUUAUGGUUUAUGCCAGACUGGAUGCCUCAGUUAGCUUUCAGUCCCCCAGUUAAACUAAGCAAACCACCUCUUGGCUUUAACUACAUGUUUUUUGCAAACUGAUGUGAAUCAUAAUGUUUAAUUUUUGGCAAGAAAGCAAGUGUUUCAAAAUGUCAACUAAUGGUUAAAAAUGUUAAAGAAUGGACCAGAACACAUGAACCUUUGACAACCCACAAAUAUGUGAUUUUUUUUUUUAAUUUCCCCUCAACUCUGCUGCCUGCCAAACAGCUCUUUGUUGAGAAGAAGGACAGGAUGCUAGUAAGAGACAGAGUGUGGGGUGCUGUGCUGACUCUUGACCUUUUGUUAACUAAAAUAGCUCUCACUGUUAGCCGAGUUCUUGGCAGCAGUAGUUUUCUAUGUAACAUCAGUAUUUUAACUUCAGUUUGGCGCUGGUUGCCCUGCAGCUAAGCUACUAUUUGUGUGUGCCUAUCACAUCCAACUUGCCCCCCCCUCCACUCACUCCACCUCACUCAGGGAUAUUUUGGGGAUGCCUGGAAUGUGUUCGACGCCCUGGUUGUGAUUGGCAGCAUAGUAGACAUUGUUCUCAGUGAGAUCGAUGUAAGUAAGCCCAGCUACAGCGCCCCCUGCUGCACUCUGACCUCUCUCUGUUCGGGUCGCCUUUUCUCACACUGUAGCUUUUCUUGGCAGGACUCAAGACUUCUGGUUUUUAAUCUGAUCACUUAAUACUUUUUUCCUUCUUCUUUCUUUCUCUCCUUUUUUGUCAUCACCUGACCCUGCCAUUACACAAAAUCACUUGUCACGUUUCUUCUGUACUGUCUGCUCUCCUUUGGUCACUUGUCUGUUCUCCCCUACUCUUCAUAUUAUUCCCAUCUUUACCGUCAUGUCUAACACCACGCAUUAACAGCACUAUUUCGCUGAUGCUUGGAACACUUUUGAUGCCUUAAUUGUUGUUGGUAGCGUCGUCGAUAUCGCUAUCACUGAAGUAAAUGUAAGUAUGAAUUUAUUUCUGCUUCCUGACUUGAACUAAAGCUUUACAAAAAAGCCAUCUGACAGUUUAGAGAAUGAUUUGCUAAAAUGUAAAAUAAAGAGGUUUUCUCUCAACAAGAUUGAACAGCAGAAAGUGUUCACCCUUCAGACACACCUCUAGUACUUUAAGCAUCCACUUUCUAAUAAUCCCAUUUGAACUAUCUAACCUUAACUGUAUUAUAUUUAUCAAGCUAAAAAAAUCCAUUCUUAAUCGUCUGUGUGACAUGGGCUCAUUCUGUAAAGCUUCAGUUUCACCUUCAUUAAUGUCUUGUUAUGAGUGCUGCACUAACGGUACUCUAAUCCAAUCAAAUUGUCUGUGCUGUUGAAGUUUUGCUUCUGCUAAAAGUGCCGCUGUCAGUGUGUUGCAGUAUCGUUUGUUGCAGGAAUCACGCCAGUCUUACAGCUGAUUAUUAACCUUUGAAUAUUACAGUGAGAACGUACUCGUCAAAAUCAAGAGUCUGUCACAGUCUGUGUGACCUGAAGGCCUGUGUUUGGUGCACAGAAGGUUGAUCUAUGAUGUGGUUGGCUAAUGUUGUACUCUUGUUCAUUUUUGUUUCCAUAGAAACUUGUAGAGGCAAGUAUUGGAAUGAACCAAAAACUGUUUUCUGUGUGUAACCUGUUUUUGAACAACAACUUUAUCUUCGGGACCCCCGUAAUGUUUUACAGAAUCAGGGGAAAAAAAUAGGGGUUGGAAAUGGUAGAACACAAUGGAUGUAGAUGUAGAAAAGCUUAGAUUAAGACUUGAUAAAGUAUUACCCUCUUCCUUUAUGGCUCCAUUAUUCACAGGAUCUAUAACCAACGAAAACUAUGUCUCUGAUUGACUGUGAGGUUUUAUGCUGUGAGUUCAGCGGGUUCAAAAACUGUAACAAGGGUCACCUUUGUAGCCGCAUAUGAACAAUAAACUACAACAAAGGCUAUGAGGCCAGAUUUCCUCUUUUAAUGGGACAGUAGUGGUUAUAGUGGUGCUUGUUAGAGGUGCAGUGCACCCAAGACUCCCCCGCUCGACCUGCCCCCCCUUCUCCUCCUUCCCCAUCCUGGGCUCUCUGUGUCUGAGCUGCAGUGCUGUUUUUCUGGAGUUAUAUUUCAUGUUUUCUGUGUUUUCUCAGUUUCUGUUCUUAAAUGUGUGUUUGCAUGAGAGUAUAAACAAACUUAAUUUAAACAUACGGUGGUGGUGGAGGUGUGUGUGGUUAAUAAUGUUGUGCAUGCGUGUCUUACAUGUGUACUGUUUGUACUUUAAGGUGUGCUGUUUGUAUGAAUGUGUGUGUAUGUGUGUUUUGCGGACAUGAUGUUGAUUUCACAAGAGCUUUUGACGGUUCCUUGUGAGGCACCUUUCAUUCAUCACUGACAUUUGUUUGCAUGAGGUUGCUGUUCAUGAUAGUCAGAGAUCAGGUACUCAACUUGUUCUUAACAGCUGAUCUACUCCAGGUUCAAACUGAAUCUAUUCAGUUUUGGUUUUUGCUACUUGCUUGCAUUUUCAGUCAUGAGCUCUGUAAUUGUUCAGCUUUCCAAAUGCAUGCUGGGAAGUGUCAGCCAUGAUUCACCUCAUUCUCUGAUAUCACUCCAUGUCCUGCCCUCUCACAGAUGGCGCUUGGCCACCCGCUCCAUUCCCCUCCGGUCAGUUUUUUUCCAUAGAGCCUCUGAAGUUUGCCCUUUCUCUCUUGCCAUACCCCUCGACCUUUACCUCCAGACAGAAUGGCCCUGGAGCUCAGAGCUUGGAAAUAGACGCCUACACAACAUGAAGGACAAUUUUCAUCCAACAUUUCUGAAGUUAGUCUGUUUUAAAAGCUGAAAAUUGUGUUUGUUUUAUCCUUCAUGUUGUGUAGGCUACUCCUGCUUUAUAGAUUUUUGAUUUGCCGCGCAAGUAUUAGUUUAAAAAAAGAUCAUAAUGUGACCUGCACAGAUACUGAAAACUUGUGAAGAACUGUGAUUUAGCUCAGAUGUCAGAUUAACUCUAAAAUUGGAAUAAGAGUUGAAGCAUCCUUUUACCAAAGAGUCCAGGUAAUAAUCUUUGAACUGAAGGUUCAUAAAUAUAUUAGCAGUUGCUAAUUCAGCCCUUGCUUUUGUACUCUUCACUGAUGGUGCUUUAAUGCAGCGAAGUCUGAGGUUCUUUGAUGAUCUUGUGUUUGUGUCCCUGUGAGUGAUUGUCUCUGUGUUUUGUUCUGUCUUCCUGUAGUGAGCUCUUAAAGCUCAGAAUGGAGCUCAUGUGUAGCGCAGGUGUGUAGACUCCAGUCAGGUGCAUGAACUCUCCAACAGCGACUCUCUCCCUCUUGACACCUAUCUGCCUCUCCUCUUCUUCCUCCCAUUUCAGAAUCUGCCUACCUUUGUUUGUCUCUUUCUCUGAUUUCCUCCUCCUCCUCCUCCUCCUCCUCUUCCUUUUCCUUCUCUGCUCUCUUGAUCCUCAGUCUCCUCUCUCUGCACCGGAUUGUAAGAGCGCCCUGCUAUGGCAGUUUUGUAGCAGGGCACUCCUGACAUGCAUGAGUCGCUGCAUUGCUAAAAGUUCACUGAUGGCCUUCCCCUUCAUCCAAAUGUCUUGCGUCUGCGUGUGCGUGCAGUGCUUCCCCAGCAACGUGGCGAUGCUGAACGCAUGCUCCAUCAGCUCUGUGGCCAGGAUUACUUAAAGAACCUCCUCAAGCAAAUUUUUCUUUCUUUCAAAUAUUAUUUCUUCUCAUUCUGCACCUCAUUUUGACACUGUUGAAUACUGCGUGAAGGCCAUAUCUGUCUGGAGUUGUUUUCAGUGCCGAGUCUUCUGGUAUGAUUCCUUUAGUAUCAUUGAUCUAAAGAUAAAAAAAAUUGCAUUUUUAACAGGGAUUUAGCCUGAUAAACAGCUUAAUGGUGAUUCAUUGUUUUUUAUUUUGCACAUGGAUUUUUCUCUGACUGUACUAAUGUCAAUAAUUUAAUCUUGCUGACAAGAAUCACAAAAUGUGUGCAGAUGUGAAUUUGUGUGACAACUGUAUGAAUUAGAGUCUUAAACUGUGCUCCAUCUUUUUUGGUCAGUAUCAUUUCAGCCACUCAAAAACACAUUGUGAUAAAAAAAAGGUGUAAUCAUUACUACAUGCAUUCAAAUAUUUCCCAUGCACUGUUAGUGAUUUACUCAAAGUCAGAUCUUAAAGGGAUAUUCUGGCAAAAAAUUAAUUUAGGGUCAAACACACCGUAACACCGAGUUAGAAACCCCCUCAACAGAUGAAUGUUGCCGACCACUUGCUUCUCUAGUUAUAUCAACUUUAGUAACGACCACACGAUAGCAAUACACAGAGGUCUGAGGAGCCAUAAACAAACCUCAACCAUAACACCACUCUAUAGCCACAAAUAAUGCUCAGAACAGCACCUAACUUCAUCAACAGUACAUAUGGGGUCCUAGCCAUAGCACUAGCCACCAAACAUAUUUUUAGCUUUGCCUGAUUUUUUAGCAAAAGGGAUUAAACACAACUCACCCACUCUCUUCCAGCAGCCGCUUGUUUGUAAUUGUCUAUUACGGACUGCUGUGGGGGUGCCGCAGCUCAAGGAAGAACAUUUAUGAUCAUUCCUUUAUGGAAAUGCAAUCAGACCGAGAUGCUAAGGUAGAAGAACUACUGUGUCUGCAGUGCAAAAUGAGUAAUAUGAUGAUUAUUACUUAAAGGAAAUGAUAAAGAAAUGAUCAUAAAUGUUCUUCCUUGAGCUGCGUCACCCCGCUGUAGUCCGUAAUGGACUGGCCUGAGGUCUCGCUACACACAAGCAGCUGCUGGAAGAGAGUAGGUGAGUUGUGUUAAGUCUCUUUGCUGAAGAAAUCAGGCAAAGUUAAAAAGAUGUUCGGUGGCUAGUACUCUGGCUGAGAAGUUAGGUGCUGUUCUGAACAUUAUUUGUGGCUAUAGAGUGGCUUUUGGUUGAGGCUUGUGUGUGGCUCCUGAGACUGCCGUGUAUUGCUAUCCUGCGGUCGUUACUAAAGUUGGUAUAAUUAGAGAAGCAAGCAGUCAGCAACAUUCAUCUCUUGAGGGGGUGUCUAACUCUGUGUUACGGUGUGUUUGACACUAAAUUAAUUUUACGCAGGAAUAUCCCUUUAAUGUGCAUUUGCCUGAAUCUGAAAGGUACAAAGGAAACAAAUUGCCGUUAGCUGAGUCUACAUUAUUCUUAUACUUAAGUGGUCCCAAGUGUUUUUAUUGUGAAAUGAAUUUAUAUCACCUGAUAUCUCCGUCAAUUAGCCGCCCAUCAAACCCAGCAUAGACAUCUCAAUCAUACUGUAUGAUCCAUUGACUCUCAUCAGUAGAGACCAUCAUAGUGGGGGAGGGAUAAAGUUGUAUGCCAGUCCUACAUGUUACCCAGUAUUAAAGCAGUUUCAUGUUGUUUGUCAGGAAUGUUAAGAUGUAAACCUGUUGUGUGAUAGUCCUCUAAAAUGUCAAGAUAAUGUUUUCAUGUCUGUCUUAAUACAAAGUGUUUAUAGACAGUGGUACCUCAAUGUUUGUCUCUGUGAUAGUGGCACAAUCAGACAGUCUUGUCCUGUCAAUAAGAAGAGUAGUGACUCUGUUCUGUCUGCGUCUUGACUGACGUGUGCUAGCGUUGUGUGUGAAAUAUAUUUUCUAUGUAAUGUUGAAGUAAUAAGCCCACUGUGUGUGAGACCUGCAGGCUCUAUGCAAGUCAUUAAUACAGGUCUUUGAUUUUAAAGCCAACGGAGACUCCUCAGGUGGAUGAGCAGGGGGUAAGAUGCUCCUCCCCCCACCCCCCUCUUCUCUUCUCCUCCCCCCUCCUACUUCAGGGUCAUAUCAUAUUUAUAUAUCUGCAUUUCUUUUGUUUGUCUUUUUGAACAUUAAUUUACGAUCUGUUGCUUAUAACUGUUUCAUUUAUUUCCUCAUGAUAAGGUUUUCAUUCUUGUUCUUGCUUUGGAUUUUUCUUCUUUUUUGUUUGAUCAUUUGCACAUAUCCUUAAAAAUAGCUUUCCAUUUUCCUAAAUAUUUGGAGUUUUUUCUAAGGAGAGUGUGUGUCACUCAAACGUGACCCCUGCGUGUGUUGUUAGGAGGGAGCGGUUUGAACGCUGCUCCUCACGUUUGUACUGCUGACACUUGCUACAUGGUCUCUGCCCACUUUCUUGUGUGGUGGGGUAGUUGACCCAUGGAUGACCCCUUCCCCCCUGGGAUCAGGUCACCCAGCUCUGACCUGUGAACCUCCUGGCCGACCCGUUGGGGUUUGGCCCCACUGUGACUCCGCAUGCAGUGACUCUGGACUGAGGGUGCCAUGCUUGCGCAGACGUGUCCUGUCAAGUAUGGCAAGGUUUUUUUCUCCAGCAUGCUCGCCUCCUUGCUUCCUCCCCAGUAGGUCUGUGCAGUGGCAGGGCUCCUGACGGUGCUUUGGAAGCAGACAAACAGAAACAUAUUAGCUGGAGCUGCACUGCUUUAGAGACUGAUUAUGAUUGAACAACAAAUUUCAUCAAAUCACUUCAACAUCUGCCAGAAGAUCUCUAAAAGAUUACAGUCUGAGCUAAAGUUGAAUGCUCUAAACGCCUAGGUUUCUUUGACCUGAAGAUGCAGUGCUGCUUCUCAGCCCAUAUGUAUCUGGCCCUGAGGUCGCAGGUCAGACCUCCUCAUUCUGUAAAGCACAGCCAGGCGCUCUGUGUUUACCCCAUACUCUGAUUCCCUUCAGUUCUCUGACUCUGGUUUACUUUUCGACAGAACACUGAGGACAGCGCUCGCAUCUCCAUCACCUUCUUCCGUCUGUUUCGAGUCAUGCGGCUGGUCAAGCUCCUCAGCAGAGGGGAGGGCAUUCGCACCCUGCUUUGGACUUUCAUCAAAUCCUUCCAGGUGAAUACAAGAAAUGGUUUUCUGACAGGUGAAUGAAGUAUAUUUUUGAGUUACUAAUGACAACGUCCUCUUCCUCCUCUCUGUGCCAUGAAGGCUCUUCCAUAUGUUGCUCUUCUGAUAGCCAUGCUCUUCUUCAUCUAUGCUGUCAUCGGCAUGCAGGUAGGGAACUUAAUAAGAAAGAAAAUAUUGUUGCUCACUAACUCAAGCUGGUGAGGCUGCUUUUAAACUCGUGGGAAUUUUAUUUUUGUGUUUCAGGUGUUUGGAAAGGUGGCCAUGGUGGACGGCACCCACAUCAACAGAAACAACAACUUCCAGACCUUCCCUCAGGCUGUGCUCCUUCUCUUCAGGUGUGAGGGUGUCAUCAGGAUGCUUUAAAAUGUCUUGGUUUACUCAUUGAGGUAUUAAUUUGAGUCUGUCUUGCUAUAACCAUCUCAAGAUGUGCCACUGGAGAGGCAUGGCAGGAGAUCAUGUUGGCCUGUAUGCCGGGGAAACUGUGUGACCCGGAGUCUGACUACAACCCCGGAGAGGAGAUGACGUGUGGCAGCGGAUUUGCAAUUGUUUACUUCAUCACCUUCUACAUGCUCUGCGCCUUCUUGGUACGAACCAAACCUUCACAGUGCAACUAACCUUUUUUUUAAUGAUAUUAUGUACUUGUUUUGAUUUUCUAGAAACUUGUCAAGAGGUAACAAUGAGUAAUUUUGUGUGUGAUCAUUCUACUCCUCCAGAUUAUCAACUUGUUUGUAGCUGUCAUCAUGGACAACUUUGACUAUCUAACACGUGAUUGGUCCAUUCUCGGUCCACAUCAUCUUGAUGAGUUUAAGAGGAUUUGGUCAGAGUACGACCCAGAGGCAAAGUAGGUGCUUUUUCUGUGUUCGAGUUAUCUCGGAAAUCAGAAGCCCGGAGCUGAAAAUGACGUCACACCUAAGUUACCAGCGUUUUAGUUACCAAAUCCAAGAUGGCUACAUCUACGAAAGUUAUUUUAGCGCUUCCCCUGUCCUUGCUCAUAUUCGGACAAGGCAAGCGCUAAAAGAACUUUCGUAGAUGUAGCCAUCUUGUUUCCGCCUCCGAUUUUGCUUUUUUCCGAUUCGGUAACUGAAACGCUGGUAACUCAGGUGUGACCUCAUUUUCAGCUCCGACAUCUGACUUCUGAGGUGACUCCAACCCAGCAUUUAUUACCAGUUUUAUCCAUACUUGUUCACCCACGUCUUUCUCAGUCAGUGCUUUCAAAGUAACUGUUUAUUUUUUCCUCGUACAGAGGCAGGAUUAAACACCUGGAUGUUGUAACACUUCUCCGCCGUAUUCAGCCUCCUCUCGGCUUUGGCAAACUAUGUCCUCACAGGGUCGCCUGCAAGGUCUACUUUCUGGAUAUCUUCUAUCAUCUGAUGUACAAAAUGCGUGCAGAAAUAUUCAUCAGUUGUUCUGGUGCUUUAAACUCAUAGAUUUGCUCUCUUCUUACAGAGGCUGGUGGCCAUGAACAUGCCUCUGAACAGUGACGGCACAGUCAUGUUUAACGCCACUCUAUUUGCAUUGGUGCGCACCGCCCUGAAAAUCAAAACUGAAGGUAAAAGACAACUAUGAUGUUGAACGUGUAUUACACCACUCCUCAGAAAUAGUCUUCUGGUGCAUUUAUUGAAGUUUAACUGUAAAAUUGUGUUAAAUUGUGUUUCGAUAUGCUUGCAUUGAUUUAAAAUGGAAGAAAUCGAGAAGAACCUAAUUCUCAGAGACGCUGGCAUGUGGUUUCAGGUAAUCUAGAGCAAGCAAAUGAAGAGCUGCGAGCAGUCAUCAAGAAAAUCUGGAAGAGAACCAGUAUGAAGCUGCUGGAUCAAGUGGUCCCCCCUGCUGGUGGUUAGUGAAACCCACCCAUGUCUGUCAAUGAAGUUACACACACCUCCUAGUCCGUCUGUUAUACUUUGAAACAGGCUAAAGCAGCUUGCAUAGAUCACAAAGACAGACACACACACACACAAACACCAUGUGCUGCUCUCAUGACGUAAUCAUAAAAUUACAAGCAGCUCCAAAGUGCCCUUUAGUGAAUGUGGCCUUGAAUUUGGACUUCCACACACAUCGAGUCUCAACAUGAGUAAAUCUGUGUUGUCUCUGCUCUGCUCAUGUUUUCCUGGUUGUCCCCUCAGCAGUCUGUUCCUUAUUAAUGUGUGUUUCCUCCGGCUCUGGACACUGACGGAGGCCGCUGACCGUCUGCUGGGCUUUGGGCUUGCAUGGCCUCGUAGACCAAGAGCAUGCCGUGUCCUUCUCUGAUCUCUGUCUCUGUCUUUACCUCUCUCUGUCUAUCAGUCUGACUCUCUCUGUUGUCUUAAUCGCUGUCUUUAUCUUACUGCUUCAGCUUCCACAGCUUCUUCUUCCCAUUCUGUUUUAUCUCUGUAUCCAAAACUCUGAGACACUUCAGAAUAUUCUGAAGCAGUUCUGUUUUAGGGUGGUGGCAUGGAACUAGUGUUGCCUCUCUCUCCAAUCUCUGUCCCCAGCGUGCUUGUUUCAAAGUGAUUCAGACCCCUGCUUCAGAAUGAUUCUCAUACACUCUCACAUACUCCUUAGAUUAAAUAAAAGAAAAAAAAUCUCUUAAAAUAUGCUUUAUAUCCAGGAGUGUGUCCAGAGGGGUGGCUAGGGGUGGCACUGGCCCCUUGAACCCUGAAUAGCCAACCCAGAAUCCUAUGCAAGGCUAUUGGCAUUAUCAGAGACAGAACUUGUGGUAAAAUCAACUAUUUGUGCUUUGUUGUUACAGGAUUUCUUUAAUUAUCGCUGAGAGUAGGACUGGGCGAUUUAUACGAUCGUGAUUUAUGAUAAUGAUAAAUUUUAGUUCGAUCACAGUGAUCAGCUGUGAGCAUAUUUACUCAAUCAAACAUGGCGGAAAUGUGCGCGACAACAGCCAAUCAGAGUCGAACUUUUCCUGCUCACUUCUGUAAGUUGCCGGAGAAGUAAACAGAAUGACCGAAUGUGGAGCUAAACACGGAGCUGAGGGCAGCAAAAUAGAUGUCAGCCGUGACUUUGAGUCAUCCUCUGAAGAUGUUAUCGUUGAGAAGAAAAGUUAUUCAACGUUGGUUGUAUGGAGGUGGUUCCGGUAUCUCAAAGUGACGUCGAGCAAUUAUGCGAAUGAGUAAGGUAUGUCGGUGGUCGGUGACCUCAAAAAUCGGCAACACAACAGAUCUGUUAAAUCAUUUGAAGAAGUACUUCCUGAUUGAUUAUGUGGAAAGCAUGAAAAUAGGAGCAGAGUCUGUACAGCCUGCCACUACUGACAGCACAAGUAGUAUUAGCAGUUUAGCCACAAAUAGCGGUGCAGCCACCAGACCAGAGCAGCAAUCAAUCGUAUUAUCUACGUUUACAUUAUCUAAUGUUUACAUUUUAAGGCGUCUUAAUUAUCCUUGAGGGGGCAAUUUGUUCAUUUUGGGUCUGGUAUACCAGCAAAAACACUCAGGACAAUAAACUAUAUCACGGUAAUAAUUAGUAUUUAUAUUUGUUGUACUGAUGAGUUAAAAUGGUUUUUAUAUUUUUCUGAGUUUAUCUUAUUUGAUUUGCUUUUUAUUUACUUUGUAUGUUAAUAAAAUGUUUAACUAACUUCUAAUUUCUUUAGUUUUUUAGUACAGAUGCUUUAAAACUGGCAGUAAAAAAAAAUUGUGAUAAUAAUCGAGAUCGGAUGAUAUGAAAAUGUAUUUAUUUUAUUUUUUUUAUUUUUUAUUUUUUGCCAAAUCGCCCAGUCCUAGCUGAGAACUCCCCCCCCCCAACUUCCCUUAUCCCAGUGCCCCUGUUUGUCAAAACACCUGGACACACCCCUGCAUAUGCUAGCACAAGUCUUAUGAUGAGCAUAUAUGAGAACACACAGGUGAAUUUAGAAAAACAUACUGAUAUGUUUGAUGCGAACUGUAGAUCUGCUUGCUUGCAUGUGCUGUAGAAGUUAAAAUGGGUUGGAAAAACAUACGGGAUGUAAAGAGUCUUGAUGUUAAAGAUCCAAACACACCGGUCUGUUGAAAUGUGGAUUGGUAUCAAUGUGAUGUCAAAACUGGUCAAAAACGUGUUUUUUCUUUUUUGUUUUUUUUUUUCUGUAAACUGUGCUAAGCAUCUUCAUCUUGCAAGACUCAGGUGGUGACCUGAUACCUUUACCGAGGAUAACGUGAGCUUAGAGGGCUAGUCCCUGCGGGCUGAUCUGAUAGUGCCAGCGAGCUCGAGGCUAGAGAACUGUGCCUGAACAGAACGAAAAAAAUUAAAGUCACAUGGACUUUUUAUGGAGGAAAGUAAACGUUUCAGAAGUCUGAGAAUAAGUGCAAGAGAGAAGUGAGUGUACAUGUCAGCAGCAUGACCAGUUUCAAAAUAAGUAGACAGCAUCAGACCAGGAGUUACAGUGCCAAUUACAACCACUGCUUUAAUGUUAUAUUCAAUUUAAUUUUGACAGUCAGAGAAAUUAUGAGGGGAAUUGUUUUUAUUUUUAAAAUUUUAGCAUUACAGCAUUGCUCUUUGUCAUUGACUGUAUGUAGAAUGACAAUGUGGAUUCAUUUCUGCCCAUUGUAAGAUGGCACUGAUAUAUUCACAUAUUCAUCUAACUUGCUGCUAAAAUAUCAAAGAACCCAGAGGUUGGUUCGACCCACAGCUCAACAGUAAAGGAGGACAGGAAGUCACAGCUGUGAUGAUAUUUCUUGCUUUGUUGGGUCAAAUUGUGGCUGAUUUUCUUCAAGUUUUAAUCUCAUAAGUACAAAAAAACAAAGUUAGAAGAGCAAAUACUUGAUUUUCUGUUCUUUUCAAAACACAGAUAUUGAUGCCAUUUGGUGCAAACUGAGGUACAGUAUAUACACCAUCAAGAUGGAUGUAUAUAAUUUGGUUUAUAAAAGUUUGAAAAGUGCCUCACUUGUCCACAGUCAUAAGGUGAUGGACUGGCAGUUUAAAGAAAAAUGGUUGAGCAAAGGGAAAAAGUCUCUCCUCUCUCCCUGAGUUCUGUGAGUAGUGACCUGCUGACACAGGAAGCAUUUGUGUGGUCUGUUCACUCAGAUGAUGAGGUAACCGUGGGGAAGUUCUAUGCCACCUUCCUGAUACAGGACUACUUUAGGAAAUUCAAGAAACGUAAAGAGGAAGGCCUGGUGGGUGCGCAUCCCUCCCAGAACAACACGGCCAUCGCUUUACAGGUGAGUCUCCUGGUGAUUGUGUUGUUUUUUUUUUAACGAGAGCAAAGAGAGAGAUUGUAUGAAAAUGUGUGAAAACAUGGAUUUAUGAGCAUUUCAAUCUCGUUGAGUCAAGUCUGUAAAAUGUGUCUUUGUGCAUUUCAUUCAAAUAUCAUUAAUGAUAUGGUUUGUGAUCCAGCAGGACGUUCAUGAUCUUGGUGCACAGUAUGAAUCAGUUACUGUGGGGUUCUUAUUUCCAAUGUGUGAUUUUUGUGUCUCUGCAUCUUCAAGUACCAUAGAUGUUGAUGUUAAGCGUGUGUCUUUGUCUCCAGCCAUCAUUUCACGUGUUUUCUGUGCAUUACAAAUCACUCAUCAACUCAUGAAAAUCACAUGCAAACUGAGUUGCCAUUUCUGUUCCCUUAUCAUGUAUGAUAUAUGGUCAUGUUUUGUUCCCAUAUAUCAGUGUCACAGCAAAUACGACAGGUUUUAGUUAAAUUAGACUGGCUUUUAUCUGUGUACGCUGGCUUUUAAGUAUUUUUAAAAACACAAAGUAAAGGAAGAAAAGUUAUUUCAACACACUCAUCCAGCCUGGGUGAGACAACAGGGUGCCUCACAGGACACUCCAGAUUAGUGAUAGAGCAGGUUGCACUCAGGAGAGCACAUUUGUCUGUCUGUGUGUUCUCAUCUCUCACAGUCUGUUGAUAAUCUGUAUGUCAGCUGUUGCAGGUGUGUGUGUGUGUGCGCGCGCGCCCAAUGUGUGUAUGCGAUGGUUGUGGUAUAAUGUCAGAUUUCGUGCUGUAAGUUGUAAAGAUGAAGGUCCCGGCUGUAGCGUUUAGCCCUCUUGUUGUCAUGGUUACAGGCUGGCCUUCGCACCCUUCAUGAUAUUGGGCCCGAAAUUCGCCGAGCGAUAUCAUGUGAUCUGCAAGAUGACGAGCUAGUAGACUUUAUUCCAGAGGAAGACGAGGAAAUUUAUAGGGUAACUGCUUUUAUUCUACAUGUCAGGGGAAAUUAAUGUGGCAAAAGUGUUAAUAUUAUACCCGUAAAGUUUCUAAAUGGUGUUUUUCAUGGUGGAAAAAUAUGUAGUUAAAUUAUGGUAGUUAAAUAUAUAACUGAUGUACUGUCUCUAUAUUAUACAGCCACAAUAUGUUGUUUUUGGUUCUUUUUUUUUCUCCAUUUCAGUUCCAACAAAUUACAAACAGUGCAUUCAUGUUGCUCACUCAUGUGCCAUGAAACCAGCUUCCGAACUUCUUUUUUGCACAUAAAGUUUUCGAAAUAAAUAUCAGACUUAACAUCAAAAACACGUUUUAAUCUGCUCCACGAAGUCAACGCUCGGUGGUUUUACUUUGAGCGUUUUUUCACAGCGAAACGGUGGACUCUUUGGUAACCAUCUGAUGAACGGUGGUCACAGGCGGUCCAACGGCCACCAGACCAACGCCACCCAGAGACCUCUCCAGGUGCAGCCCCCUCCUCACUACGCCCACAUGGAGCAGCCGGUGGGACGCCUUUCUCGAGCAAACGCGAUGUCCCACCACAACCACCAUCAUCACCAUCACCACCACCAUCACCGACACCACAACUCCUACGGCAAGUCUCCCAAAUCCACCAACAUCAACCUGAACAACGCCAACGUCUCGAGCCUGCCCAACGGAGGGCACCACCGCUACUAUGAACACGCGCCACCUAAUGGUUACCCGGGUCGUCGCAGCUCCUAUUAUGACUACGAGAAGCCUCGGACCCCGCAGGGUCAAAGGUAUUCACUCACUAACUACCACAUUAUUGAUUCCACCACAGACAUUGAUCAAGUAACCGAUGCAGAGGUGACCUAUGAAACCAAAACAUGGGUUUAUCUUAGCUAGUUAAAAGCAUCAAUUCUGCCUUUUCUCGAAGGAUCAGAAGACAAUAAGACAAAAUGAAUGAUCUGCACUAACACUUGUCACUGGCUCUCUUUUGUCUCUUUUGUGACUUGUGUUAGUCACAUUGUACAAGCUGCCUUCUUAGCUAAAUUAGCCAUCUAGCUUAAAGUAAACAUGAUGGACACAGCCUCAUUUGUAGGCAUCAAAAGCUAAGCUAACAGGCUGCAGGUGGUUACAAUGGAGAUAUUCUGGCGUAAAAUUAAGGUAGGGUCAAACACACCGUAACACCGUCAAGAGAUGAAUGUUGUCGACCACUUGCUUCUCUAGUUAUACCAACUUUCAUAACAACUGCAUGAUAGAAAUACAGGAGCCACGCAUUCAACCAAAAAGCCACUCUUUAGCCACAAAUAAUGCUCAGAACAGCACCUAACUUCAUCAACAGAACAUAUAGGGUCCCAGCCAUAGCACUAGCCACCAAACAUCUUUUUAGCUUUGCUUGAUUUCUUUAUCAAAGAGACUUAACACAACUCACCUACUCUCUUCCAGCAGCCACUUGUUGUACGGAGUGUCUAACUCAGUGUUAAGGUGUGUUUGACCCUUUAACUUAAUUUUACGCUGGGAUAUCCCUUUAAGAAGUAGUGAGAUUGACGGACAGAUUCUGGUCAAAUUCAUCUUUGAAGAGAAAUAAGCAGUAAUUUAUGUUUUUUUGUGAACAUGAGAAACUUUGUGAAGCUGAGUACAGUUGAGAGGUAAACCUUUCCAUAAGCAGCUAAUAGCUUUAUCACACAAGAAUAAUAUCAGGCAGCAAGUUCAAGAGUUUCAAUGAAAUCUUUGUGGUAAAAACACGUUUGCAUUAGUUUUUGAUUUCCUCCUCUUCUGCUGUUUUCCUCAGAGGCUAUCUUUAGCAUUUGGGAUAUUUAUCUUCGGUAGCAUGACAGCCCUUCACUUAGAUAGUUCUCUGAAAAAAAAUAAUAAAAUACUGGUCUUAGUUUCCAUACAGGGUUCUCGCUGAAAUAGGAAGAUCUGUUGCAUAAUUGUUUUUUCCUACAGCAAACCUCAAGUCUGUUGCAACAGAUUAGGCAAAUCUGUUGUAUAAUUGUUGUUUCCUAUCAAACCUCCUCUUUUCUCCAACCUUUAUUCUAAACCUUUCAUUUCCUGAUUUAUUUUGCUCUUCCUCUGACACUUAAUUUCAUAAGUGACCGACUGUACUCUUAUCUCCUGAUUUCUCAUGCUCUGUUUAGUCAGCUACUUCAAUAUUGGGCCUGUUUUUUUUUUUCUUUAGGACCCAAUAUGUUUGGGGGACAAUUUCAUUGCUGCUGCUUUACAGAGGAGAGAUGAUUUUCAGUUUCUCUCUUAUCUCAAGAGUAGAAAAUGGAAUUGUCAACCAACACUGGAGUGGACGUCCACCAUCACACUCCCUUCCGCUCAUACAUAUACAUGAGAAUUCUGUAUAUGUCUCAUAUAUGAUGAUAUAUGUGUGUCAUAUUCUCUCCAUCCCUUCUCUGUUUUCUUUCUUUUCUCUCACCCUCCUAACCAAAAUGCUUUCUCUCAACCACCCCUCUGCUUUCUUGGACAGAAGGCGCUACUAUGAGACCUAUGUUAGGUAUGUUGUUCCUGUAGGUUUGGCUCCAGCAAGUAUGUUUCAACAACAAGCAGAAGAAAUGUUAUCUUUUUGGUUCAUCUUUUUUUCUUUUGACCCGGUCUUGGAUUAGUGAAUGGCUGCAUCUUUGCUAAGUCAGUGUAAUACGCGAUAUGCUGGCCGGUGAUUUGUCUGGUAACCGUUUGCUGCUGUGAGACUUCCAUGAGAUGUUAAAGCUCUGGAGUAAAAGGAGAACUGUCAUCAACAUUUUUCAAUAUUUUUGGCCAGCAUAUUGCUGAGCUCAGUCCUGCUUUGUGCAUGUGUCCAAGUGACGUGCCUGCUUUGAGGAAGAAUCCAGAUUCUUGAUAUCAAAGAUGCACAACUAGUUGCAGUUCUCGUUUCACACCACUAUUUUCAUUUAAUGUUCGUUUCCCAAGGAUUAGAUUUUACUCACUUCACUUAACGUUUCUUGAAUGUAACAACACCUACUGUAUGUAUGAAGGACCUCAAAGUAGAUGGGAUGUUUAGAGGACAAAGUGAUGCUCUUCAGUCAGAAACGUCUGCCUGUUGUCCAGUUUGGCUCUGAUACGUUUUUUUAAGUGUGUCCUGUUGCAUCGCUGCCCCCUGGAGGCUUGCGUCUGCAUGGCAGUGCAUGGCCCCAUUCCAGUAUCUACUUGCAACUGCAGCGUUGAGCGCUGUCUGACUCCUCAUACCUCUUGUCAGGUCCCGAGGAGUGGAUGGACGCCACCCAACCAUCCGCAGAGAGGAAGAGUUUGAUGAAGACCGCUUCUCUGGGGAGUAUUACAGUGGGGAGGAGUUUUAUGAAGAUGACAGUAUGCUGUCAGGGGACAGGUAAUGACCCAUUUGGCAACCUUUGGAUGUUAUGUAGUUUUCCUAAAUACAAUUAAAAUGGGAAAGCUGUGCAGAGCUCUAUGAAGAACUAAAGUUAAUCUGUAUAAAAACCGAGGGAUGGUGGAUUCUUUCUUUCCUGAUCUUUAUUGUUCAUGUCCACAGGUAUCAGAACAGUGAUACAGAGUAUGAGACUCCCAAAGGUUACCAUCACCCUGACAGUUACUAUGACGAUGAUGAGCAGCCACUUUAUCGUGACUCACGGAGGUCACCAAAGAGACGGCUGCUUCCUGCCACACCUCAAGGUAUCUUAUCCUUUUGUCUUUUCAACACUAGAUCAGCUGUUUUAAAAACAUUUUAAAAAGUUUGACUUUGUGUCUCAAUUCAUUCCUUGAGUGUUAUCCCAAAUGCACGUAAAAGAAACAAAAAAAUCCAGUAUGAUUUAGCUGGGAUCUGCAGAGGAUCUUAGAGAGGUGGGGGGGCCUAGAAUUACCCAAAUUAUUAUUUUUUUAAGUAUGUAAACAAAUGUAUACCUGGAAUGACUAUAUAUUUGUGACACUGUCAAAGAGUAUUUCAAAGUAUGUGCUUCAAACAAACUCAUGAGUGAAGAAAGUUCAUACUGUAAAAUUAUGAAUGAGAAAGCAAAGUGAAAUUUUGCUUUGGGACACUUUGUACCCACAGCUGCCACUCUGGGUUUAUCUUUAUUGAACUUUAUUUCUGAAGAAAGUCAGUUAACAGGUUUCAGGACAGAACCCAUUAAAGUGUUUUCUUCAUCAUCAAAGUUACUGUCUAAAAAAGCACUCAUACUGUACGUGAGGCACUGAGAGUAUUAGUUAUCCACCCACUCAGCAUCAUAUUCCCUGUGAGGUUUUUUUUUCAGUAUUGCAUGCUGUCAAAGUUUCCUGCAUGAGGUCACUCACUGGUCCACUCCUGACUUGCUCAGGUAACAGGAGGCCAUCCUUCAACUUUGAAUGUCUGCGCAGACAGAGUAGCCAGGACGAGCUUCCACAUCAGCGUACAGCUCUACCACUGCACCUCAUGCAGCACCAGGUAACACAGGAACAUGUCUCACCUGUCUGGAUUGCUCACAUGCAUUGUUUGGUACACUUCUGCACAGUUUGGACAUUUCUGGAAUUAUUUUCUUUCAUACUAUUAAAUCUUGAAAUCAAAACACACUAAUCAGAUGUUCUCUCAAAGGGAUAUUCCAGCGUAGAGAUGAAUGUUGCCGACCACUUGCUUCUCUAGUUAUACCAACUUUAGUAACGACCGCAGAUAGCAAUACAGAGAGCCAUGCGCUCAACCAAAACAACACUCUAUAACCACAAAUAAUGAUCAGAACAGCACCUAACUUCAUCAACAGUACAUAUAGGGUCCCAGCCAUAGCACUAGCCACCAAACAUCUUUUUAACUUUUCCUUAUUUCUUUAGCCAAGAGACUAAACACAACUCACCAACUCUCUUCCAGCAUCUGCUUGUUUGUACGGAGACCUCCAGGCGAGGCCAUCGACUGCAGCGGGGUGCUGCAGCUCAAGGAACAACAUUAAUGAUAAUUUCUUUAUCAUUUCCUUGAAGUAAUAAUCAUCAUAUUAAUAAUUUUGCACUCCAGACGCGGUAGUUCUUCUGCCUUAGCGUCUCGGUCUGAUUGCAUUUCCAUGAUGAAAUGAUCAUAGAUGUUCUUCCUUGAGCUGCGGCACCCCGCUGCAGUCGAUGGACUUGCCCGAAGGUCUCUGUACAAACAAGGCUCUCUGUACUUCUAUCUGCGGUCGUUACUAAAGUUGGUAUAACUAGAGAAGCAAGCGGUCGGCAACAUUUAUCCCUUGAUGGUCAGUGUUACAGUGUGUUUCACCCUAGUUUAAUUGUAUGUUUAUCUCUAUGAAUGAAUUUGAACCCUGUGUUUUUGCUGACCUACCAGGUUAUGGCUGUAGCAGGCUUAGACUCCAGCAGAGCGCACCGCCUCUCCCCAACCCGCUCCACUCGCUCCUGGGCCACACCCCCUGCCACCCCGGCCAGUAAAGACCAGUCUCCGUACUAUACCCCUCUCAUCAGAGUGGACCACCCACACAGGGGGAGUGCUUCUAGCAGCCAGGUGUCAGUGCGCAAGAGCUCGUGGUACACAGACGACCCGGACUUCACCCAGAGGACGUACUCGCCGAUCCACCUGCAGGUGCCACCUGAGUACCACAACCAGUACCACCAAAAGAGAGGCAGCGCCACCAGCCUUGUGGAAGCGGUGAGUUUGAUGUUUGAUUACGACCUCACGAGCACAUUUGAAAAUGAUCUGAAGCGAUGUUUUCCCCCCCGUGGCAGGUUUUGAUAUCAGAAGGGCUCGGGAGAUACGCCAAGGACCCAAAGUUUGUUGCUGCCACAAAGCACGAGAUAGCAGACGCAUGUGAGAUGACGAUAGACGAGAUGGAGAGUGCAGCCAGUCACCUGCUGAACGGAGGAAUGGCCCCGUGCGUCAAUGGGGUCAACGUGUUCCCCAUCCUGACACCACGGGACUAUGAACUGCAGGACACAGCAGCCAGCUACAGUGACGAGGAGCCAGAGACAGAACCCAGAGCUCCUUACGAGGAGGAUCUGGCAGACGAGAUGAUCUGCAUCACAACUUUAUAG